UGUGUGUGUGUGUGUGUGUGUGUGUGUGUGUGUGUGUGUGUGUGUGUGUGUGUGUGUGUGUGUGUGUGUGUGUGUGUGUGUAAGAGAGUUGGACCUUAGCCCUUAUCUAAUAUCUGUUAACUAAACGCUAAUAAAUCGUGCGCCAACACUUCCAACAACUAGCUCCCAGAUCACAAACGUCGUCGUUUUUCAUUUCGCUCUCACAGAGGGCACUCUGAUAUCAAUUUGCAUCGAGGUGUAGGACGUGGUGCAGCCCGCGUGCACCCCUCUCUACUCCUCCUCGAGUAGUAUACAGCGGGACACUCCGCAGUUCGCUUAUCCCGUUCCUUCCAGUUGGCUUUUACGCGCGACGUCUGCAGUACUCAGUGAUUCAGUGAGCCCUUCUCCUCUGCACGCGCCAGGCUGUAUUUGGAUGAAGACAGGCAAGGCAGGAACCGUUUUACCCCUCAGUGCUUCAAUGGCGAAACAACGCUGGUUUCGUCCCAGUAAACAAUCGUAGAUGAAGACAUUGACGCUUUUUUUCUCCUCCUCGCGACUCAUUUUUGACAAAAUGUGGGACGCGCGUUCUCUACGCGGAGACCGCGGAGUUCUCUCCUCAGCUGUAGCCGCUUGACUGGAGGGGGUUCCCGGCUCCCUUUUCAUCCUAUACUCCCUCAGGAACGAGAGGAGUUUGCAUGCAAAAGGUGGUUUAUCUCGGCAAGGUGAGGGGGACUGUUUUGUGUCACUUUGAUACGAUUUUGGACCACAUAGUGAACGGUACUGAAGUACAUUUUACGUGAUGCCAGGACAGAUUUUUAGGCUGAUUUACAUUCUGUUCAGGAUUCUGAUACGGUAAAAAAAGAAAAACCUAACCUAGAGAAAAAGGGGUAGUAGAGUAACAGGUAUGCAGUAUUUCUGAAUUUAUGGGACUGCAGAACACACUGGGAGUCCAGAUUUCUUUUGUAAUGUGAUCUUAUAUUCCCACUGAUUCUUAAAUUGCAUCUCACGGUUUAUUCAGAUUGUAAAUAUGCUGCUCUGCUGCUAAUGGAACAAAUAUUCUGGCACAGUUUAAUACAGCUAAAAAAAAAACUGUUGCAUUUAAGUAUCAGCUUAAUUCAAUCCUUUAAGAGGGUGGUAUUAAGUAAAAUGCCAACCUGCUCUCUGUCAAGAUUUUUACAUUAACAACUUUCAUUGAAAUUUUACACUAAGUGUUUGAGGAAUAUUAAAUAUUCUGUUACACACUGAAAAAAAUUAAUGUCUUUUUCCUGAAUUAGGGGUGAUAUUUGUCAGAAAAUGAGACUGUAUUAACCAAAUGUGGCAGGGGAGAGCUAAAAAGUUUGAAAAGAAAUUGAAAAAAUUGCUCAAACGUGUCUUUCCCUUAGAGAGUGUAUCAGUGGAUCUCAAGGCACCCUUCAGUCCAUUUGUUUCCUGACUAACCACUCAGUGAGUCCCGAGCUUCCAGCGAUAAGACUGCAUAGAAAGUAGUGCUCCCGCAGGAGUUCCUUCCCUCACUACAGCCACAACAGUGCUGGGGGGGAGAGCAAAGCAAAGCAGCCAUAUUGAGUGUUAAAACAAAAUCAUUGAUUCUGUCCAACACUUUCUUAGAAAUGUAAUGAAAGGGAUCAAUAACUAUGCAGCUGUUGCUAUUUUGGAGUGAAAAUGCAGAGUAUCUCUGACUGUGUCCUUGUGCUGCUUGAAGGGAACAGGUUUAGUCUUGGUUUUAUUUUUUGAGACAUGUGAUGCACAGUGUAAAAAAUGAAAUAGCCAAUCUUUUGAUGCUCAAUUUGUUCAGCUUGUUCCUGAUAUUUAAUCAUCUCACUAACUUUGUUGUCUUUUGUUUUCUCAGUCAUGGAGGGACUUUCCUAAAGAGGAUCCCACUUGAUUCAAAACUUUAGACCCCCUUUUUUUCUACUUCCCUCUUUAAGUCAUUUUAACAUCUCCCUAAAUUAGUUGCCUUUCCAUCAAAAUGGCCGAGAGGAUUGGACCAGCAGGGCUCAAGCCCACCAACAUCCGAACCGCUCCCUCCUUGCCCCCAGAACCCAUCGACAUCAUCCGUACCAAAGCCCGCUCCCGCAGAGUUCGGCUUAAUGUCGGGGGGCUGAACCAUGAAGUCUUAUGGCGGACGCUGGACCGACUACCCAGGACCCGGCUUGGCAAGCUUCGAGACUGCAACACCCACGAGUCCCUGAUGGAAGUCUGCGAUGACUACAGCCUGAACGAAAACGAGUACUUCUUUGAUCGUCACCCGGGAGCCUUCACCUCCAUUCUGAACUUUUACCGCACGGGGAAGUUACACAUGAUGGAGGAGAUGUGCGCCCUAUCGUUUGGCCAGGAGCUGGACUACUGGGGUAUAGAUGAGAUCUACCUGGAGUCCUGCUGCCAGGCCCGCUACCACCAGAAAAAGGAGCAGAUGAACGAGGAGCUGAGGCGGGAGGCUGAGACCAUGAGGGAGAGAGAGGGGGAGGGAGAGUUUGAUAACACCUGCUGCCCAGACAAGAGGAAGAAGCUGUGGGAUCUCCUGGAGAAGCCCAGCUCCUCUGUGGCUGCCAAGGUAGGGAACUGAAAUGGGAAGUGUGAUCUCACCGCCCCCAUCUCACAUUCCCCGAUCACAUUCAGAGCAGAACACUCUGCCUGGAUCAUAGCACAUUACAAGCACACCUCAGCUCACAGACCUCCUCCCACCUGUACAAAAUAGUCCAUCUAUUUGAAUCCUAAACAGGCAUGGACUGUACUCUUAUCAGGUGUGUUCUUGUGCCAUCUGUCUGGUUCCCAGUGGAGCAACAGUUGUUAGGUCUGGACUAAAUAUAUAAAAGAGAUGCAUGUGAGGGUGUAACGUGAGCAAACAUCAUGUUUUAGGGAAAUUUAUGGUUCCGGCACUAAUUGGUUAGUUGUGAAAUCACAGCAGGAGCUACAUUUAGAGUCUACUUACUCUGACAAAUUAAUUGGUGAGAACGUCAGCUGCUCGUGUUGAAUUCUGUGCAGAGAUUAAGUGUGUCAGUGUUGAGCAGAUUUGUCAAUGAUGUGUGACGCGGCAAUUCUCUUCUCAGGAUUGGUACAUGUGUCCUUCCUGGUGCUUUCGUGGAUCAAUCUCAGUCUAGGUCUUUCAUUUUGGAUCUGACAGGAUGAUGUCAAGAGUUUGUGGCAGGUGUGUUGAGGAAAAGUGAUGCGUCUGAGGCAUUUGCUAUUUUUACUCAGAGUAUAUUUCCUUCAUUUGGAGCCAACUGAGGCAGUCAUCAGUGCCUUCUCUCCCCCACACAUGGCAUUUGUAGAAAACUGCAGCAUCAAUCCCAUGCAGGUUUAGCAUCCUGGAUCAACCUUACAGAGAUGAAAUAACAGUGUAGCAAUGUCAAGCCUUGCUAAAAUGAUGACAUCUCUUUCAACUCUUUUGCCACCUCCUCCUCUUCUUCUCACCCCAUCCCCGCUCUGACUCAGUCCUCAAUUAGGUAGGUCAGCGUUGAUGAAAUCCAAUCAUUGGUAAUUUACCUUAGGUCUCCAGUAUCCUGAUCUCAUUACUGCGCGGUGCAGGGCAGGGUUGGCCCAAGGAUUAUAUUCCGUGUCAGCGUAUCAUAAUCAUAGGGGUUCCUGUGUUUAUGUGAGAUCUAAGGAACAUCAUACGCUCCGAGUGUGUGAUACAGCUCCUGUUGCUACGUGUGCUGCGUGGAUUCAGACUCUUCCAUUGAGGAGAAAAAUGUUUGCUCAAGGAUCAAGAGAGCAGAUUCAAAGUAUACAAAGUGUAGACUUCAAAUUCAUUAGCGCGGAUAGAGGCAUCAAAAGGACAAAUUCAGGACUAUGAAGCAAUGAUCAAAGAAACAAGAACAAAGAAUAGACAUGAAUUUGUAAUGUAGAGCAAUAAAAAAUUCUUAUUCAAGAAUCAUGGGCACUGGCUGGAGUAUAUGGGAAGUAGAUUCUAGUAUUAACACUUAAGAUUCUAGAAGCAGUCAAGAGCUCAGAUUCUAGAAUGUAGAGUUGAGAUUCUAGAAUCAAGUAUAGGUUUAAAGGUCCUUACACACCGGGACCGAUGCAAAUAUACAACGCAAAAUUACGAAAUAUUCAGAGGCGAAUUUUAAUGCACCUGACUACACACAUCAAGCCUGAUGCAAUUUUGCGACUUUCUGGGGGGAAAAAAGACGUGUCCCGGGUGGAAGCAAGAAGACUGACACACAACCAGACUGAUUGUUUUUCAGUUCUGAUUAGACACUAGUGUUGAGAUGUCUGUCUGUCAUGAUAGCAUGUACUGAGUCGGGGCCAGUACCAGAUAAGCACAUUAAACUAUAAUCCAUAAACAUAAGGUAACAACCGAGACCUUGUGGGGCUGUGACAGCAAUGCGAUUGAGUUUGAGACAGUGAAAAUAUAUAUGGUAUGUUGUAUCUGAACAGGUUAGCUUACGAGCUAAAGUUACUUAGCACAGAUGAAAGUUAAAACAAAGACGUUUAGCAAACUGUUAAAGCACACAAACCAUCGUCAUAUGAGAAAUCUGACACUAUGACUCUCCACAAGUUGUCCUUCAGGUCGUUAACUUUGUAAUGUUUGUGUCUUUUAUAAUAAAGCACUCUGUUCUCUGACACGUAAACAAUCAGCCGGUCGGCCAUGUUGGAUAUACCGGUGAAUCAGACGUCGCAACAACACGAAAUCUGAUUGGUCAGAAGUGGACACACAGUAUGCGAAACUUUAGAAAAUUUGAUCGUGAUACAAAAAAAUAUCGCUGCAAUAUCGCAGGACGGGAAAAUGUCGCUGAUGUGAAUGCAGUGCAAUGCAAAUACACAAGAAUCUACUGCAUCUAGAAUCUAGAAAAUAUGAAGAUUAAUCAUUCUAUGAAGGUUUAAGACAAUGGAGGGCGCGAUACAAAAAUCCAGAAUGCUGAAUGUAAUUUCUUGGGUGUUGAUUAAAGAAACAAUCUGUGCAUUUAAGAAUCUAAGUUGUUUAGAGAAACGGUAGCCUUGAAUACAGGACUUAAAAAAGGUUGAAGAUUCUUGAAUUGGAUUUUUAAAAAAUCUUGUUUACAGAAUUAAAAAUCCUGAGCGUAGAUCAAAAAAUCUAGAGUUGAAUCAGGAGUGUGGAGUCAGGAAUAUGUAGAAUAUGUAGACUGAAGAAUCUGGAGUGUUGAUACAAGAACCUGCAAUGAUGAUUUAAUUUUUAAUCACCUCAGUCUAGAUUCAUAGAAACAGCUAACUGAGUAAGCCAGCUCUGGCAGGCAACUCAAGCUGCACCAAUGUGACACUUGAUUCCCACAAUCACAUGACAAAUAAAUCCUUCCAAUUUGAGGGUCUAUUUAAGCUGAAAGAUUUCUGAUCUCUGUGUCUGCUUGGCUACUGUCACUGCUGCCGUGCAUUAGUGCUGUGCUCUAAAAUUUCAGCCCCAUCACGCCAGCAUUCACUCUGAUGCAUUUAAGAUGUUAUCCCAUCUCUCCUCAGAUCAUGCAAAUAAAAGUAAACCUUAAAUAUGUGGUGAGUUGUGAAAACUGUGUGGUAAUGUGAUGCAAUACUUGCCGUCCAGGUGUUAAAACAUGUUUGGCCUUCCUUGCUGUAUUGGUACUGCACAGCUAGUUUUCCCUCACUGAUUUGUGAUUGACAAGCCUCCUGCCUCAUCCUAAUAGUUGUCUCCUGCCUCCAUGAGGAAGCUAUAUAUCUAAAGAAUCAAUGACAAGAAGGUUGCCAGUAUCCAACUUAAGGCAAACUCAGGUGACAGCAGCAAGGUAAUUUGAUAAGCUGUGGGAUAUUUAAAGUGAUUUACCUCCUUAAUAUGGCCCCUCGGUCUCAAGACGCAUCAGGGUAUUGCUGACCUGAUCACUAUCAUGUGGGGGAAGCCUGUGAAACCUUCAAGGGAAAUCCCACCCUAAUUCAAAUUGCAUUGAUAUUCUGCUGAGUGCUCCACCAGGGGAACUUGAACGUGGCUGUAAUGACUCUGCCUUGCGACUGCGCAAAGGUAAUCCACCGCUGAGAGUGCAUUGGAAAGUAGACUCUCAAGGGGUGUGCAACUGGCAGUUCCCUGAGGUCAGGGAAGUCUUUUAUGGGAACAUUGAGGACCCUUGAAAGCCCUUGACCAAGGAAAUACCAUUACCGGGCCUGUACACAGCCCUGUGCUCCUGUACUCUUACACAUGGCAACUCAGCCGUUUAUCAAGUGCAGUCAAAGUAUCCUGGCACAUAUAUCCUCUCUUUUUCUCACACUGCUUUCCUUAAUCAGAUAUUAGCGCUGCCGUAAGAAACCUUUGGCACUCUCUGCCCUUAAAGUAAAGGUUAAGCAUGAGAGGACUGACCUUUUCGGGGAGGUCAAUCAAGCUAGGAUUACAUUUAUCAGCAAUAACAGGAACGUGUGCUUUGAGAGUUUGUGCAAGCCCUUGUAGAAUUGAAAAGGUUGCAGCUAUUGCAACAAGAAAAAAAAAUGUGCUGGAGCAAGCAGCAGAAAAUGUCUGUGAAAGCUACAAGUGAAAAGAUGUGCUUGGAAUGAUAGUUGCAGAAGAAAGCCCGGAGAGAGAGUGAGCGAUGUAAGAGAGGUAGUCCUGUUAGUUACGCCCCAGGAUGUUGGAAGAGUUCUUUGCAAACAUUUUCCAGUAAGUAAAGAAAGAAGUGGUCCAAACAAAGAGUUACAGAGGGGUUGGCUGUGCCCUUUCUGUGUUGGUACAUGACUUUUGGUGGCCUGAUCUAGUAUAGCGUGAGGGGAAAGAGAAAAGGAGUUACUUCUUGUCCUGUUCUAUCUGGUCCUUGGCUCGUCAAAGGUGAGUCCAGGGGGAAAAGCAAGACGCUAAUGUCAAAACAAGAUCUCGCCAACCCCGGUACUAGAUAGAACACCUGCAGGAGCUUCACAUCAGAAUAUCCUCAGCUGAACCUCCAUUAAAAGUGUUUUUUAGCAGUUUUAUUGAGAAUUAAAUUACAAAAAAACAGCAUAAAAACAGCAUUUUCACAGCUUCAAGCCUUGGCUAAAUGACUGUCAUUUGCUAUAACGUUAUAUAAGAUUAUUGCAGCUGAGUAUCAAAUGAUUGUUGCCAUUGUUUCCUUACUGUAGGCUAUAAUUUCUAUUAAUCCGGUAGAUCGUGUCAUCCUUGAUAUGGAGCCAGAAGGAUUUGUACUGCCCUGACCCUUUUCUGUUUACAAUGAGUCACCGCUUGAGCUCUAGAGAAGCACACUUAGCAAAGCUCGUACAAGAAGUCACACAAAGUGCUGCAUUGCUGUAAGGCAUCUAUUUCGAAUGCUUUAAACUAAGGUACAUAAAUAUAUAUUAACUGUAAACUUGCAGUAAUCAUAAAAAGUCUUUUUGUUAGCCUGUGUGACAAUAUUAGUUACGAUCUAGAGUUUCACUUCACAACCUUUUGUAUACUUUUGGUCGAAGGUAAGAAAGUUUGGUACAUUAAACAUGAAUUGUAAUCCCAGUAUGCUUUAUUCACUCUUCUAGUACUGUCAUAAGAGUUCAUUGAGGGAAAAUACUUCAAUUUCUCACCCAGCAGUCAUAGAUUGCAUGCAUAAUCAAGCAUUAUUGAGUGUCAUUUGAAUCCUCUUUGGAAGUAUCCAGAUCAUUAAAUAUAUUUACCUGAAUAAUAAAUGUUAGCAGAGACUGACUAUUCCCCUUUUUAUAUCACCCUCUUUAAAUGCAUCACUGUUAACAAUCUUCUUUUCUGCAAAGACAGAUCUUUUUGCAACAUAAACAGAAAUGUAAUUUAAAACCUGCCAGUGUUUUAUCUACCGCAUGUCAUAUGUCAGUGCGCAGUUAAGUGCAAUUGGAUGUCUUGAGUUCAAUUUCUUCUAUUUUCAGAUAAGCACGACUCUAUGAAGGGGAUGUAUUAUAAAUAUUCGGAUGUCGCCGACUGUUUCCUUCACGACUGGUGAUUUAGUGAGAGCUUCAAUAUUAACACGAGUCAGGCUGUAGUGCUGCUAUCAUAAAUUAAUGCUAUUAGUUUUAACAUGGAUGCCUACAGUGCUCAGUUUUAAUAUAUGAAGAGUUCAGUUUGCAGGAGCAGCAUGUUUUUGCUUUGAUUAGUGUUCAUGCAAAGCGACUUUAUAAGCUCUCUGGAGUAUUAACAACGUGGUCUGAAAUAUUAAAGCUGUAAUAUCCCCUUGCUAUGAGACAGAAACCAUUCCCCUCUUUAGGUUUUCUUCACUUUAGAGUCCAUUCAGUGUGCGGGCAGUCCUGGAAAAUAAUGACCAAAGAUUCAGAGCGUUUUAAAGAGAUCAAUGUUUCUACUUGCCAGACCUUUCAAGUUAGGUUUUCUAUCUCCCUCACUCCUCUCUACACGAGCUGUGUCUAGCCUUGUGCUCGCUCUUAAUGUGGAUGUGCACCAUUAGUCUUUCCUUAUCUAAUAAUCCAGUCUAUCUAGUGGGAAUGCAAAGCAAUGGGCUUGUAUGGGCGCAGACUUGUGCAGUUUGGUCCUCCCACGCUCCCGGAGCAGCAAAAGUGAGUCCAGCACAGACACUGCUGAGGAUGAUGACACAACAUGAUGAAGCUGGAGCAUGAUCCAGUACAGUAACAAACACCUCAAUCUUAGUCUUUAUGGAUGUCAGAUUUGCCAUUUUUACUUUUCGACUUUCACAUGGCAGACGUUUUUCUCUGACGCUAAAACACAUUUGAGAACCUGUUAGCUGUUUGUCAUCAAGUCAUAUUUUUAAACCUAAUUUUAAUCGCUCACUUUACAUUAGUAACAAAGUUUUAAGUUCGCAAAUAGGCUGUGAUGUUAGUCCCACAAUGUCAGUCCAUAUAUCUCACAACGGGCUCAAAUGCAGGCAUGCUGUUUUUAUUCAUUCUUCAUAUUCGUCGCCAUUUAACAGUUUUGUAUAGCUUUGUUUUGCCUAAAGCAUAAAAUCAAAUUAUUUGAGGUUUCUACAACAAACCAGUGCCACAUCUCGACAGCAUUUACGCUUUCCACCCUGAUCAUGACACAAGAUGACAGUGGUGGCAGUGUGGAUGUGGUCAAUUGCUACAAGUUAAGUCAGGUUUUGGACAUGUGAUGCAUUAGGAGUGACAUUAGCUUGACGUGCGACAUGAGGAAAUUUAAUUAACACACUUUUGUACUCUAGUCGUACAGCACUUGUUUCAGAUCACUGCUGCUGACAGCCUCUUACUCUCCACCCAUCCAUUUCCUUGCAGGCUUUUACAGCACUGGAGCGCACAUUUGGCCUUUUGUGGGUAUUGAUGUAGUUUCUGACAGUGUGAGAGUCAAAGAUGGAGAGGGGCGCUGAAAGGGGAAAGAAGAUUGACGGCAUUAAGUUGGUUAGAAGUUUAACGUCCUCCCAUUAUGUGCCCUGAGGUCAGAUUUUAGCAGGAGGUCCUCCCUAUCAUCCUUUAGUCUGUAGGUUGUGGUCACUCUUCAGAAGGUUAAAUCAAUAGGCAUCAGCAUUUUAGGAGAAAAAUGUUCUCUGGCAAAGAGAUUUUUUUAAACUUUGUGCUUAUUUGGUGAAAAGCCUGCCAACUGGACUCUGACCUUGCCUGUUGAAAUCAAAUUUUGAUGUUUUUAAGUCAGUUAUUGCAGUCAAGGUGAUACCCUGUUGCAGAGACAAGAGUAGCUCCUAGCUGCAGCACUAAGUAUUGUCGUGCAUUAUCUCAUUUGUUCUUUAGAGAGACAUCCGGAUGUACUACAGGAGAGGAGUUUUUUUCAUUUAGGAGGAGUGCACCUUCUGCAGUCUCCUGGUUACAUAAGCCUUCCUCCAGGCCUCUAAUCAGUACAGCCAAGCAUUUAGGCAGCAGCACCUAAAUCCUCUUUACCCCACAAUCAUAAUCAGAUAAGAGCGAACCUCCUAGAUUAUAGGUGACAUGAGUUCUUUUAGUACAUGGGUGGAGGAGGCUGUAUCUUUUAUCUGUAUGUUCCAUGACACAGUUAAAACAGAUCUCCCUGUGCUGUUUGCUGUGUUAUCAAUCAAACUAAACACCUGCAAAAUAAGGAUUACACUUAAUAGAAAUGAUUCCUCCAGUUAUCAUGUUUAAAUAUUGAAUAAUUAAGGUUAAAGAGGAGGUAGGAGCUUUUAAGAAAACAGGCAAUUUAGCUGCUAAUUCAAAAUCACUUCUUUUCUUGGGCAUAUUUUACUCUUUCUGGUUGCCUAAAGCUUUUUUUUGUCCCUUGUGUACAUUAGUUUUUCAUUCAUUUAAAGCAAACGUAAUAAUACCUUCCAUUUUUUUUCACGAAAACAGCUGAUUUGUUGUAUAUACAGUGGAUACUUACGAGUUCGCUCUGCUAUAUACACACCAUGUGCAUGAAUUUCCUCAUAAGGACAACCAUCUGCACAAGUGGUGUAAGCAAAUAAAGCACUCUCGACUCUCUCCCCUCUUCUACUGCUGCUGUUUGAAUUUAUGAUUUUGUUUCCAAGAAUAAAAAUAUUAUUUUUUUUACCACAGUAAAAGUUCCAUGUUUAAUAUUAUCAAACCGUGAAGUAGAGAGAUGGUUUUAGACAAACUGUACAGGAAAGUCUGCAGUGUGGAUGUGUUUACAUUGUAUCCAGGGAGCUUAUACUCAUGUAAUGGGUGCAUGAUCGCGCUGAUGCAAAAAUAAAGAGGAAAUUAACACUCAAGGGGGACAUAGCACAUCUUUUAAUUUUGAAUGCACUGAAAAUGGUGCUUUUGAGACUUUUCGUGAUCGCCUCCUGGUAAGAAUCUGACUGGAUGUCAUGGGUUUUCCAGCAGAGGUAUCCCUGGGUUAUAUUUCAACUGAAGAGCAGGAUGGGACACUGCAGCCCUUUAUUGAUUUAACUAAAGCGUUGAAACUGUGAAUCCCACCCGCAGGGUUGAGAGGGAACAUCUAAAGUGAGGCCGGGGCAAGUUGUUGGAGACAAAGUACAAGGAGGCUAUUGAUGCAGCUUGAUUCCCAGAAUUGAUCUGUAGAAACCAUUUUUAAUUAUUUCAGAAAUACCCAUACAUCAAUGUCUGCAGUAACAGGAAAACACACCUCCAUCCUCGUCUGAUUUUGCUUUGCUUUGCACAAAUAACCUGCCGCUGCUUUCUUCCAUUUCCAUUAUUACUAGGAGGGACUCGCAUGCAGAGGAAUUACAGUCAGGAUGCAGCUCAGUGGCAGUGGUGUCCUGGCAGAGCUACAGGCACGUCUUUAGGCAUAUUACUGUGCGGUUAAACAUGCAUGCACUGAAUCCCGAGUGGAGAUAUCAUGAAAUGAAAGUCAAGAGGCAGGACUGGCAACUCGGUUAUUUGCACACAUAAAGGGGGAGGAAGCAAAACUAAAUCCAGGGAAAGGAAUAAACUUGCUUUGAAACAAGUCUAGUACAAACAACAUGCCCAGUACAAGCCAGGGCUAAUGAGCGGCCAGAUGGUGUGAGAGGCCUGAUGGCUGACGUCUUAUUAGUAAUUCUACUGUCAUCCCCGGAAAACACCCUCACAUUUCCUAAGAACAAAUCUGUUAUGACUCCAAGUGCCGCUACUGAGGGCUUUUUUCAUAAUCAAUUACUCUGUUUUGUGGAAAAUGUUCAUUUCCCAGAGGGGUGAUCUUCAGAAUGCUUGCUUUGUCAAACCAGUGGAUUCAAGACUGAAAAAUGUGAAACUGGAACAAAAGUAGAGGCAAUUCUAUAGAUUUCACCAGCUGUAAAAAUGAAAAGUUUAGAUCUGAUUUUAUGGUUAAUAGUGAUUAUGAAGCCUUUUAUAUUUUGGUAAAAAAUGGUUUGAUCUUUGGCUCCAAAUUGGAAAGCUUGACACCACAGUAUCGUUACGUUCAUUUUGACUUGUGGUCUUGAACACAAGCCCAGUAAUUCAUCUCCUUUUAGCUCUGUUUUGGUCUUCUUAAGCCUCUGAGGGAAGUGCCCGGCUCUUUGGAGUCUGAAAGCUUCACUGUUUUACAUAUCUGUUACUAAAAUAGCGUUUUCUGUCCAUUAAGGGUGGGAAAAAAAUUUGCUACAGCACAGUAUUGCGAUAUUUUGUCUGGUGAUAUAUCGUAUCGCCACAUGAACCAAGAAUUGAUUUUUUUCAAAUUGGCGUAAGUAGCACUUAUGAAGUCAAAUAAAAUAGUAUUUGUUGUUUGAAACAAAGUUUCGGCUCAGUUUGCUCAGUAUCCUCAUUUAAAACAACUUGGGUUUUUGACUGAUCAACAAUGUUAAAUACCAUGAUAUAUUAUUACUUUACUGUGAUAUGUCUUGUAUCAUGAGGUUCUUGCAAAUAUACAGCCGUAUUGUAUUGUAUCGUAUCGAAUCGUGACACGUAUCGUGAUAUGUAUUGUAACAUGAGGUCCUUACCAAUACCCACCCCUACUGUCCACUAUUUGUUGCUUGUCAGGUUUUACUGUAAAUACAGUUUGUUGCAGCCAAAAACAAGGCUAAAGCUAAGCUAAUUGUGACUCCAGAGUCAAGGGUUUGUUAUUGUAGCCUCUCACACCUUUACUGCUUCUUCUCCACCAUUUGGCCACCAUUUCUUGUUACACACUCUAUAUGAGCUGAACACUUCAUGCUUGUUCACCCUGCAAGAAGUUCAGAGGUAUAAACUGGCCGAAAGCCCCACGUCUUAGCAGCAUCAGAGCGAGACAUAAAUCCCAUUGAAGGCGGGGAGUGGCUGUGGACCAGCAGCGAGCGUCAGCUCUGGCUGGCACUGCCAGCUUGAGUGACACUGUGGGAAAGAGGCUAAUGUGUUUCUUCCUUCUUCCUGCCUGGGUUGUAUCCUCCCUGUCUUCCUUCUUAUUGCCUCCACUGCUGCCCCCUGUGAGGUGUGCUCAACCUGUCUUCUGCUGUUUUCCUCAACUCGGAAGGCGUCAGAAAAUAGGGGGAGACGGGGUGGGGACGGGCAGAGAAGAGUCAUCAUUCUAAACGCUACGAACACCAGGUCUCUAUUACGUGCUUCAGUAAACCCACUUCACACACAAGCACACAAAACACACACUAUGAACUCACAGCUAACAGCCAGUCUUCCACAUCCCUGCACAUACGUUAACUUUAAUACACACAAUAUGCCCUCAGUGGUUCGGCACACAAACAGAGGUGCCUGUGCGCGCACACACAUACACACACCUCUUUAUCAGUGAGCUUUCAAAUAACUGCUGAGCCAGCUUCCUCUGAGUGCCACUGUUGUCUCCGUCGCUCCCCUCUGUGCCAUCUCCCUUUCAUUAUCCCUCACCUUUUUUUGCAUUCCCUGUUUGCCACCCAAGCUGCCUUCAGAGCCUCAUAUGUGUUUGAUUUUCCUAUCCUCCAUUUCCUCUUAAACCUCAGACUUCCUGCGUCCUCUCGUCUCCGUUUUCCUUCUCCUUCACACCUCUGUUUUUAUUUACUCUUGGGCUGAAAAAAGCUGAUUUGUGAUCCUGCUCACCGCUCCAUCAUGGAGGCAGUGAUAUGAGAGUGCAUUGGUAUUCAUUGUGGGUGUUUCUACAUUUGGCUCUCUAUCAGUCAUGUUUAUGAUUUACCAGCACAGGUCAGAGAAGUGCUUCCUCAGGUGUUUCCACUUUCUGCUGCACUGAGGUGCCCUGCUGCCUCUUUAUAAAUCAGGUGGAUUUACAUGCAGUAAAUACACAAACAAUGUAGACACUUUGAUAAAUGACACAUUGAGAAUCCUUAAUAACCAAAUGGAAAAUCCUCUGAGGGCUUUCCUUCUUAUCUAACUGAGAAAAACCCCUUUAAGAAAAAAAAGGGCAUGUGUAAACAACUUAAUUUCACUUGUGUCUUCUGAAACACAGUGUUUGCGUAGUUUCCAUGGUGACCAUGGUGCGCCAUGGUGACUUAUCGACACCCAGGGAGCAAUUCAUCUCUAUACAGGCUGUGUGAGAGGCAGAGCAGCUGGUCGCUCAGCCCCCACAAACCAACCCCGAAUGCAAAUGUGAGGGGAAACGCUUGUGCAGUUCAGCCCUCGCUGGGAGGAUUUUCUCUCUCCCUGUUGAAGUGUUUUUGCUAAUUUUUCUGUUUGUGUCACUCCUAACAAUGCUUCAAUAGUUCUCGCUGACACUGAAAUUACCUCCCAUUGUGUGGCAGAGUGUUCAGAUGAGCUCACACAGUCAUACUCUUUACAGUCGCUGCUGUGAUAUGAUGAGCGUGGAAAUGCCGUCAUCUUUAAUUGCGCCAAGGAGGAAUAAUCUGCUCUCCUCUGUUUGAGCAUAAAGACAGGAAAGAGGCAGAUUUCCACAGUUGGGUUUGUUUUGAUGUGAAAGGAGAAGAAGGAUAUUGUCUCUGCUUUUUCUUGAGGCUGAUCACAGAGGCCUCCAGAGCCAAAGCAGCAGAACGGGGACUUGGUUUUGUUGGGAUAUAAGAGAUUAAUUAAGAAUCUUUGCUUUAAGAAGGGGUCUCUGAGGAUGAGUAAGAAAAAGAGACAGAUAGUGUGCAUCUGUGGGGGGUUGAAGAUGGCUGAAGCUGCGUGUUAGCCUUUGCAUCACAAAAACUAAAGGAACAUUCUUAAGUUUUCUGAUUGGACAAAGCAUUUUUAUCAUUUCCUCUCUCAUUACCGACCUCUUACUCCUCCUCCUCCUCCUCCUCCUCCUUCUUUGAGCUUUCCUACUGUAUCUCCUCUGUGAAACGGCCUCCAACUUCACCACUUCUCUCUUGUGUCAUCACACUCUUGGCGUCACUGCUACCAGCUGUUUGCUGUCUCCUCACACCCCGGGAAGUGACAGAAGAAAAUAUAAGAUAUUUUUUGCUUCUUUUUGCUCAUGUGUGUGUGUUUGUGUGUGUCUCCUGCAAAGCCACAGGGCUCCUUCAGUGCUGACCACAGUAACUCUGCUCUGUCUCAAAUGCUUCGAUGCACCUUAAAUUUCAGUUUAUCUGACAUCCAUCCAGAAAAAAGUUCAUCUGGGAUAGUGUAUCAGCACACUUGGUCAUAAAAGUUUGAGCACAAUAUUAAAGUAUUUAUUUCCAUGGCAGAAGAUACAAUAUUUUUGCUUUUUCAAGGGUUUCUUUGCUUGAAUUUUCUUGAGAUAUGAGCCAAAUAAUGUUUUUUAUUGCUGCUGCUAGUGACCUGGCUCAGAGACGAAAGGUCAAUGAAGUCCAAAGUCUCAGUUGUUUCAUCGAGCACUACCAGUGGGGUCAAUAACCUGGCUAAGGUUUUGUUUUGCUGUGGUCCACUUUGACUUGACCAAAAACCAGCCAAUCUUACAUCCUCUUUAACCUCUUUUAAUUAUCAGAUGUUUGCUUCCUUGUUGACAGAAAUGAAAAAUCCUUCAGUUACAUCUACAAGAAGAGGAAAAUGUGUGAUCUGAUUUUAAUUGGUGCUUCACAAAUGCUGUGACCAUCUCUGACACUCAUAUCCAGAACUGAGUACAUCUGAAGAGUAGGAAAGUGCUAUGUAAUUGACUAUCAAUUAAGAGUACAGUCCAUUUUCUUCUUGCUUAGAGAAAUCAGCUGCAGUAUAGUCUAAAGGUCCUUACACACCGGGACCGACGCAAAUAUAAGAUGCGAAAUUACGAAAUAUUCAGAGGCGAAUUUUGUCACACCUGACUAUAGACAUGAAGCCCGAUGCGAUUUUGCAACUUUCCGGGUGGAAACAUCAGACUGACUGUUUUUCAGUUCUGAUUAGAGACUAGUGCUGAGAUGACUGUCUGUCAUGAUAGCAUGUACUGAGUCGGGGCCAGAUAAGAACAUUAAACUAUAAUCCAUAAAUGUAAGGUAACCUGAGACCUAAUGGUGCUGUGACACACAGUCUGCGAAACUUGAGAAAAAUCGACCGUAAUCCCCCAUAAAAUAAAUGCUGCAAUAUCGCAGGACUGGAAAACGUCGCUGAUGUGAACGAUUGUAUUGACAGGAUACAGGUUCGAAAAAAAAUAUUGACGUCUGAAAUAAUCGCAGAAAAAAAUGCUCCAGGGUGAAAGGACCUUAAGUCUUUCUAUAGUCUCUCUCGUGACUAUUCGUCUGAUCUAGAUUCUGUGAAAACGACCCAAAAAUAUCCACAUCAACUGAGCAGAAGAAAAACAUGACUGAACAAAUUUGUUAAUUAGAGCGGUUUCUUUGGACAGCGGGAUCCCAACCAUACACUGAAACCUCUCUGUAACCCGAAGAUCAGAGGUUUAAUUCCCCCAACAGCUGCUGUGUGGACUAUUUCACAGGACUGACAACCUUUAACUGCUCUUUCCAGCCCUGCUCUACCCCUCUCAUUCAGUUUAUAUCCAAGCCAUUCAUGAAAACAGGAAAUAAGUCAAAUGCAUCUCCAAAUGGGGGCCUUAAUUGGAAAGGUCCAUCUGUGUGUCUGGUCGGCAGAGGUGACAAGAGGCAUUGAUACAGUCAUUUAGCUCCCUAGAGUGAUUGUAAUCAGCUUACUGCCAUUGGAGGAAAAGGACCUGGCUAGCUUGAGGGCACAGAGUGACGACAACAUACACCCACACCAUGUGACCCUGUGUCAAUGACAGGAAGCUCGGCAGUGGGCCAAAGAACUUGCGUGCGAGACAUCUGAAAUGUCACACAGGUUUAUAUCUUUUCGGACGUACGUAUGUGCAGGUUAAGGGAUAAUGAGAGUUUAAAAAAUAGCUGAGUGUGUGUUUCUGUCAAAUGUAAAAGAACUGUGGGUGUCCUUGUCCCUGAGGUUUUGUCAGACACAUCACAGCACACAUUUCCUUGUGUUUUACUGUGUUGCUGUCACUGCUCGUGGGAUCUGCCCUCCAUCACUGCAGGAUCAGAGCACAUUUGGGUCUACUGGGUGAUGACAUUUGGUUGAAGCCUUGCCAAUCGAUAGGAUAACUCCCAGGUAUUGACUGGUGCGCUGAAAUCUCCACCUGUCUCUUUGUAUUUCAGAGUGCAGGGCCGUGAAGCAUGUACACUUAACUGUUGACCAACACUCACCGCUGACUGAGCACACUUGCCUGUGUCUGAUAUUUGCUCUCUCGCUCCCUCUGCUUCCCCUCCACCAGAUAUCAUGCAUUUAUGUCUAGAUUCUUUUAUGUAGUUUUCUGAACUUUGCACUUCUUUUACAGCAGUUCAGCUCUUUUCUUUAAGCCUGUUUAUGAUUCACCUUCAGUGACUCACUGUAAAGUUGACUCUCUUUAUGCCCUUCUUCUAUUAUCUGCAUCUGUUAGGAGAAAUAUGCUUGUUUGCCUCCUCUUUUCUGCCCUUCAUCAUCUUCCCUUGGUGUCUUUUAAUCACUCACCCUUGCUCCUAAAUCGCUAGUUUCCUCUUUUAGGUUUCCUUUCUUUCUAUAUAUAUGCAUCUACUGAACUUCACCUACUUGUGUUUAAUUUGUUGUAUGUGCUUGCAAAUGAUUCAGCCAGACCCCCUCAAAUUCCAGACUAAAUGAUGCUGGCUUCUGUAUCUGGCACUGAGCGUCGCUAAAGAUUUUUAAAGUAUACUUGUUUUGCAAUAAAUCCUCCUUUAAGUAGUGUGACGGUAUCUAAGGGCUGCCUGUUAGGUAGCACUGUUUAGCAUCCUUAGUUUCACUUCCUGUGCCUAAGUAUUGAAUAAGGUGUCUAAAAGGAAAUAACACUACUAAUGUUGAUGGAUUACUGUAGAUUCAAGACAAAGUGGUGCUCGCCUCUGUCACGUUUCCAGUGUUGCUUUUCCUUUCUUUUGAGCAGCUGCUUCCAGCCACUGUAACAAGCAUUCCUGCUCUAUUUGGAUCGCAUUUAUAUCGUGUAAAAAGUGCAUUAAUGCUGCUAUAAAAGUCAUCUUUUGCAACAGACAGGCAUCAUAAAGCUUAGUAUUAAAAAGGCCUAACACUUAAGGCAGCUUUGCAGGGACUCUCACUUCUAAAAAUACCGACUAGACACCCAGUCUGGCCACAGUACAACAUGUUAAGUAAGCAACAAUGUGUAAUCAUGCGGAGAAUAAAACCUGGAAAUCGAGAUUUUCUCCUCAGCGCUUAGUCUCGGGGGAAUACAAUGAGAGAUUAGGAGGUUUCAUUUUUACAUAUAUCUGCUUUGUGAAUGGAUAAAAGCUAAUGCGGAUUAUAACGUGAGGCAUUAAAUCGGGUACGGCUGUGAUUCAUCCAUCCAGGAUGCGUGAUUCAUCUCCGCUGUUAUUACUUCAAUAUGUAUUUAUUCCCUUUCUUCACGUGUCACAUCUGAAGAAGCCCUGGUCUUUAAUCUCUGUUGAAUUCAGCUUUCAGGAUGACCUUUUUGGCUUUGUGUGAUGCUGUAUGUAUGAAUGUGUGUUUAAGGAGGAAUAGGAGUUGGAAUAUUAAGUAGUCUUAAGCGAAAAAGUACACUCAUAUAUGCAUGGACAGUGCUUACAGAGGAAUAGUCAAAGCAAAGAUGACAAAGACAACAUUAUGUCUGAUAAAUUUUCAUGAGGAUGUAAAGUACACGCAUCAAAUGACUGAUAGUGACCUGUAAAUCUGUAUUCUAUCAAUCUUUCACUUUAACCUUAUUUUGUAGUACUUUUGCGCUGCUGGAUCUCUCUGUAUUUGGAGGAAUGUGUUUGGACAUACAGCACAGUCUGAAGCAGUGGAAAGUAGAGGAAUCUGUUUAUGUUAAAUAGUUUGAAAGUUCAAUAAAUAUUAAUUUAAAAGGUUUACCAUUUAGGCCUAUUUGAGAGGAGCACUGAUUUAAUCACGGUGGUGUAAUCUAUCUUCCUCAACGCAAGAAAAUUCCACAAAUUACUCUUUCCUAAUUGAACGCCUGAGUCUGUCCUCCUGCUGGGAUUAACUGUGGUGUGGAGAGGUAUAAAUCCGGCCUCCUGUCCGUCUGACUGACAGGCGGACACACCCCCAACCUGAUGUGCUGCUCCCUAAUCCCCUCUGACGACACUACAGAGUCUGAGGACAGAAAUUAACAGCCCUGUGUCAGCUGUGACAUCCUGCCUGCCUGUCAUCGCAACAAUCACAUGCUCAUGACGAUGGCGAAUCAAUUAGCAUUGCUGCCAUAUAUCAGAUUAAGACUAAACAAGUCCAGAGGCGGGCUCAUUAAAACGGUUGUCUGUUUAGCUUGUCUAAUAGAAAGCCAAGCACAGGCUUAAUGGGGGAGGGCUAAACUUGUUGAGGGACACUGUGGAUUGCCGGGGUUCACAUCCUAAUCCAGAGGGAUUGGCUCUCUCUGACCAGACUCUGAGAAAAGACAGGAAUAGAGGGGAAGGAACGAGUGGAGGUGGAUUUGGUUUAAAAUGUAUGUUGUUUGGAUGGAAGACAAUCAAUAUUUCAAUACUAUUUGAUCACAUGACUGCCAACAAUUUUUCACUGUUUAAGUUGGCUUUUAUCAGUGUUGUGUCAAAGCAGUGGGCACCGAUUUACACAGCUGUCUAAUACCAGCAGGGGGAGACUCCACCGGUUGCAAUCAUACGUCCACUAAGAAGAAUUUAGACGUAGAAUAGGUACCUUCUCACAUAAUUUAGUCAUAAUUUGAAGUUCCCAGAUUUUUUCAAUACGAUAUGACAUUCAUUUCAGUCAGGACAGGUCCUAAAAUCUUCACUUACAGCCAAAAUGCUCAACUGGACAUCUGCGUAAAAGUUGCACAAACCAAUAAAUGACGCCACAGUGCCUGUGUUUUCUUCUUUUAUGUAGCACAAACUUAAUUCCAUUCAAGAAAUGCACAAAAUGAGACAUUUUUAGUCUGUGUUCAUAGGAGGAGGAAACUUUUUGUGUAUCAAAACAAUCUAAAAUAGCCUGAUAUGGUUAGCAAAUGACAUCAUGCACACAUCUUAACUACACUACAGCAGAAGAUGACGUUAAACAUGAGGGAUCUAAAAACAACCAGGUUGUUUACAAGAAAGCUGUAAUAAGCUGCUCCACAGCAGUGUGCGCACCUGUCACAGUGAGGAGCAGAGCAAGAAGAGAGUUAGCGCUCUGAUCUGGGUUUGUGUCCCAUCUCCAAAAAAAUGAAUUAAUAAAAUGACAGCUGAUAUACCUGGGAGUGAUGCCAAGGUACAGUCUAUGUAUGGAUGUUUGUUAUCUUUUUUAUAUUUCUCGUAGAGACAGCAGCCUGCCGAGUCGAAGAAAAAUAAAACUUUUAUUCGCGGAGAUCCAACAGGUGUGGUUGUGGUUUUUAGCACCUAUUCAGCAGACUAAGGUAGCUAGUUAAAGCUACAGAAGAGCCAAGCUUCCUGCAGUAAAGUCGGAUCGGGGUCCGUUUUUGUUCGUUAACAAACAGAGUCCAACAAAACAAAUCGAAACCUACCUUUCUUAGGGAUAGGGAUCAGUUGGGUCCAUUAAAUACCCAGUUUGACGGCACAGCCAGACUUAAGAGCAAGUGCUGUUAGUUAAAAACCCUAAUUCAGUGUUGAAUUUGAUGUUGAGAUCCAUGUCGACAUCAGCAGAAUAAAAGCUAGUUCUGUAAUUAUAGAGGUAACGUACGAUUUCAUUGUCAAAGUUGGGCUGGAAAAAGAAGAACUUGGCAAAAAUAAAUUUUACGUUACCAUGAUGUGUUCAAAUGCCGUGUCGUGAAUGUUUUUUUUUGCAAUGAAAACUGUAAAAGUACUAUUGUUUAAAGAAAAAGACAAGACAGUGGUACCAGUGAGAACUUGAAUCAUAACAGUCUUGUUAAUGGUAUUCAUAUGGCUAAAAAUAACAAUCCCAUUAUCUAAACUUCCCUAGCAGACUCAAUGCAGUUGUUUGGUCUCCACCAGGGUUUAUUCUGCAGCUUUUACAGCAGCACAAACAAACCUCAUUAACUUGGCAAAUGGGCUGGAGUUCGUUUUAACAGAACCAAACAGGUUAGAUGUGAAAGCACCCAAGACAUUAACUAAACGAAGAAUAGUGUGCAUCCAACAACAGACUGUUUUUCAAUGAAACCAACAUCUUUGUUUAACUUAAAGAAAGUGUCCAAGUUGCCUAAACUUAACUUAUCGUUAAACAAAAUACACAUCUAUAUUCAAGAAUAAAUACACAUCUACCGGAAGGUGUUGGUGUAUUUAUAUGAGAGAAUGUGCGUUAGCGUGUGUGCCUACAAUUCUCUCGGUUUCAGGUGGGCAGCACACAUGCCUGCAGACAGAAACGGAGUAUUAGAGCCUUCCCAUUGGUCCCCACAGGUCCAUGCACUGAAAGAUGCAGAGUACACAUCCUGCAGAUUACAUUAGUGCACACCGAAUACAUGUGUGUGCAGAGCGUGUGCAUGUGUGCAUGACUGUGUAAGAGUGCAAAUGCAGCACAGUGAAGCCAGCCAUGCAGAACAUUGCAUGGACAGCAUCAUGCAAAGACCGCUGCAGCUCCGGUGCUCUGCAGUUCCAUUCACAAGAAUAUAUUUAAUACCAUCUCAAGAGUGAAUGUCAAAGAAAUUCUCAUUCUUUUAGAUUAAACAUGAGCUCUGGUUGAAUGGCCAUUUUACCGAGACAGUUUUUUUCAUAUACUACAAUGGUAUGGUAAUGAAAUCUCCAAUCUUAUCAGCCUCAUAUCUACGCUGUGCUCUGACAAAGCACCCAGAUGUAUCCGGUAGCAACAGUGAAUCGCAUCUAAAGGAGCAGUCAGUAAGGGAGAUGUACUUUGAUAUGAAAUAUUGAUAGCCGUGGCUGUGUACUUGAAUUGCAACAAAGUGGUUGUAGACAGAAACAGGGAGUUUUGAAUGGAGGAAAUGUAUCACAGAGAAUGUACAGUGGAAGACAGAGAGGAGAGAGGGAGAGAGAGGGGUGAGCUACAGUGUGUCAAAGAAACAGACUGCAGAGGCAUAAAAAAAAUAAAAGCGUGGUAGUUCCAGCUUCGCCGGGCAUAGCACUUUGGUGUGGGUUGUGACUCUGUGACCAGGACAGCGACAUGGCUGCAAUCCAAAAGAUUUUACAGAUAGCCUCAGGGCUCUCCCCUCCUCUCCUCCGUUCCUGCUUCCUUCUCCCUCCCAGAGUUUUUGUUCCUUAGCCACGCACAUAGAAGCCUGAACAAGGGAGGAAAAACACACCACUGAGGCGCAAUCAAUAGUCCCUAAAUAAUUUCCUAACUCUAUUUAUUUGAUGUUUGCUUCGAUCCAAGGCUUUCAUCAAUAUUGCUGUCAAAUGAAAUAAUGUUGUAUUUGGCUCUCCCCUCCCUGUUUCUCCUGGUCACAGCAGAUUGGGGUAAAUGUUUAAUGACCAUGUGUGUUUAGCCCACGCCUUGAGGUGCACAGCUCCCUACAAAGCACAUUACACUCUGAAAAGAGCAGGAGCACAAAACAAAGGCUGGGUGUUUCCCAAGCACGCGGUGGAUGUUGAGGAAUCCCCCCAUCUCCUUUGGGUCUCCCUUUCUCUUAGACAUAUUCUACUGCCCAUUUUAAUAACACUUAAACCCUGACUUCAGUUUGCUUUUACCCUUUGAUUCCAUUGCAAUGAGAAUGAUCAUAAUGUUGCUGAAAAAAAUGUCGCUGAUGAAAUAAUGCUUUGACUUUUAUAACGCUUGCUGGCACCACACUGGUGUUGAUGGUAAAUGCUAUUAUUUGAUUUAUAGGGGCCAACCUAUGACUGUUUAGAAAGAUGGACGAUGCGUCUUCACCUUCUCCAAUUGUACAAAAAUGAAGCCAAGGUGCUGACAUUUACGACUUCCAAUGUUUAGGUGAGAGGCUGCGCAGUGGGAGUGCACCACAGACUGAGUAUAACUAUGGACGACACUCCUCCAUCUCCCCCUGUUGUUCAAAAUUGAAGCCACUAUGCAUUUGAUAACAAUGCUUACGUACUGUGCUGACGAUGCUGAGCCGGAGUCCGUGUAGGCGGGAUCAGCUGGUGCAGCCUCAGUAUUGACGCCCGUCUCUUUCCACUCACCAAAACACAAAUGUAAAUUAUUGAUAAAACUGCUCAGGUUCCCUAAGUUGGAAGUACACAUAUGGAAAGCCUAAUGACUUAUGCACCACUGCAUACACCCAAUCGACAGUUACGCAUAAGUACCAUGUGCAAACAGAGCUGUCAAUCAGGGUGUUUUAACCUAUUUUGUAUCAUCAAAUGCGUGAAUAAAACUUACAUAGCAUAGGAUGAUAAAAACUAACUUUAAUGAUGGUAACCUUGAUUUGGAAAAACACGUUUGAUAUGAAAUUGAUACGUCCUAUUUGCUGACCUCCCAUUAAUUAUUGAUAAGUAGGCUUAAAGUCUCAUGUGAUGCAUGUUGACUCAGAGAGACGGAAGGAGGGCAUACAGAAAUGCAGGUUCAUGAUACCCAACCUUAAGGCGGGAGGAGAACUCCAAAUGUCUUGGCUUCUCUUUUGGGUUGCUGUCACGUCAUCCAUCUAUUUAUAUAGACUUAGGGUUUAACUAGUCACAGUAUCCAGUUAGUUCAUUGACUCAACUCGUCACCAAUAACAAUCAAAUGUGUUUAGGCAAUGCUGGAGGUUGAUUCCGACACUGUUACUGAGUAUUGCAACUCCUCCUACUCUACUCAAACCGUCCUUCCCCUGAGUAGUCAUGGCCUAUCUCAUUUUGAAGUUCAAAGCUUAUAUCUGUGUUUGUAUACAGUAUGAGACAUAUUUGCAUUUAGCUGACUGGGCUGAAAUUGUGACGGGGGAUAAUGUGCAGCAGUACAAACAGAAAAACACAGCAAAGUCAAGGUGUUAAGUUCAUUUGGGGACUUUAUAGACAGAAAUUUCUUCUCACAAAGGAGCAUGUAAUCAGGAAUUCAUGGCGGUGAUCCACUUUACCUGCGCCCAGUCCAUUAUUGAUGCUGUAAAACACCAGGGCAUCAAUUCUUCAAAUCCUGUUUCAAUUCCUCUCUUUUCAUUCCGGUCUGCUACUUUAUCUAUUUUUCUCGUCUCUUUUCCUCCCUUGAUGUCAAUCCCUUUUUUUCUGGCUUCUAUUUGCUUCCACCCACACACCCACCCACCAUCCUCAGCUCCUGUUUCCAGCAGAGAAAACUGCCCUGUGUUUUACUCCUCCCCUGUCGUGGACACACCAUGCAACCUCGAUCAUCCAAAAUAAUAGUUUACUCUGCUUUUUAGAAUUACAUGCCAAUGUGUUCAGCUAUUUUUUGCAAUAGAUCAAGACCUGAAGGUCCAGCUUUUGUGUCUCCCCUCAUUGAACUCUGUGCAACAAGCCCACAGGCCCGUGCAGGGAGAGUGCAAGUCAUCACACCACAUAAUCUGACGCCACCGGGUAAGACAAUUUAGGCAAAUUAGCAAGAGAGCCAUCCAUGCCCUGCUACUAAUCUGGCAUAAACACAGAGUGGGCUAUUUAAAGUGCAGUUUCCACUGUGACAAGUCAAAUUUAGCGCAGCUCCAGAAGUGCAUGGAUAUCACUUUAUCAUCCUGAUAGCUUAAUCCCUUCUUUGUGUGGUCAUGCAGGAGGCAGAGAUAGAGGGUAUGCAGCUUGAGGUUGGGUCGUGAAUAGUGUGAGUUUGUGUUCGCAAGCUUGUUGAGCUCUGACUGGAGCACAGAAAUAAAAAGGAAAUGCCAAAUAUUUCUAGAGAUAUGGAAAGGUAGCGGAGAGGGAGUGACCAUGAUGGAUUGCAAUGUGUGUUUAUGCUUCUAGGAAUAAGAGAGAAAAAUGUUCAGAGAGAAUGUGAAACUUGUCUGGGGUUAAAGUUGAAGCAGCUUCAAAAAGAGGCAGCAGGAGUGUUUGCUUCAGAUAGUGGGGUGUUUAAACACAGCGAACUCCCACACAACUGCUUCCAAGACACUGAGAAACCCAGUGAGAGGGAUGUUUACCUCAUUCCAAAACACACACAUGCCACAGUGAGUUUGUGAAUGUGGUCUGCACAUUUCCUAUCCAUACUUCAAGUUCCACUGACGAAAUCAGGACUAUUUGAUGUAGUUUUUAUUUGACUGUAAUGUAAAGAUGUGCCUCUGCAAACAGGGUGGAGCAUACUUAUUACAGGCCUGGAAAGUAUGUGAGGUAUUGAUGGGCUGAGAUAUGGAAAAAGCUGAUGGACUGUAGCCGAGGAAACAGAAUGUAAAUGUGAGAAGGGUAGCUAUACAGAGGAGGCGUGGAGAGAAAGAUCAGAGGAAGCAGCGAGAAGUAAAAGAGCGAGAUGAGAGAAACAAACGAGAGAUGGUGGGAUGAAGGGCGGGGAGUGGUUGGGAGGGGGACUAAUGUGUCCUUCAUGGGGUGAGGCUGGACAGAAAUGGCUCAGCAUGAAGCUAAAUUGACUCCAUUACAGGAGCAGUGCACCGGAAAGCAUCGGUGACAUCACCCGCCCAUCCUAGACAAGCAGUUACAUCUCCCAGAGGGAACAAUGGAGGCAGCCUCCCUGCAGGAUGCAGCAAUCCCUGCGGUCGACGCAUGUGUACUGCUGCUUUGCAUGUUUUUGUAUGCAAAGCAGCAACAAAAUGAAAGAAACAGAAAAACAACAGGUCAAUUCUGUGAACUUUGGAACAAGUACCAUGAAGGCAUUAAGGAUGCAGAAGGGUGCACCAAAAAAUAUAUACAUAUGUACAGUGUAUAUAAAUUUAAUUUCCUCAUAUUUUCAUAUCUGAAAUGCAAAACCUUUGUGUGGUCUAUGCCUUCAAUGGUUCAAUGCCUUUCAACAGCAGAAGAGGGCAUUUAAUGUUUGUUUUUAUUCUUAUUUUUGUCGGAGGGAGCACUCUCUCAUGCCUUAAGCUAGAGGACAGCACAGUGGACAGCCGGAAACUGGGGGAGAGUCGGGGUGACACGCAGCAAAAGAGCCGCAGGUUGGAUUUGAACCCAGGUCCCCCGCUUCAAGGACUCCUUCCUCUGUGUAUAGGGCACACGAUUCAACUGCUGGGCUAAAUCAGUGCCCCACUUUAUGUUUGAUGUAUGAAAGAGUAGCAGGUCUUCCUUUUUCCCCUCAAAAAUUAAUGUCUUAAAUGUUCAUUUCUGGUCCACAAUGUUCGUGCAUGAAAUGUUAUUAAGAAAUAUAUCAAGAAAUAUCCUGGAGAGGCAGUUUCAAGGCCUGGGUUGAAACUUUUUUUUUGAGCACUCAGCUUCAGUUAACCCUUGUUUAUAUUUGGAUAUAAGUAGCCCGGUUAGGUUGGCAGACACAGUACCUUUAAACUAAACCUAUAAGCCUGUAAGAAAGCUGCCUUGAGUGUAUCCAUGUCACAUCGUCACCUGGACUGACGAUCACAAUAUAGCUGCUAAAUCUCUCUUAGCUACUCUUGUUUAACCUCAAACAAGCUUACAACAAAUUCAGCAUCAAUAUCAACAACUCCACUAAAAACAGAAUAACUUGAGUUAAAAAAAAAUGCAGUUAAAAUUCUGCCUUUAAUCCUACCUGCCAGCCAGGAUCAACAGCAACACCCUGGAAUCCAUAUCGGCUGGUUUCCAGUGUCAGUGCUCAUGCAGAGGCUUAAGAGAAGGUCAGGCCACCACAAGUAUGAGAAUCACAUGCCAAUGUGUCAUGCCGCUCUGUGUAUUUGUUUACUAACGCACUCGAAGUUUUAGUUUAUUCACCAAGCCUCGUUACUGAUACAGUAUCAGACUGGGAGGUUCGGAUUAACCUCGUGUGUCCAAACUUCACCUUCAGAUCUGAUCCAUACACUUUUCGAGACAAUGUUCUCUCCACCAGGUCCUUUUUUCUGCUCUGCCAUUCAUUCCUGUUACUUGCCGCUUUACACAGUGUUCCAACUGUUGACUCAUACCAACAGGGGCUUCCUCUGAGUUCAGAGCCCUCGGUGUUAUUUAUAGAGGCAGAAAAGACAAGAAGGAAGAUGUAACCAAGACAACAGUGGAUACUUUCACACUUCCCACUGAACUGGGCUGAAUGAAACCGAAAGCAUACAAUUAUGUCUGUUUCCUGCGACACAGCUGCCUGAUUAUAGAGACAAGAGCGUGCACCAGCUGGAGAACACAUCCAAACAAAAGCAACUGUGGAGCUGGGUCUGCGGCGUGUAAACACCUUUCCCCACAGUAGCAUCUUGUAAAAAAAUUCCAGUAGUGUUUGUCUGCGACUCAAAUCGGCUCGUGUUUCAAGUUACUGCCAAAGUUAGACAAAGCGGGGCUUCACUCGCUCUCCCUAUUGUCUGAAACAGUAAGCGCUGAGUUGUCUGUUGGCUUUCCAUAAAGGGAUGUAUUCAGAUAAUGAACACUGAACAAGGGCAGAAAAAUAUGGUAUGCACCAGCAAGCGACUGAUUAGGGAAGGUUAGAGCAGUAAUUAUGCAGCGGUAUAGAGUAGUUAAUUAAAAAGGAGCACUUGGCAAAUCAAGCGUGUUAGACACGUAGAGCGCAAGAUGGAGGCGCCUCGCCACCAGACCUGGCAAGGACAGUGGGAAUUGUGCAGCUGCGUCCGCUCUGGCCAAUGGCCCAGACCUAGGUUAGUGCCCACAGCCUCCUCUCCAUUUCCCCCGAUCAAUCCCUGGCCUUUCUGCGAUGCCAGAGCACCUGCUUUCUGUCCCUACCCCGACUGAUUUCCAUCUAUUCCUGUUUCCUAUGGGAAGCAGGCCAGUGAGGACAAAGCAGGGAGACCCUCUCAUGGUUAAUGCAAUAUAACUAGGUUGUCUACUCGUCUCAUCUCUCUGGCCCUUUCCAUAAUUGAUGGCUUUUUCCAGAGGAAUUGUACGGCUACUGGUUUUGGCCAGAUGGUUUCUAAUCCAUGUUCAACACUCAUAGAUCAGAGGUCUUCCAAAAGGUCCAGUUAUGCCUGUCGCAGGAGGACGAGCAUGUCUUGUGUAUCAUAUUUCAAAUUUGAUCUGGCUUCACAUUAAGUAUUCCCUUGAAUCUUUUGUUCCCGCCUGGCAUUUGAUACCUCUCAGAUCCUGAUCCUCGUGUUUGUCUUGCUCUUCACUUUUGUGCUGGAAAGCUCCACAACAAUAGGGAUCAUGAUACGGCUUUGUGUUUGCAAUGCUGAGCAGUAAUUAGUGCAUCAAAAGAAUACAGGCGGACAUUGUGGUCUUUACAAUUCACUUAACCCCCAUUAUCUGGACUGAUUUGAUCUGGUUUCCCCCCUUACUCUCAUUAGCAGGGUAAUUAUCAAACAGAGCCCCGAGACACUGAGCUGGAGCACAACAUUUGGUAGAGCAGGAUAGCUCUGUUAUCCUACUCCUAUUAAGUAGACACAUCCUGACUCAGCAUUUAGUAACUGCUUAAACAUUGCCUAAGUCCAGAACUUUGAAUCCCCAAACUCCGAAGAAUGGACUGAUUGGUCUUAAUCCUGACUAGAAACAGCAGUUACUGGCAGAUCGCACACCAAGAACUGUGCUGUGCAAGAGAUAAAAAUGAUAUGAAUCAAUACGAUAAUGGCUAAAACAUACAGUAUGCAUAUUUGGAGUGUGGCAGCAGUGUCGCGUAUCACUCAGCAUAUAGGUUGCUAUUCUGAUCAAUGCAGCAAAGCAUACAGGACACGUAUCAGCUCUGUCGCAGCAUUGUAUCAAGAGCAGCACUGCUAAAAUACGCUGCGAGUCUAUUUUUGCUGCUCUACGCUUCCAAUGCGCUUCAAUCCGCACAGGGAAGAUCAUUCCAGACAGCAAGUCAAACACGAAAAGCAUGCAUGUCAUCCGGUAUUUCAAAAUAAAACGCCAUAUGCGAACUCCCAACUGUGUAUCAGUUCAUGUAGAUGAGAAAUACUUCCUGGUUAUGGAUUUAUUAGUUAUACAGAACAAUUGGAUGGUCAAUCCCUGAUCCAUGUGGACCCCAACAGGACUUUGAACAGGACUUUGAACAGCUACUCUGUCUGAAGGUAACAGCACAGCAUACAGGAACAUAGUUUACUUUAUGAAACACGAGUAAACCUGCAAAAACCGAAACUGAAAAAUCAUGUUGUUUUUUUACAUACAGUAAAGGCUCAACAGUCACUGAAUUAUACCAAAUUCAAUAGUCUGUAUUGAUUUUGGCGCCCCCUGUGGACAAAGCAAUACAUCAUAUCUCAAGGCCUGCGUGUGAGAAGUAUUUUCCACUGAAAAGUCAAAAUAAAGCUGUUUCCACAGUUUUUGAUCAGCAGGUCUGACACCUACCCCCACAGUUAGAUUUCAGGCCAAUCAAAAAUUAUAUCUGAAAAUAUUUCUACCAUGUUGCUGUUGGUCUCAUUUGCUGCUGAAGGUCAUAAAAAGGCAUCAUGAUCAGUUUUUCUAGACUUGUUAAAAACUCAUACAGGUAUUUGUAUAUUAAUAUUUGGUUUUAAAUUGACCUACCCAGGGAUACUGAUCCACAAGAACUGCUUUGUCUCAUCCUUUAUAGCAGAAAUAGUCUUUUUUUAAAUUCCCAUUCCUGUUAUAAACCUUGAGUCUAGCAAUUGGUAUGAAAAGUCAGAUUUCCAAGCACCAUUGAAAUCAGUAAAAAAGAGGCAAUUUCGCACCAGAGAUAACAGAGUGCCAAGUGGACAGUUCUGCUUGAUAUUACCCUAGCUCUUAAGUUCACUUAGAAAGUCAUAAGAACAAUCUGGAACUUUUCACAGUAGCUUCGCUGUGUCUCUGUUGCUAUGCUUUCAGUGUGCCUCCAUCUCCUCAUUGGCUAAUAGCAGAGUGACCCUGCUGUGAGAGCGAUUCCUGUGGCCCCUGUCAUCACAGGGCAGCACUCAAUCACCACAAUUAAAGCUUUAUGUUUCAGGUCGCCAGGUCUAUCAUUCCACAGGAGGUGAAAUGAAAGACACUGUGUGUAAUGUAUGUGUAAAUAUGUAUGACACAGACUGUGGAAGUGGGCCCAUGGGAAGCAGUCAUUCAUAGAAAAAGGGAAGGAGAGCUGGAUUGAAAUAGUAGGGGGUUUAACCUGUCCUUGCAUUUAUGCUAAUAAAUAAGUUUCACACUUAGCAGUUGUCAACACAGGGGGAUAAAGGUUUAUAUAGAAACAGCUGAUCAAGGCAAAGUUAAGGGUGUGAUAGAGAGUGAAAGAGGGAGCAAAGAAGAAAGAGUGUCUUUGGACGGGACAGAGGACUUUUGAUGUAGAGCUGGCUCGGCUUUGGUGAGCGUCCCUCCGCUUUUGUUCAGGUGCACUCUGGCCAGAUCUGAAACAGGCUGACUCGGGCAGCUCUUUGGAGGCUUAUUUCCUUAUCAAAGCGUGCUACCUCUUAGAAACCAUGACUGUGAGGCUGCCUUACUGUCCGCCCUGUCAGUUUAUUUAAAUGAAUCCAGUUUUUAUGCAACCAAGUCAGAAGGGCAGGGCAGGCGUUUCAUCCAUUUCCAUUUCUGUCGGAGGAACGCCUCGCUCUGCUCGCGCUGAUUUGUUGCCAGUGAAACUUUUAAAGUUUGCAUUUAAAUUAUUCAUUUGCAACUGCCGAAAAUAAUAAUCUUCUGAAUAUUUUCAGGGUUUGUGUCACAGUCCAGCAUCACUACAUUUCAUUAAUACCCAAAAAGGAUUUACAAGACACCGUGCACUCUGGUAGUCUUGCCUUGUGUUGCUGUUAAUGUGUCAUGUGGCUGCCACCAGCCUCCCCGUUCAAUCUCUGAAGCUAUAUUAGAGCUCUGUUAAGUCCCUGCAAGCAUUUCUUUCUGCUAUUUGUUCAUGUUCAGUGUGCAAGUAGAAAAACAUCCAAAUUUAUUUGUGGCUUUGGUUGUCUGACAGCAAAAUGUGUCAACAAAAGAGGUCGAUUUCUGCAUUUUUUAAACAGUUAUAAAUUAAGCUGAAAGUUUGAAAUGGGAGGCUGUCAGAUGAAGAAACGCAAGGACACUGACUUCUUGGGUGUCUGCAGCAGUGGUGCUAACUAUUCAUGCUGUGUGCACCCCAAAAUCCAAUUUAUAUCUCUCUAGAACAAAUUAUUUUUUCACUGAGUUCCAUAAAAAAUAAAAAAUCACUGAGUUUGUUUGGCUCCAAAAAGAUACUCAAUUUCGUUCUGGGUUUAUUCCUGAAAAAGCGGCUUCAAAAGGAGCUUUUUUAUAAAAACAAUUUUUUGGUACGCACUUCUGAAGACUCCAGUCACAGGAAAUGUUGCCAAAUCAAUCCUGACUGAAGUCUAACAGGAUUUUAAAUGCAAGAUGUGGAUUGACAUGAAGCUGACUGUAAAAGGAAAGCUGUUCAGAGAUUUUUGGCUCUUAUUCACUGGGCUCACCAUUCACAGUUUAUAGCAGAAGUACAAGACGGAGACACAUGAACAAGACUGUCUAAAUAUAUCCAUAUGCAGGUUGGGUAUAUUCUAAGGUGGAAUCAGACAAGGCUCUCCCUGUGGGCGCUCUCUCUCUCUCUCUCUCUCUCAGGCUUUAUUUUUAUGUCUCGACAGCAGGACUGACUCCGCUGUGCUGACUCUGCUGUGCUCUACCUGUCCUACGAAUGUGGCACACUCCCCCUCAUCCUUCUGUGAUCCCGCCCACACAACAGCAAGCCGACAUGGCCGUUGGCAAAGUUAGCUUUUUCUGCACACAUCAGAGAAAUGUACACACAAGAUAAAAAAAAAAAAAACAGUGAGAGGAAAAGAGACUGAAAGGGAGUAGAAAUGAUUGACAUGAACUCGUACAUGCAAGAUUAAUAAAGAAAAAAAGGCAAAAAAAAUCAAAGAAGGGGAAAGAACCAAGAGGUUGAGGAGACAUGCAGGAAAGAAGAGAAAGAGGGGCUUAGAUGAUGGAAUACAGUAGAGAUAGCUGAGUCACUUGGCUUCUGUCUGAAUAAUCAGAUAUUGUUAUUCAUGUGAAGCAAGCUGCUCCACACUGCCACGGGCCAUGUGCAAAAGCUGAAUGACUGUAAAGAAAGCGAAUGACAAACUAAUGGACUUCUGGGGGAGUGUGAGGAAGCACUCUAUGGGAAGCUACGUGGAUGUGCACACUGUUUACUUUGUGACAUUUGAAACAUCACUCUGGCUUAUUAUUGGUUUGUUUUCUUAUUUUGUAUGAGGAUCAUUGAGCUGGACCCUAAUAACAGAGGGGCAAUGAAAGAGUAAGAGAAAGGUUAGCUAUAUGUUUUCUGCUAUACUUAACCCGACUGGGAACCUGUUUUCAGUGAGAUUGUGUUGGCAGUUUGAAAAGCAAUUUCGCUUGGAUUAUUUUCUUCUCUUGUAUUUACUUCAAAGAGAACAAUAACUCUAUAUUACAUGACCUGACCAAAGCUGGGGCACACAUACACACACACACAUAUAUAUAUAUACACACACCCACACCUCAGUGUAGAAAUACAUAAAAGCUCCCACAUUAUGCUCCACAGAGGAUGCUAGUUAAGCUAUAAGCAGAUCAUGUAACUGCACUUUAUGCAUAAAUGCACAUGCCCCCGUUACUGUACAUUUGUUCUCUCUCUUUCAUGUUCACACACAAAAGGUGAAGACACACAUAUGUCCCCUCACCUCAUCAAACCUCAUAACACUCUGACAUUUCAUCUAAACCCACAGGAAGGGCAGAACUGGGGGCUGCGAAACCAUGAGUGAAGCUACAGUAAUAGCUCUCACUUUCUCAUCCAAUACAGAGUCCAAUCUGUAUUCUGUUUCUCUCUCUCUCCCCUCCUCUCAGGGCUGUUAACUCGUGUUUGUACCCCUCCAAACACUAUGUCUCAUGUUUAAACCAAACAAUGAGACAUCAUUGCGGCCCCCUGUUCAGGUCCCCACAAUGCAUCAUACCAUCAAUUAUGAACAAAUGGAGGGGUUUGAUGCAGCGCUCAACAGCUGGAUAUGAUUCGCGGAGAGGCAAGUUGGUAAAUUUGUUAUUCUUUGUGUAGUGCCGAUGAAUCACUUUGCCCCAGACACUAGAUAUCUUUGCUAAACCAUGGAGGCAGACGGAGGGCACGUAAAAUACUAUUUGUCUGUCAGAACGCUUGGACCCAUGAUAAACACCACAAACAUACAGGUAUACAGCAAACUGAUAGGCAGUGCUGGACAAACAGCUGGAAAAACAGACCAGUUCUUUAUCAAAAACUGCUCAUUCAUAUGACAUUUGGGCUACAGGAUAUGUUAACACAGGAUUUUUUACAUUUAGCCUGUAGUUUUUAGAGUUUUCACUUCCUUCAGCUUUGAACAAAAGCAUCUUUAGAUCAGUUUACAAUUUAACUUCUUCACCCAAACACUAAUUCUGUGUUUAAUACGACCAAGAAAUAAAAAAAGAUGUUAGCUUUAGGCUAUUUAAAGAUUAGUUAUUUUUAGGGUUUUUUUUCUAGCUGUUUACUAGCUAAAUGUUUGCUCAAGGGCUGAUGAGACAGUUGUGGAUAAGUACCUUGACUUUUUAAAUGUUUUAAAAAGAUCAUAAAUCACCAACUUCAAUCUUGAAGGUGAAGUUCAGAGUAAGUUUGAGUUAAAACUUGUUGUUAUAUAAUAUUUCAGAGUUUAAGUUUUCUUGUAUUUUAAAGCAGUCCUUUCUUUAGUGUGGAUUUUUGUGUUUUAUUUAUUUAUUUUUUUAGCUUUUUGCCUACGGGCAUAACAUCAUUAAUACCACGAUCCUUUCUGUAUCUCUUAAGACCUCUCACAAUUCAGUGAACUGUAUGAAUUUAAGUACAACCUAUCUCUCAGCCAUAAUAGUUUCCUGUCCCGGUGCUCCCUGGAAAAGCCAGGUGCAUUCAUCGAGGGAUACGUUAUCAUGAUGAUGCUAAAUCAGUCACUUGUGUUCGGGGUGUAAAUGCAGUCUUAGGUAGAGGCUGAAAACUACAGCAUGAGGCUCUCUUCAUGCCAUAUUUUCCUCCGCAUAGAAACCAUUAUUCUGUUUCAUUUGUCACAUGAGGCAUGCAGGACAGCGCUGUGAUUAAUGGGGGUUUUAUGUUCAUGUGCACAUCUCAUUCUUCUCCCCUCUUACAGUCUUGUCUUCAUUUCAUUACCCUGUUUCUAUAUUUCCUCUUUCCUAUUCCUCCGCGCUUGAAAAUGUUGAAUGAUACGUCUUUUCCUCUUUUUUUUGAUGACACAUAAUGAGCAUCAGUGCUUGACGAAUUUGAUCAAGGGUGGGCGUGAGCAGAUGGAUGUCAGUCACCUUGCAUAGACAUGAUAGAUAGCUGGUUAAAUAGAUAUGUUAGGUUUGAUGUAUAGGCCGGUAAAUGAUCUGUUAUGCUCUAUUUUAGACUUCAGGGUAAUUUGUCAGUGAAAUUUGACAUUUUGGGAACACUAUAGUGCCCAAGGUUUGGCAAAAUUCAAAUACAAUACAUUAUGUUUGUCAGGUGGAUCUAUACUCCCUUUUUCAAUUUAUUUUAAAGGAAGACAAAGUUCCACUCCUUUCAAAGUCCUUAAACUUUGUUGUUCUGUAGGAGAACCCCCUCUGGAGACAUUGGCUGCUUUCCCUGACCCUCCCUCUGACCUCCCAUGUCCAGGGGGACAAGAAGAUGGGUGACAGUAAUUAGCUACCCUGUGGAGAUCGGGGUGACAUUACCCGAGUCUAAUUUAACGCGAGCUGAUUAUAUGACACACUGACACACCUGAAGGGUUUCAUCACCGUAUAAAAGGAUGUGAGAGGAAUUUUGUGGUAUCCUCCCAUAGGCUAGUCGUAAUGAAAGCAUCGAUCGAAUCUUAUGACGAAACCGUUUCUGAGGUCUGGCGCUGUUGGCAAUCGAAAUAAGAGCUUGGGAGAUGUAAUGGGGUCCAAUAUGAACCAACACAUUAAAAGGAAAUUCCCCAAACUGUCAUCCCAUCAAACUGCAGGAUGUUAAGGGAGACAGCAUCCUUUCUGUGGUGGUUUUUAAAUGGGUGAUAAAUUUGUGUACUGUGUGUUUGGCGGACCCACUAAUGGUCAAGAUGCCCUGCAGCGAUCUCCUGCUACAAGUGAAUGUUGUAAUUUGCUGCAUGAAAGCCGUCAUUAGCUCGAGCAGCUGAAUAAUGCUAGGCUGUUGAUUGCAGGAAGCUGACGUAAUGCUCCUUUUAAUAGCAAAAGCCUACAUAGCAUGUGUGCCAUGUGUUCAUCAGGUCACUAUCAUGCAGGAUUAUCACAAUACAAUGAAGACACAGAUUACACAGAUGAUGUUCGAGCACACAGCGAGGCUUGUCCCCAUCUCGGCAAUGUGUCCCGGGAAAUAUUGACUUUAUUACUGCACCACUGACGGCUCCACCCACUGAUAACCAUCGGCUGCAUCAGCCGCUGGUCUCAAGCACGUCUCACUUCAUUAACAAGGCCAUUAUCACUGACGAUGCUUAUCGGGAUGGGGCGGACACUGAGCAUGGACCUGUGUGUACGUGGAAGUCUAUAGGGGAAAUUAUUUUUGCAACUGUCAAGGACUUGAUGACUUUCCUCUAACCCACAUCCGGCGUGUCUAGAAUGUGUGUGUGUGGUCCUCUCAUUGUAUGACAUAUAGGAUCUGCCAGCCCAUUCAACACACAGCGCAGCAGGUUUGACACCACAUGAAAGGAUCUGUUAACGGAGACAAAGAGUUUGUCCGUGUCCUAUGAUGAGACCCAUUUUGAGAAGUUACAGAAGCAAGCCAUCAUCAUAACCCCGCACCAUUGUCCAUCUCUGCAGCAAUUUGUACAUCCAGUCUAGUAGCCGCCACCAGCGCAUGACUCAGUGCAAGCCAAUUAUGAUUUAUCUGUGGCUUUUGCCAUGUGAAAAUGAUUCAUGCCCCUAUUUUAUCCCAAACCAUGCAGCGUGCAUGGAGUCUGGCACACUCCCUUUAACUGCCUGCAUUCAUAAAUCUCAUUCUGAAUAAGUAUCGAUUUGCUUUUAUGGUGGAACUUCAUAUUGUUUACAUCCUACAGUUUAGCUCAGCAUCACCCCCUGAGUAUACCACAUCAUAUACUGGCAUUGACACACAUUUUUGUAGCAUCGCAUACUCUAAAGUGUGCUUUUUAAUUGUCUUUUUAAAUCACGGUGGUUGUAACUUCUGUACAAUGGAACGUUAGACUAUACAACCCGUAAUGUAUCAUCUUUGCAUUAUACAGCAUGCUGUGGCUGGCCAGAAUGUUUUUGUGGACAUUAAUGAUACACUCUGCUGCUAAUUGUUGGAUAUCAGAGCCUCCCUUAAGUCUGUUAUGGGAAAUAGAGAUGGUAAAAGCUCUUAGAGAUCACGGCAUCACCAGGGAAUGCUUUCUCACCACAUUCAGCCUCUUCACUCACCAACAUUACUGUACAGUGUGUCAACUAGGCAAAAGCUUUAUACACUUGUAGGAAGAGAGGCAUAAUGGGCUGGAAGGCAAUCCUUUAUUACCAUGCUAUGCUUACAGUAAAUAUAUGCUGCUUCAUUAUCAUCUUAAGAUGCAUUUCCUGAUUUCACCUCAUUAUGUUGGUUAAAGAGUACUUCAACAUACUUACACUCAUGAAUACAUUUAUGCUUAUCAUAGUGGAAAUACUACUGUAGCAUGCCUCUUUUUCUUAGUCCAGCCCUGUUUUUGUUUUGUUUUUUUGCACCACAUCAAAUCUCAUGUGCCUACUUUGCAACAAACCCUGAUUCUCAAAUUGAGCGAUUAUUUCAGCAACACAGGACAGCAAAUAUUGUGUUUUUGUGGUGAUACUUCCAGGAUAAAUUGCAGACAAGAAUGUCACCGCUAACUUUUUGUGUUCGCACACGAUACUGUGACUCACCGUUUGAGGGAGAUGCAGUGAAGCGUGGCGUCCCCCGAGUUCAUCGUGUCUUCUGUGCGUAUUCCCAGAAUGCCCUCCUGGAAAAGACAACAAUGACAGCUAAUAAGUGGAUGGUUGUUGGCAGCCAGCCUACCUGUUACUUUAUUGAGGCCUAACAUAAAACGACAUCCAACAUGUGCGAACAGUGAGGGAAGGUCACCAAAACUACCACCGAGUUUAAAGCACUCAUUUAUCCAUGCAUGCACAAAAACACCAAGUACACACACCUCUGCUUAUGUAUGCAUAUGCACGUACUUGCACAUUAUAGAAAGGCAGGGAUAGGGUAGAAAAUUUAAAGUUGAGUUAAACCACCUUUGCUGAGAUGACACACCAGUUGGCACUGCAUUGCCUUUUCCACCUUCUCCACAGACAAUGGUGCAGCACAUCCAUAAUUCAUAACAUCAUUACACAUGUACUGAAGGAUACUCACUCUGAUUUCUCUUUUCACUAUGUGUGUGUGUGCGUAUUUGGGGGAGGUGAGUGCGUGUGAGGGAGAGUUGGGUCAUGUUUAACAAGCACCAUGGUCAGAGUUGCUGUACAACCUGUCUGAGUCAGUGUUGCAUGUUCGCUAAGCAUUUGGCUGAGGUUAAUCUAGUUAAAAGGGAUUGCACCACACGGUGUGUAUAACUGUGUGCACUCUGGGAUUGUCUGUUUCAUCACAGUUUGAUAUAAAACCUCUCUAAGAAGGAAGUAGAGAUAUGAGAAGAGGCUAAAUUGCCCUGACAGAGAGGCCUGAGCAGAACAGAGUCUCAUUUAUAAACGUUGAAUAUGCAGGAAACACCAGCUCAGGACACGAGUGCAUCAUUGACGUAAUAGUUUGUUUAUUUCAGCAAACACAGCCAAGGGGGAACUCGUGAAGCCUUACUGUUAAGGAAAAUCCGGUUUAAACUGUUUUUUGUGUAUUUCAGAAGCUAUUUAAAAGCAUCAAUUAACCUGUAAAGUGUGUAAAGUGUGUAAUUACGUGCUUUUUAGCUUUUACAGCACAACAAAGGAGCCGGUCAUGUUUAUUGGCAGCUACUUCAUCCAUUUAAAGGUCUGUAAACUCCAGCCUUUACAGCCACAAAACCUAAGAUGAGACUGUCUCUGAUUUUAGCACUGAACAUCACCGAGAGAGACCGAGUUUAGGUGUCCUCUGAACCUCACUACCAGCAGAAGCUAUGCUUUGUCGGUGAGAAGCAAAGCUCUUCUUGGCACCAACUUUGACAUCCUACCACUUCUUGUAGAUUUGCAAAAUGCUUCAGCUCGGUGACCUGAAAGUGUCAGUGCUGCUUUGACAGCCUGUCACCUAAUAAACAUUCUCUCAUGACAAGUAGCCUAAAGUAAGACGUGCUCGCUGUGACCUGUAAGCAGGUUCACCUCUGCGACAACCACCUCUGUUUCUCUUUCAACAUUCACACUUGAACAAAUUAAGAGAAGAAAAGCUGAGGUGUCCUGAAUUAACACACACAUUAUUGGCUGUUAAGUUUAUGUAAGAGGUUGCAUGCACAGUAAGCAGGGGUGUGUCCAAAAGGGGUGCCAUGGCUUUCCUCUUCAAAUCUGAUUAGUCAUCUUAGGUGCCGGCCCAAAACCGUGAACUACGAUUGGCUAUUUGACUUGUAAGAGGUAAGACUUGUGUAAAAAUCCACUAUUUGGGCUGCUUGACAGGCCAUUUGUAGCUGACUUUCAAAAUAAGAAAAUACUUAAACUGUUACGAGAAGUCGAAGAGAAAUACUUAACACAUUUAUCCCGGUCAGAAAGUCUGGACCCAUCCCUGACUGUAAGGGAAAGUGAGACAUUGAGCAAUGUCCCACGGGAAGGAGUGCUGCAGUACUUAACGCUAGCUCAGCAAUAGUGCUAAGAGGAUUCCAAUAUAAUCAGAGCUGUGCUAAUAUUAAAUACAACGACACAACCUCCAGUCCUGUAAAGUCUUCAUACCGUAAAACAGCUCUAAAAUUAGCUCACAGUGUUACAAGUAAUAAAAAGUGGACCCAGACAUCUGCCCACAAACGUUUUAUGACACUUUUGCUACCUGACUAUGUUGGUGUGAUGUUAACUGUGUCCAAAGCACCUAAAGCACAGCAGAAGUCCCUGUGCUGUUAUAUUGUAAAUCUGUACUUAUGGAGAGGCUCUUUUGUUUUCAGUGUUGAUCCUAACUUAAGAUAAACAUUCACUUUUUUAGCUCCAUGAAGCUGAAAGACCUCCACAAUUAAAAAGGACAUACAUUAAAGCUCUAUUCAAAUAGAGAGGAAAAGCAGCGAGAAAGAUAGUCUGAUAUUAAAAGACAAAAAUGUGUUUCAGAGGCAGAGGUGAUUUGUGCAGCAUGGGAUUUUGUGAGUGAAAAAAAAGGUGCGUGCAAAGGAGGAAUCAUUUUUGGCCUUUGCAAAUGCAAGAACUCAAAUCCAUCUGUUUCAUCUUGAACUCUAAACCUCUUUCUUUGUCUAUCUCUCACUUUCUUUUCCCAUGCCUUCAAACUCAUUCUACACAACUCUAAUCUUGUGUUCCGAGGGGAGAUUAGCCCAAAAUCCAGACUGUCCUUAAAUCCUGGCAUUGCUGCCUUGCCUCAGCAGCCAGAACUACGCACAUUAUGUCCCAAAGAUUAAGAUGUGUCUUAUAAACUUUAUUCUCACAGCCCAAAACCAAAUUCAAUUAAAGAACAAUCGCUGCACAAACUGCACUCUAAUUGCUAUUGCAUCACUGGCUUGUUGGCGUAGUCGCUAAGAUGUCUUGGUGUGUUUUUCCGGAAAGCUUCCCCACCCGCAUAACAAGAAAGGAUUGUACCGGAAGUUUUGAGUGGAUAGAGAAAGGCCCACUCAGAUUGAAUUACUUCGCCAUUACUGACCACUUAACAGUGGAGACUUAGGCUCCCUCCCUCCUACCCCAACCACCACAUACAGCUGCAUCUAGGUUAUGAAAGUCUAGAUGAUAGACACUCCAUUUCAUCCACUUUCCGGAGACAGAGGUUGGAGACAGAUCAACUAGGGAACACACAUCAAGCUGCCAAAGUCUGCUGUUGGGACUUGAAAUUCUCUAAUGUAACAUAAAAGUCAGACCUGCAGGAAACAUUGCAUUGGAAAGUAUUAGGGUUAGAUUCAUAUCGGGACUUAAUUGCCCUCUCAGCAGAUAUUGGGUUGCAGAUCUGUGGCUCACGGUGGAUUGGCGGUAAUGAUAGAGGUCGAUUUCAUUGGGAUCCAUGUGACAUUCGUCAGUCAAUUCAAUCACUGGGACUUAGACGUAAACAGACAAUGUGAAAAGUGGAUGACUUGACAGCUCCCAAAAGUGAAGCCAAAACAUUAGAGCUUCUUCAACAGAAUGACUGUGGCACGCCUCUAACUCGGUUCUUUAAUGUUAAAAGAUGGUACAUGGAUAAAAUGCACUUUUCUCAACAUGGCCUCUGUCAGUAUGAUUUAUCUGUUUUGUGACCCUUAACCUGCUGAACCCACCUGCUUUAACUCUGGUUCAAACCCAUCACCAGCACUUCCUAAUGGGAAUGUAGAAAAGUACAUUUGGUUGAACUGCAAAUCAUUUCCUUGUAGUCCUUUUUUAUCUGAAGUACGUCACAACUAAUGGCAAAACCACGUCUCAUUAAACCACUGAAUUAUGCUAAGAAUUGGUGUAAUUUACUCAACAUAAUACUGCUUUCAAUUGUAUCCAGUCAUUUUUCAUCAGUCUGAAUUAUCUAUGAAGGAAGGAGCUUUUAUUUGACAGAUUUCACACUCUCAUAUCCGGCCGGGGGCUCUUGUCCUGGAUUAGUGUCUUUCUGCUAAGAUGACAUCGCCUCACAGGUCAAACCCGCAGGAAGAAUUGAGGUCAAUUGAGAAAUAACAAAGGCGUCAGUGGUGUCCGCUGAUAAGGCUAGUUACCAUGGUGACAGAAUGUAAUGGCCAUCGAGCUCUGCUGUUGUUGUAAUGAGUGGGACUGUGAUAAGAUUAGAUCACUUGAGUACAACACUGUAAGGGACGAGGGACAAGGUGGUGCAGGAGAUGUGUGACACCCAGGAAGGACUGAUCGGAUCAUUUCAGGGUUGUGAACAUUAAUGUAUCAUGAGACGUGAACCUCUGUUGACCUCCUCGCUGUCGGGCACAGAGGUUCACCAGUAGAGUCUUUGCACGGAUUAAUGGGAUAAUCUAAGGCUGAUUUAAUUAUGAUAUACACAACUAGUUUACAAACAGUUUAAAAAAAAAAAGAGUGUGAAAUUCUGACAAUAUCAAAAGUGAUUUGGUGUUUUUUGAGGAAAAUUGUAAACGACAUGACUAUUUUGGUGUCACUUAAAGGCACUAUAAGGAGUUUUUAAAUGGUAAAGAAAUAGACUGAAACUGAUGCCUCUAUGAGUUUCAAAUAAAUGAGAGCAUCAGAACCAAGGCUCAUCAUUUCACUGUUGCAAUUUUCAAUAAUUAAAACAGCUGUGAAGGGGUGGUGUCUGAUCAAAUGAUUGACAGCAAACAGCAUUUUUGAUUUGGACAUAAUUAAUACUUACAGUUUGUUUUAUAUUCCACUGUUUAAAGAUUACAAGAUGAGGUUUGCAUCCCAAAAUACUGCUUUUAUAUGUAUAGGAGGAGACAAAUGAUAUUAGUGUGUCCACAAGGGGGCACCAAUAUCAACACAACUCAAAAGUUUAGCACAAAUGAGUUUCAGUAUCAUGUGAACUCAGUUAUUGUCAGUUUGCUGCAAUCCCACACGAAAAGAGUGGCUAAGCACAAGAGAGAGGCACAAGAAAAAACGACUGCUGCAAAGAAGCAUGGAUGUAAUCGAUCAAGGAUUAAAACUGCAUGAACAGCUUAAGAUUGAAGUGUUUAAGAGUGACAUGUUAUCACCUCCACAAAACGUCUGUCGUCUUCUCAUUUAUUUAGAGCUUUCAUUGAAAAAUGUUUUGCACUCAUUAUAAGAGCAAACAAAGCAACCUGGGCAUCUCUGUGCGUGCCUGGUACUCGGCAUAAUGAUGGAAGCCUCCCACUUUUCCUCUGAAGUGAUUUAUUCAUUAAUUAGCUGCAGCAGUGCACUCCAGAGCCACAGCUUGUUAGCUGCUUUGCCAGAAUAUCAUCUAUUCUGAGUUUGCUGGCACUGCUGACCCUCUGCUCUCUGCACAGAUGAUUGUUUGCUCCUCGCUUGGUGUUACACAUUGUUCUGCUCGGUCGGGUCAGCAUGGAGACACACUUGUUGUAUUGGUUAUAUAAGUGCUGGUUUUGGAGAAUGAAUAUUUGAUUGGGGCGCUUAAUGCAGAGUGAGCGUUCAGAUGAGGAGGCGGUCAGUGGGCGGAGAGCAGCGAGCGGCAUCUCUGUCCAGAGGCUGGCAGGGAGCCAGCAUAGAGGAGAGCUUUUACUGUACCCACUCCUCUGCUCUUCUAUCUGCUUGCCAGUGUUCUUUUCCACUCCUCUAUCCCUCUCCUCUCCUCUUCUCGCCUUCAUUCCCCAGCCCGUCAUCUUUCUUUGCACUUUAGCUGUCAGUUUUCACUCUUCUUUGCCUUUUGAUUCCUCUUUAGUGCUGAUUUUCAUCUUCGUUACCUGCUUUAAAAAAAGCUCGGGCAUAGUCAACACAAAGUCCGGGGGCAUUUGAGUGUUUUCCAAAACACUGACAAAUUUGGACUGAAGAGGGAGUGAAAUCCAAUGUGGGAUGUGUUUUUGUGUAUGUCUGCACAUGGCUGGCCAAGUGCUCAUAUUUAUGUAUUUGACUACAUGUGCAUCACAGCGCAGGAGAGACAUGGGGGUGGUUCAGUCACAUGUAUGAAUAGUGAGGGAUACACAUGUCAGUAAAGGUUGUAAAUGAGUAAUCUGAAGCCUAAUUACAAUGCUAUGUAAAUGAGAAGAGUUAUGCAAACAUGGAUAACAUAACAAUGCAGCAGUGCCAGUGAUACCAGAUCUCAAUUGAUAGCAAUAAAAGAUUUCAGACUGCAGUGGAGUUAGAGUUGGAGAGAAACCUCAUUCAAACCCUGAAGUAAUAACUGGGGAAAGCUUUCCUCUGUAAAUAUCUUUUGAUGCUGUUUAAAUCCUGCUCAAAUCAUAGAGGGGUGAACCAUGCAGUGAAGGAAAAUGAGCCUCGGGGCCACUUUCAGUUAUAGAAUACCAAGUAACUUCUCACCUUGUACUGACAGAGCGCCUCGAACUUUAUUAACAGAGAGACGAGCUGAACCUGCAUUGGUUAUGGUGAUUAUGCUUUAUAGCACUUACUUAAUGAGAGGGUAAAACAUUUUUUUUCACAUAAAGUUGUCUUUUUUGCUUUAAAUCAGUGAGAAUGUGAUAAUUUGUUACUGCUGAAGACGUUGACUUUGACUCCUCCAACUUCAGAUGCUGUUUUUACUAUUUCCAAUUAUCUGUAGACUUAAAAAGCUUCAUCAUAAGAUGGAUUUUUAUACCUUUUUUGUUAUCAAAUAUGUGUAAUGGUAUAAAAUGCAGAGAGAGCUGUUAUUUUACUGUGUAAAGAUGACAUUUGAAGAAGCAAGCAACUGCCUGAGUAUGUAAAAUACACAUCUGCACAAAUCUGCUGAUCCUUUUCUCUCUCGCUGGGUUGUAUGCGUGUUAUCUGGUAAAAUAUUGUAUGAAAACAGGCAUGUGUUAUGGAGUAAAUUAACCCGUUAGAGUACUGGUGUGACUGACAGAGUGAGGUGGCGUGAGAUUUUGCAAACUGGUCAGUAUGCCGAUCUGUAUCUCUUAACUACUGACGAUACCAUUCAUUGUGCACAGCUACCACAUGAGUAGCUGUGUGGAUAGCAAUAACCUACAGUACUAGACAGAGCUACACAUCUGCAUAAAAACUGCUCAUUGCAGACUUGGCUGAAUGCAAUUAAAGUCUUCACUGCAGGAAGACAGUUCAUUCAGUUUUUCUCUCUGAAACAGACUGUCUUAAGAAAUGGUGUGAAUUACAUGUCAGAUUUUACAAUAAUAGUCAAGUUAAAGCUCCUGUGAAGAGUUUUACAAUGUUUAUGAAACAGACUGACAUUCUUAAUGAUGUUUUUCUUUGUUCUAAAAAAAAGUAAACAAGACUAUUAGUGACAAGAUUGGCAAUUUUUAUAUUGUGAGUUUUUAUGCCUGAAACUGAUGCAAGAGAGUAGUUGUCUGCAGAGACGUGUAAGAAAAGGCAUUACAUUCUUCUCUCAUCAUUUUUUGGGGAAAAAGAGGAUACAUUUGAGAAUCAAAGGUCAGAGGACAUUUCUUAACUAGAAGACAUGAUAAGCAAAGACACAGGGGGCGCCAAAAUGGACACAAACUCAAAGUUCCUCACAGGAGCUUUAAACUGUAAUAACAAAAAACUCUGACAUGAAUGUUCAUUGAGUUUGUUUUUUUUUGUUGAGUCCAAGUUGGUUUGGAAAGCAGCCAUAUUCCUCUUUUAGUUGGAUUGGUCGAAUUCAGGGGGAAAAUACAGAACUAAUCUCAAGCAAACAGCCGAAAAUGAUAAUCUUCUAUCAGAUUGUAUUUAAACAUUUAUAUUAACUGUGUAACUGCGGUACUUGACAUUUGAAUUUAAGUGUCACUCCAUAAUUGGUGUUAAAGUAAAAGUUGAAUUUUCACCACAGCUACUUCUGUAGAUCUAAAACCGAAGUAAGCCUGAAGUGCUGCAUCCUCCAAAGGGCGAACUUGAGGACUGAUUGCAUCACAGCAGUGCUUAAAAAGCCGAGCCAUUUCGAAGGCUCCUUUAAAAUGCUGCCGACAAAUGCAUCCUACUUUCCCCAGGUUGCUGUUUGAGGCAGUGAAAGGAACAGCAGGUGAAACCCUUAUAGCCCAAUAUAUCCUGUGAUUUUUCAUGCUCCAAUUCAAACUCAAAACAAUUACCGACUCUCAAGCAGCUGAGUAAUACGCUUUAAAUACUGGCAAUUGGUUUUAAGGGGCAGGAACCUUCAAACUUGUGAUCAUUUUUAACAGCUAACUAUCUGUUGCUGAGUGAAAAUAGAGGAGAAAGUUAAUUCAGUAUGAAUUGAAAAAUCUGUUUCAGUAAUUUGAUGGAAACUUGUUGAAUCAAUAUUGAAUUAUUUGGAGUGAAUCAUCACUGAGUGGUUAAAAGUUCAGUCAUGUUUGUUUUAGUGUCCUACCAUAACUUUAAUUCAUCUUUUAAACCAUUUAAUUCACAACAAACUUUUCCCCCAAAGUCUCAAAUUACACACAGUACUCUUCCUGAUGACCCGAGGAUAAAGGGUUUUUUAAAAAAAGCAGGAGUCAGACAGGUGAGGUUGCAGCUGCAGCUGGUGUACUACCAGACAAGCGAGGCACCUCCAUGAAUUAUGUGACUCCCUUGACCUCAUCUCUCACCUUCCACCGUGGACACAGUCGGACGAUUGGACCGCCACUGUGUCACAGUCUGAUGAUUGGACUGCCACUGUGUCGCACAUCCUUCCCUCUCUCUCUCUCUCUCUCUCUCUUUCUUUCUCUCUCUCUCUUUCCAGCCUCUCCCUGCUCUGUUCAUCUGGGUGUUAUUUUCUGGAGGUUACAGCCUUUGAGGACAGGGUGCAGCUGUGUGCUGUUGGCACCUUUUCAGCACUCUGUUCUCUCCUGACUCGCCCGCCUUCCCCAUGGGGGAGGUCGUGUAGAAAAAGGCGGUUUGGCCCACCAGUCUAAUGCCUCUCUAAUUGUCCCUCCCUUGUGAGUGAAUGUGGGCGAGAGAAUGAUCCGGGAGCAGAGAGGAGGGAAGGGUAAAGGAGGGGAGGAAAAAGGAUACAAGGAUUAGCUGGAUGAUUACAGCUGAGGACGCACAGGGAGAGCCAGGUACUCUGCCCAUCUAGUCCAAUCAGACGGUUCCAUACAGGAUUUAUACUCGACUGUCAAUCCACAUCAGUCACAUUCAAAUUUAAUUCCUUGUCAUUUUUAAAUAAAUUUUCCAAAUAUUUUUAGACUUUAUGUUCAGCUUUUACCAUCAAUAUUGACUAUGUUUGUCAAUAUUGUCAAACAAAGAGCUCUGCAGGUUAGCUCAUUCACAUGAUGAAUGUCCAGGAUACACUUCAAUAAUAAAAGCAUUGUGUGAAAAUGAGGGCAGUCAAUAAACAGAAAAAGAGGUCAGUCUCUUACUUUGAAAAGUACUCAAGAACUGUAAUUGCAUUUUACAUCUCCUGCCUGGUAAGUUUUUCACUGUAGCUGACACAAAUAUUUUUUAUACAAGUAGAAAAACUGGCGAGUUUGGAGAAGAGAUGUGCACGACUCAGGGUGAAAAAAAAAGGUUGAGCCCUUUAGUCUCCAAGUUCUCACCGACAGUCUGAAAGUUCUAGUUCUAGUUAUCGCUGCCAAAGAGAAAAUCAAGCCUUUGCUGUUUGUGAAGCAUGAAUGAGCAGACAUUGUUUGACGCAACAAAACUCAUGGAUCUUCCUGUCGCUGAACCAAAAUGAUUGCACAUGAGUUACAGACAUUUAAUGAAUAAAUAUUCUGUGUUUCUUUUAGAACAGUGGAAGGUAGUGUUGGGCAGCAUGACGGUAUAUGUCGGUAUAAAAGUGUUUACUGAUAGAAAUUUUGCUAUAUUGUUAAUACUGCAAAGAGAGCGAGCACAUGUCUGCUGCAUCUCUCUGAGUAAGUGUGUAGCUGUCUGCACUCGCGAACAGGAAAGCCGGAGUGCAUCCGUUUGGGUGGGUUUCCGUAUAUUUUCCAGCGUGUUGUGUGGAGUUUGUUCACUUCAUUUGAUUGGUCAGGUUUGGGUGCGCUCCCUGUAAUCACCAGCAUGUCUAGCAGACUGCAUGGCAUAGUUUAGAUAAAGAAGAAACAGCUUCACUGAUGGUGGUCAUGGUGGAUGCAGAGAUUAGUGGCAGUACCAACAUCGUUGUCUGGAGAUUCUUCAGAUUUAGAAAUUCCAACAAUGAUCAAAAACCAGUACUAUGCAAAGAGUGUUGUGUGGCUGACAUUGCUGGAGGAGGAAACGCCAGCAACUUCUUCCACCACCUAAAGAUGAAACACACCAAGUUCUAUUAUGAGAGCCAAAAGAUGCGUGGCGCACCCGCUGCACCAAAAACUAAAGUUGCAGCAGCUCCUCUCAUAUAAAAGAGCUUGGCAGAGUCUUUCACUAAAGGUACGCCAUAUGAUAAAAAAAAUUGCCAGACUGUUCUGGCAUUUUGUUUGCAUUUGUAAACAAGUCCGAUUUUAAAAAUGAAAGGAAAAUGAGCAAAUGCGACAGUAUGGUUAUUUUUGAGCCAUUAAUUGAAUUUACAGGGGGAAAAAACAUACCGUGAUAUAUACUGUUUCUGUGAUUUGAAAUCACUCAUACUUGAUAUAAGGUUUUGCUCAUACCACCAAACACUAGUGGAAGGUGACAAGAAAUAGGGCUUGGGAACUGUUAAAUGUAUGGAGAUCAAAGUUCAACCAUGUUCCAUCUGCUUACAUGGAGAAGAUGGGCUUUAUGGUCUGUACUGCAGCUAGUCAAAAGGGACUCUCUUCAUCUUUUGGCUCCACCUUUGGAGAGCUCUUAUAUCUGUUUUUUUUAUGUAGUAUGUGGGUCCAAUUGCAACAGCCAUGGUCAUGCAGACCCUCACUGAGCUGAAUGCUGACACCUACAUUGGAAGUCAGCACAACUACGGUUAAACAUACAAAGACAGGAAAGAGGGAGGAAAAAAAGAAAGGUCAGGUAGGAAAGUGAGGGAAAAAACAUGACAGAUGGCAAAAGGUCAGCAGCAUCAGUGCUUAAAUGGACUUAUGCUUUUCAUACCACGCUGGCUGUAGUUGUUGUUACGACAUGUCUUAAAGUAACAGUAUUUGGUGUAAAGGUGUUUUCUCUGAUACAACCGCUGUAAAGACAAAAGCUUCUUGAUGCAACCUCCUAAAUCUCCAGAUUUAUUAAAGCCGGCGAGAAAGGACACAGGUGUUUGCUUUAUUUCCCCAGACUUAUGAGACACUUUAUUGGAGAAUUCUUUUGACAUUUAGCUGGAUUUGUGGUUGUGAGUCCCCACCGGGUAAAAUGUGCUGUGGCAUUUAGCUGUUGCCAUGGUCGUGUACCUACUGCAGGCCAGAGUGAGUUCUUGACAGCUCUGUACGUGUGUUUGUGAGCCUUGAAGUUAUUCUUAUAUUCGAGCAGGAACUCCUCAGAAUCAGCUUUUUAAAGCGUGCAAUCAAUUUUCAGGAGUUUGAUGUUGAAGUUAAAGUGUAAAAUGUUCACUCUCCUUCUUUGCCCUUUGUAUUCUGUGCCAUCAACUGCUCCCACCUCCUGCAUAAAUAAGAAAAUUAACAUAAAGAUAAGGAAAGGAAAUGACUUUCUGAUAUCCUAAUUAGGAGUGAUUGAUACUCUGCAUCAUUGUUAUUAAUUUUGUUGAGAAGGGAUCAUUAUGUAAAUUAAAAGGACUGCAUUUCAUUAAAAUUAACUGUCAGCGUGAGAGCAGAGACUCAUUAAGUGGAACUGCAAAGGUUUCUUGUGAAUGGUUUUUCUGAAGCACAAAAUUGAGUUAUUCUUAGCUUUGGUAGCUCUGGGCAACUGUUGCUAUGCAUACAUAUCCGUAGAUACACUUGGUGAUGUGGACUUGUUUUUUUUUUUUCAGCAAUGGGGAGUUACAGUGAUAAGGAGGGUGAAAAAAGGGGACCAGUGAAAUGGGCCCAGGGGACCAUUGAUUCCUGUAGAGUGGGAUAUAUUGCAGUUUGUUCCACAGUAGGUUAUAGAACCAUGAAACGUCCAUAGUUAUGGUCCCUGGAUGUAAAAUAAAGUAUGGGAAAAUUUAUGGGGUUGUAGUAGGUGGUUCAAGAGGUUCGGUUGUGCAUAAUCAAAUACUUUUCUCGUGUUUUCCUCAUCUGUAUGCAUGUAUGCCUUUGCACAUGUGAGUACAUCAAGCAUCGGUGGCUUAGCUGUUCCUCCUGGCCUGGUGUGGGCAGAUGUUUGUGGAAAGCUUCCCAGAAAAGAAAGCCGUCCCCCUGUAAACAUGUCAGCUAUACCUUAAGCUUCUUAUAGACUUAUAUGUCAUAGCUGUGUUUGACCCGCAUGGCUUUAAUUUACUUUUGUUCAUCUGCCAUGUUAAACUCCAUGAGCUCAACGCCUCUGACAUUUCAAUGAUAGGGAAAUGCAGACACGGUAAUUGCAGUUUAAAGAGGAAAUUAGUGAUGAGUGGAUGUAAGAGAUGCAGUGUGUAAUAAGCUCUUUGGUACAUUUAUUCUUCCUUGAAUAGAAAGUGGUUGGAUUAGCAUUAUUCAUCUGAAACUGAACUCUGAUACUGAAGAUAUGACACGGCAUGUAAUGAAACUGAUAGUGCCUCUCUUCUAUCAUAAAUUGUUUUCAGCUUCAGGAAACCAUUUGGAUGAAAUAUGUUAUUGGUGAUUCAAAGUUUGAGCCAGAAGUCAACGAGACAUGGUUGAAAUACUGAAGAGAUUUUUCUUCUUUUCUGCAAGAUAAAACUCAAAAUUUUAUGGAGAAUGGUGAAAUUAGGACUGAAUGUCCGAGAUCCAAUGAAAUCAGUUUCAACCAACAUCAAAAAUUGACAUUUUUAAGGGUGGAGGGAAGGCAGAACUUAGUAUUGUGACAACAUUUCUUCAUUUUAUAGCUUAUCUAUGCAAAUACAUGAUUUCAACUUAUUUUAUUUUUGUCUAAAAUCAGUUUGAUGUCAACUAAAAACGUCAGAAUCAUCAUAAAGAGAGCAGUUUUAAACAUUUGCCACAGAAGACCAGAAAGGAAGACUGCGCCAAGCUGGUACUUUGGCUGUCAAUGGUGCACUCAGGAUGGGGCGAAAAAAUUGAAAGGACACCAGCUGAAUGCCAAGAAAGGCUUUAAAAGUGCCAUUCUUGAGAUGCAAACCUUGCAUAACAAUCAAACAGUUUCCUCUCCUUGCCCACUGGGUGGGGAAAUUUUGUUUACACUUUCUAUACACUGGAAGGACAUCCAGAGGGCCCUUGUGGUUACAUUUAAUUACUUAAAAAAGCCAACAGAUUGAACUUGAUUCGCGUUUUAAAUAGAGGAAGGGCAACCAGAGAGCACCUUAUUGACAUUUUAUGCAUUAAAGACGCAUCUAAUGGGGUUUUUUAACCUGCAAUGGCACCAGAGUGGACCUUUGAACAGUGUUUUAUCCACUACAAAGACAUUUAAGAGUGUGCUUUUAAGGCAUUUUUUCAGACACAAGGACAGCAGGAGGGAAUAUCAUCCCCCUGACACCACUGUUGGCUGUACAUCUCUGACUCUGAUGGUAGUAAGACCCUGAAUGCUGAUGUAGUUUUUUUUUUAUACCUCACAAACUGCAAGGGCAGUGAGAGCUAAACGGUGAUAAGAGGCUGACUGUCAUUCACACGUCGAAUUUGAAUACCCUCCUUGAGGGGAUGCACUGUAAUCUACUUAUUGAUGCUCCAAUAUAUAUGUAGAUGGGACUUAAAAAUCACUGUUAAUGAAUGUGAAUGUGAGAUGAAUUAUUUAAGGAAAGCAGAUGUCUCAGAGAGAACUGGUCCAAAUGUAGACAUUUGAUCAAUGUCUUCAAUUAGAUAAUGAAAAAUCUAAUUGAGUUUUCUUUUUGUUUAUACAGUUUUAAAAACUCUCUCUCUAGAAAGUUCUUCAGCUAGGGAACCAAUGGAGCAUUUGGGAUCAGACAUAAUACGUCUUCAAGAAUUCAACCGAGUCAAGUCGUCUUUUGGAUUUCAUUUAAUUACCGUGACCUGGAUGACUGAGCGCCUGCACAGAAAUUCCUUUUUUUUACAGCGUACAGUUGAAGUUUUGAACUGAAUGAGAUAUAGUGCAAACCUUUGACUGUACAAUCAUUAAAAGUAUGCUGUAUGCUCCCACUCUUGAAGUGCAAAUCAAUGUUGGACUUGUUGACUUCCAGCGUGUCACUUAUAUAAGAGCUUACCACACAACCUGAAGCUCUUGACCUGCAAUCUAGAAAGUAAAAGGCAGGAGGAUUAUAUUUCCUAUUUCAUCUUUCCCUAUUGCUUUUCUAUCAAUGAUAACUCACCAUAACACUGUGAUUACAACAAUAAAGAUGAUAAUGGGGGCGUGUCCCAUGUAAGCCUCCUUAAGCCAGUCUGAAGACAUUAAGAUUAGGCUGAAGUAGUUUUUUGGUCGGUUGCUCUCCUUCAAAAACUUGGUCAGUCUUGAUGGAUAGAAGCUGUAUUGGCUAAACUCUUCAAUGUUCGAUAGCCACCAGUGAUCACAAAUGAGAAAGGGUGGAGAGGAGAGCUUGUGUGGUAGUGUGAGUUAGCCUCAGCGGAAAAGGUUAGGACAACAGAUUGAAUUCCCCCUGCUUUGCUUCAUCUAUACAUGGAUUUAUCCCAUGCAAGCCUUAAGCUGGCAUUCUUACCUCAUUAAUUCUGUUCUAGUAGAGAGAGAGUGUGUGUGUGUGUGUGUGUGUGCGCGUGUGUGUUUGUGUGUCCCGGCGCUUACUGAUAUCAUGAUGUUCCUGUUCCUUUUUCACUUCAACGCGCAGGAGCGGCGAUAGAUAAAAGGUGAUGGUGUGGGAAGUGAAGGAAACUUGUCUCUGCCAACUUUUCAUCGUAUUGACUGGAUUCUAAUCAAUUUAAUUAGAUAUCUUUCGAUUUCAUGGAGUGUGAGCUGAGAUAAGACCAAAUGCUGCCUGAAUUACAAACUUGGAAGGAAGGCGAGGCGGAGAGGCGUCCCGUUCCUUGUGUACGUCUUCCUAUUUAACCUUCUCCUAAAACGUUCGCAAAGAUAAUCAACUCUUGUGAUUCAAAAGAGUAAAUGUUUGUUCUGUAAUUGUGAAAAGGAGGAUUGUUGUCUCCUCCAGGAAAAGAAAAUUACACUCGGCUAAUUUGAGUCUCAUGGGAAACUGCAUGGACGUUCGGCAACUUGCAAUAGCAGCAAUCGCCUCUUAAGUGAAUCACACACUGUACAUGAGAGGCUGUAAAGUAGGAGUGUGAAAACUGAUUUAAAGAGGAGAGAACUGCUGGGUGUGACAGCAGAUUAUUGUUUGUUUAUUAGGUUUGCUCUUCAGGUUAUGAACUUAAAGAUUUCUGGAGGUUUUAAACUAAAAGAAUGAGAGGCAGGGAGACUUAACGCCAAUGUUAAAAAUGUUUGUAAUUUCUAAAGGAAUCACCACAAGUAGACUGUGGACUUUACAAGGAGGUGAAAUAAGAGGUCAACACAAGCAACGUCAUAAUCCCAUUUGCCAAAUUGUCCUCAUACACAGACUACAGGAGAGGUUGUUUGUCAUUUUCACCAAUAAAUCAACUUUUAUGACUCUCCAUAAAACUAUGCAUGUACACUGAAGGACACAAGCCCCCUUAACGCACCCCUGGUCCCUACAUGCUGGACCAGAUUAUCAGUUGCAAAGAACUUUAUAAGGACAAACAAGCUACAUCUAUCCUGCUUAUUUGACCGAGCAUGUCUUUCCCACCCUGAACCCUUCAUUUACUCCUGGUGUUCGACCAUAGCUGCAAUAGCUACCAUCAUUUUCCCUAACAGCUUUUCUGUUCCCAGAUAUUCUCCCUCUCUCUUCACCUCUAGACUGCUCUUGCCUCACCUAAAGACACGUAACAAGCACGGAUCGACAUCCCAGUCUUUUUCCCAUUUCCAUAUUGCUGACGGUCUCUCCUUAAUCACUUCCCUGCAGCUCUGUCCCUGACAAAACGACCCGCCUCGACCUCCUCCUUUGUCAUGUUCUCUUUGGCUGGAGGGUUAAUUUCACCUCUGAAUUACUCUACUACAAAAUGUCUUCCAUUUUUCUGUAACUGUCACUGACUAGGCCUCCACAGGCGGUGUUUUUGCACUCACAUAAGUACACUUCCCACUACACACCUUUUUUGCAGAAUCAUAUCAGAGAGCUGCAACCUGUAUUGUGUUCUUGAAGACGGGAAGGCCAUUAGGAUUAUUUUUCUUUGUGUUUAACACCCACUCUCUGCUCAGAAAUGCCUCUGCUGCCUUUUUCACACUUCUAAGGAGUUGCAUCUGAAAUAGAAGUUUUGUUUUCCACAGUAAGGGCUAAUUUUAAUCUUCACAUUUCAAACUCGGUUUGACAGGUUCGUAGAAGUAAAACAAGACAGAUUUAUGAAGCGUUUCAUGAAGAGUCAAUGCUUUGUCUACGUGUUCUAUUUAUGCAGCAGGACAAGUCUGUAAUAUGUGUAACCUAUCACUUUUGAUUUAAGCUCACACAACACAGUGCCAAAUUGAAAUAGACAGUAAAGACCUCUACAUGAAAACAAUAAGAUCACUUAUAGCACUGUGUUUAACUCUACUGUGUGAGAAAUGCCACUGGUGUAAGCAUGACCUGGGGAGUAACUAAAAAUUGAUGCUACAAUUCUAUAUUUAUGAGUGUAAUCAUUUCUGUUAUGAUUGUCUUGUGCAGGAGUUUGAGGGUCUGUCCAUAUGCUAACAAAAAUUAACGAAACCAGGGAGACUAAUAGGUAUUGGCACUCUGCUCAGAUAUUAAAAGCCGCAUUGAGCUGUAUUUCUCAAUCAAGUUUGAGUAAAAGGAUUCCUUAUAAAAGUCAACAAACCCUGUCAAUGCCAGCUCCAAUGAAACUCAGGGCCGCUACUCUCAGAGAAAAAAAAGCAUACUUAAACGAGAUGAUCAUUACAUAGGCUGAUGCAACAUGAGUGUUGGUGUUACUUUAUUUUUCUGAGAGAAGUUGAAGAUUUUACCCUCAAAACUAAAUCUUUGAACAACUCGACUUCAUUUUGAAAGACCUGGCGAUGCAAUACAUGGGUAAUAAAACGAUUCAAUAUCAGGAUAAAGAAGUCUUUGCAUUAUUUCAGCGUUUCUAUUCCUGAUUAAUAGUCUUGUUUUUAUGUAAGUAAAAGAAGUGUCAUCCAUGAGUGUGAAACGCUAAUGCUUUCACAGCUCAAUUGGCAUCUGCUGCCAACAGUGAAGUCUGUUGUUUGCUAAAGACAUUAGAGUCGUAAUAACGCUGAGGGGAGAUAGUGCCCCCUGCUGUUUACAUCGCACUGAUUACGAUCAUGCCUUAUAGCUACUGAUUUUUCACCGACUUGUGAGAAACUGAAGACAAUGUCUGCCUGAAAUCAAUAUCAAUCAAUAUAGUAACAUGUGGGUUAUCAUAUAGUACAGUAAUAUAUUGUAUCCCGUCUAAUUGUACACAUCUUAUCGCAUCUUAUCCUAUCGUUGCAUUGCGUAUUGCACUGUUAUGUAUCAUAUAUCCUUUCGUAUCAUGACUAACGGCACUGUAUCGCGUUGUGUAAGACAAAAUUGUGACUCAAUCGUCUGAAAUUUUUCAUGAAUCUCUAAAACAUAUUAAUACAGUUUCAAGUUGAGUGAGCUGAGAAGAACAAAAUAAUAUGCUGUCUGUUGGAGCUCGUACUCAAAGCUACCUGAACUAGACUGAUAAAACAUAUUCCAGCUGAAUCAUUAUUCGCAGGCUACAGGGGAUUGCUGGAAAGAGUAUUUUUUGCUUUUAGGAUAGAUGUCUAUCCCUUGUGAUGGCUGCAGAGUCCUAUUUCAAAAUCUGUUACUAUCAUUAAAUUGAUGAAUAAAAUAUUAAAUGCGUUGUGGAAAUCAGUAGGGUUGGAUAAGAGUGGGUAACUGAGCUUAAAGGGUAGAUCCAGUACCCAUGAAUUGAUGGGUAACUUUGCACGGCCAAAAGACACCCCAAAGUGGAGCUAAUGUGUUUAACUUUUCCUCCAAUCAGCUGAAGUAUAAAAAAGACGAGGGUAUAUGGAGACAAAUUCCCCAACCUUACAGCCCAUUACCUCAUUUUCAUUUUGCAGAAAUAUGUAGAAUGAGGCAAAGGAAAUCUAACUCUAAAAAUGAGUUUGACUUGCAGAACCUAUCUUCCAGUUAUUUGGUCAUCCUUACAGGCUGUAAUGAUGAACUCCAGCCCCCAGUUCAUGAGAUAUGAUGGAUCUUAUAUUGAUACCUUAUCCAUCCUCCUGCUAUGGGGCCUGCAAAAGCUUGUAACCAUGGACACUUCAUUAAAAGAGUAGAGGAAGGGAAAGAAAAACCAUAGCGAGAGAGACAGGAUUAUAGCUCUACAAACCACCGCACACACUUCCUCAUACUCACGGGUAUACACCUACACACUCCCGAGCAGAGAGUUAAAUCUGAUGUACUUAAAGUUAGUUGGAGGAAAUAAAAGUGGUGAUGUCAGCUUCAUGUUACACUGCGAGACUUCAGGUCAGAGAUUCUUCGGCUGAUAUGUGAGGGCUUUUUGAUACAUUUAUUACAUAUGGCGGGCGCUGUUUUGACAUUAUGGGAGGGAGAGAAAUGAGCUUGCUGAGUUAGUUGUGUAAUUCUCUAGCACUGCCGUUUCAGAAAGCACAUCAAGAGAAUUGCUCCUCUGAACGGUCCUAGGUAACACUUUAAAGUUUUCUCCAAUAAUAUCAUCUUCCUCGGACCAAAAUGUGGAAAAUUCAAUAGAACCACUUCGUCAGUGUCCCUGGAAUAGCUGUGGCAGAAUCGAUUGUGGUAUUCUUCUCUUUUUGGCAAGGAGCACUGGCCUCUCAUUCUGGAGGACACAGCACUCAAAAUGUGUUCCCCCCCCUAAAAUACACCAGCCUUCAGCCUCUGGGUCGCUGAAUCGGACAUCAUUCUCCAGUUUUGAUAAGGGAUACGGAAUAAAAUCUUGUACUGUGAUCAUACUAUUUGAUAUAAACCACAAUAACUGGUUGAAUAUGCACAAAACACUAGGACUAUCACUGUUGAGGGCUUGUCGGGGGGGUCUUACAUCACAUUGUGAGGUCAAAGUUCAUGGGUUUUUAUUUUAAUCUUAAGCUCUUGCCCCCGAGUUAGCUAACAUUUUCAGAAAACAGCUGCCUAACUGUUAUUCUACUACUUUAAAAAAACCAAAUAAAACCAACACAUGAUUUUUAACGAAUGGUGAACCAAGUGGCAAAAUCUGACAUGUAGUAUAUUGAAAUAUAUUCAAACAAUAUCCAGCAGCUGUUUUAUUUCUAUUUACAACAAGGGCUUUAAAAGCCAAAUAACUUUCAAUAACAAAGAUAUCUGCGCAGACACAGUUCCUCAAAGUAGCAUAUUGUCACUGUACAUUAAAACCACGACUUUAUCUCAAAGAUUUUGUUUAGACAGAGUGCAACGCGAAUUAGAGGAAGCACUAUUGCAUGAAGUGGAAAGAUGCCGGUGGGUACGAAAUGAGGCAAAGAAACGUCCAGACACAUUAGAAAAAGUUUCAGUUUUUGCACAAAGAUAAUGCUUGUCCUUGGGCUUUAAAAAUCGCUAAAAAUAAAGAGAUGUGAGAAACAAGAGCAGUCGGAGAAUAGCGACAAAGUAGGACUGGGGUUCUUGGUGAAAACACACAGACAUCAAUCUUCUGCAAGCUAGCUGAAGGGCAGCUAACAACUUGGGCGAGUUAAAAAAUACUGAAAGUCUUGUGACACCAUCAAGCCCACUGGAGUGUUUUUUAACUCUGCAAGACUGGUAACACUUGCAGUGACACAAAUAAUUGCUUUGCAGAAACAAAAAGAAAAAUCUGAACAAAUGCUCUGAGCAACUUAAACUAAGCUAUGAGGGCUGGUUGCACUGACAGUGGAUUGAAUCCAGUGUGCUAUCAAGUUCUUGUGUAAAAAAGGGAAAUUCUGGUGUGUAGGGGACAAAGUGAUAUACUCCAAAAAUAGCACAAAAUACACAGAAGCACAGUUUAAUCUAUAGAAGCUCCCGUCGGCAGCACAGGUAUUUAUCACUUCACUCCCCUGACAAAAGGUUGUCUCCUGUUGAGCCCCUCAGAUCUGUCAUUCCCCCUGGAGGGAUUAUAAAGUCGUGAUUCAAACCCCUGCCAGAGCAUAGGUCAAGGAGAGAGAUGUACUUCAUCUCUCUUUUAUCCCUUUCCAUCUGGAAACGGGCCAUGUUAGCCUCUAGAGCUGCACAAAUAUGUCAAGGAUUGUAUGUUUUUGUGUCUUUUUUUGGCAGCAGACAUCGAUUUUAUAUAUAGUGGCACAUAGACUUUAAAUUCAGUGGUCGGGUGCAUCGCAGCAUCUUGUUCCACUUUGACUCCGUGCCUCACAGUGUGGGAGAAGAACCAGAUAACUCUGCAGGAGAGAUAAAUUCAAAAUGUAUACGUAAUUAUGCAUAAGCCAUAUGGUCAUUUGAAAGUACAAGAGAGGAGGUCGCUGAGCAAAAAUGUUCAGCCCUCCUGCAGGAGCGAGCUAAUGAUGUUAUUUUAUGCCAUUUGUUGUCCAAGGAUGUUGUAUAGACAAGCUGUUCAGUCCAUAAGGUAUAACACACUAAUGUGGCUAAACAGGAGAUCGGAAAGUCUUUGGAUCUCCAUUUUCAAGAUCAAAAUACUGUCAAACUGUUCAAUGCUUUGAGCUGUCAUCUGUCAUCUAUGCUUGUUUACAUCUAUACAUGUCAUACCUUAAAAGACUGGUAAUAGUAGCAAUGCAUAGAUACAAAAGAAGGCUUUUCAGUGUACAUGCAUAUGCAAGUACAGACUGCACACACAGCUAAACUGUAAAACACACAUUGUCUCCGUCUUUGCAACUAAUUGCAACAGGCUUGACCAUGAGGCAGUAAAGUGAAGGUCACCUUCUGUUUGGCCCCAGCUGAUAAGCUCUAAUGUGGUCUUUUAUGUGAUGCCAUGCUCUCCAAGGACCCUCUGCAGCUUGCAGUGGCUGAUCAAUACACUAAAUCAGACGCUCUCAUUAUGGCACCCAUGGGCAUGUGUGCGUUUGUGUGUAACUGUUCGUGUGUGCUGUGCCGAAUUUAAUUACGCAGGAUGUAGUUUAUUGUGUGUGUGCUUGUGGGCAUUUUGUUUAAUAGCAGUUGAGGUUUAAUGCAUUACUGCGAUUACUAAUGCAUGCUGAUAUCUCAUUUUGGUAAUGCAAUUAUUUGCAGUCAUUAGCUUGAACAGAACAUAUCAAAUUAGAGGCAGUUUAAGGGUGCUGAUCUGGAUUUGCCUCAGUUGACAUUUAAAGACAUUUAACGCUGCUAAUAUGGUAUGAAAUUAGGAUUCUCUGGCAAAAUGUCAUUUUUAUAAGCUGUAACAUUUGACAUUCUUUGAGACUGUUCAUCAGUUCUUCUGGAAAUUUAAGUCGAAGCCCUCUAAUGUUGAAUGAAUGACAAUCAAUUAACUCGCAAACUGUAGCAAGCAACUUGACCUUUUCAUGGAGAGUGGAAAGUUUUUUCUUGUAGAGAUUUUUUUUCCCCCCUCUGUGAUGGUGUGUACGUGCAGACGUGUGUGCAAAUCUGCAUGCACUUGCAUUUGUGUAUGUGUGCGUGAGCUUGUGAACACACAGGAACACGUGUGAGCUGAAGAAUGGAGUUGUGCCAAAGUGCCCAGAGCCUGUAAUAGCUACCUUGAAGGUUCACCUUCAAAACUCCAGAUUACAAGCUGUACCUACCUCUCCUCCCAUAUAAUUUCCUCAGCUCCCUUUAUUCCCCUGUCCCCUAGCUUUUACAUCUACUUUUUGGUGUAAUUCAUGCAUGUCCCCAAAACCCAUCACCUCCCUGUCUGGGAAUAUCACAGCAAUGAAAGCGGGAAUUGCUCCUAAAAACUGUGUCCUUCAGUCUCAUUGGAGGGUGUGCAUCUGUGUGUGAUAUGCUGUUGUUAAGAGCCACACAGAUAUGAAUAAUGAGAGUGUUUUGCAGAAUUACUAAUGCUAUUGUAUAAAACCUCAUUUCCACAUUUGCACUGUGCAAAACUUGCUUUUCAUUGCACUGUGGGGACAUUAGGAUUGAUUGCAAGUUUAUGUCCCCAGAAUUUUUUAUUUGCCUCAUUGUGUCCUCAUCUUACACACACAGGCACACGGGCUGAAAAUUUCUCCUGCCAGCAUGUUUUUAUCUCCUCUUUAAAUGAUAAACACAAAUCUCCCAGCUCAAGGCAGAGGAGGACCUCCAAAUCAGCACAGAUAAGUUGCCAUAAACAAUCCUGUGAUGGAAUUUUUCGGGUUUCUUCACCGUCUGAGCGAUGAUACAUGUAGCUGGAGGAGGUGGUGAGAGGUCGUAAAAGAAAAGGUCGAAAAAAUUGAGAGCAAGCAGAGAAGGAGGGAAAGACUUAGAGACAGCCAGGCCAAACGAAGAGAAUCCAAAUCUUUCAAUUAAUCUGCUUAGCUCCCCUGUGGGCAGAUGUUGGAGAGACGGCAGCAGAGCACAGGUCAGUGAAAUAAAUAGACAAGGGCUGUAGAGAGCAUGGAGGAAGAAAUCAGAACUUCAUCGCUGAUGUAGAGCCGUGUAUCCCACUAACAGACCCCCUACAUAAUCUGCUCUAUCUAUACAGCCAAUUUCGUGAACAUUUUUGCUUCUGUUUUGUUUCUUAUCUUUAUUCUCUAGAGAUAAAUUCAUCAUUUUUAAGCUUCGAGCUUUUCACCAAAAAGAGAUUGUGAUCUAACAAGGUGGACAACCCCUCCUGUUUUACAAAAGUGAAGCCAAAAUUCGUAGCACUGACAUUUACUGACAUUUAACGGUGAGGUUUUUGUAUCAAAAGCAUGUCUGUAAUUCAAAUUGGCUGUUUGAGCCACUUUUUCCACAAUCUUCCCCUUACACCAUGAAAAUCACACAUUUGACUUCCUGCAGAGAUCACUUUGGUCGGCACAGCUGACAGUCUAACAGAUAACUGAUUCAAUUCAAGGUGGAUACUUACAGUUAUGGAAAGUGUAAUGACUUUAGUGUUGGUUAAAGUAUAUUUCCCCUUGCAGUUCUGCUUCUACUUUGCAAGUUCAGUCUCCCAGAAGCUGUGUUUGUCACCAAUGCUGCCAACGAUGGCGUUUUAUACCAUUUUUAGUCUUAAAUGAACUGUUACAAUUAAAAUUCUUUGACAAAUAAACACUUGAAUAUCAAUUGUCAGGAUAAGGGCACUUAAAAAUGACAGAAAACAUGUUAAACAAAAAAUAAUCUGGUGUGUAUUUUAAAUUUUGAUUCAUGUGUGAUCUGUUAUCAUGGAGGAGGCGGGGUCUUUAUGACCUAUACUGCUGCCGGUCAGUAGAGGGAGCCCUGAAUCUUUUGGCUUUGCUUUUAGGAAGCUGUAAGGUUGCGCAUCAUUUUAGAAAAACCUUGAAUUUAAUAACAUUGCAAAUAUCUAUGAGCUUAUGGUGGAUGGUUUGCUCACUGAAAUGGGUAAGUUAAAUACUGGAAACCAUGAUUUGCAACAUGUAGGGGCUUUUUUAUUACUAAGAAUUAGCAGCUGUUGUUCACUUACAAUCAAAGAGAAAUACAUGGUAGAGGCAUGUGCAGAUUUAGGUGUUGUGCCACUAAAACAGCUUUUUUAUUUGCCAUUAAUGUCAGCGUGCAUUUGUAGUAUGGGCAUUUUGUAAUGGAUGUCCAUGGAGAAUGUAUUUCUUGCGUUCUUUGUGUUGGGAUAUUGCUUAAACGUCUCCCUGGAAGAGAAUGGUGUGGUUAACGCCAUGGUGAGAUAGGAAAACCAUAAACUUGAACAUCCAUGAAAGACAGGCGGUGAAGACAGAGUGUGCAGCCUGGGGGAUUAGUUUAACUCUUGGAUUUUAUAGUACCUGCAGCUUAUAAAAGGAAAAAAGACCUUCUUCCUCCCCCUCUGUUACCAGGAGAUACAGAGGUGAACUCAGUCUUCCAAUUAACCACCUCGCACACACAGGCAGUAGAGUCCAUUUCCUCACCUCGCAAAGAUUGUCUCACUUUAAUCAGCGAGAGGAAACUAAAAUUAUACAAGUAAUGAUGAAUACAAAAUUAUACCAGCACAGUGCGUUGAGAUGGGAGAGUCCUAACCUCUUUUUUUCCGUUGAGCAGUCCAUUAAAAAACAGAAGUGGUUUUAGAAACUUCUGUCUCUUCAUAAGGUGGCCUCGCUGCUACCUAUGGCGCAAUAUGUAUUCCUGAGUUAUAGAGAUAGUACUGCCAAGCUUUAAUCAGCACUGACAUGCUCUCCUCUGUCUAUCUGAUAAACACACUAACUUUAUUUCAGGUGGACAGCGCUGACAGGGACAUCGCACUGAACAAAUGGGAAAAGGACAGGAGGCACAAGUGGGUGGGAUGAGAAGGCAUACAGAAUCUACAACCAGGCCAAACACUCAGUCUGCAUGGACUCUCACAAUACUGAGGGAUUAAAUGGCUUCACUUCAGGGGGGUUUUCCAGUUUAUUCAACCUAUAAGCUGAGUUUUGUUUCAAAGAAUCGCUCUGCACAUGCAGCAGUUUACAUCCCCAUUCUUGAAUUAAGCUCAUCUUCAGUACAGCAAGGUGAAUUGAGCUGCACAAACGCUGCUUUUUGCUCAAUCGAGCACACGGGAGCUUAUACUUUAGUCUACUGUAAGGGAUUUCAGUUCUUCUCUCAUAAGCAAUAAAAUUGUGAUAGGUGUAUGAAACGGCUUUUCCUAAGGCAUAUAUCUGCUGAGAGAUUGCCUCAUAUGGAUUAUCUCUCUCUGAAUGCACCGGAGUAAUACCCUCCAUGGUAAUGUGCCUCUAUAGGAUGGCCUAGGUGUGACAUUAGGAUCGCCUCCACGGGAAAUAUUCGUAGAUCUAUUUUCAUAAAGCACAAACUAUACUCUGUGCCUGAAAAUGUGUCUUGAAUAAAAAGCUUUUAGCCCUAAGGAGAGAUAGAUUAAACCUCUAUUUUUUCCCCCACACAGCAAAUGGAAAUGAUUGAUUUGGCCAUUAUAUCUUUAAGGACAUAAAAUUAUAUUUUUCCGGCUUAUGGGGUAAAUUCCCCCCUUUCAGGUUCUCGUUAACAGUUUCAGAAUGUGUGCUGCAUUUUCAUUUCAGACCAUAAUAAGGAUUGAAGAAAAUCUCAUUGUACAUAAAUCUUCUCAUCAAGGCUUUCCUGUCUGCAUCUCAGUGUAAUCUCAAAUCAGCCGUAUGCAUUCUUUAUCCCGUGGCAUCCUUGUUGUACUCUAUUGUAUUUCCUGUCUCUGUAAUCGCUCUCUUUAUCCACUUUAUCACACUACAUAGUUCACUUAGGCUGAUCAGUCCUAUCUUUCACCUCUGAUAAGAUUCUUGCAACUUCAUUUCUGUACAUGUUUCGAAAAGACCUUUGUAGCCAAUCUUGCCUGAUGGAAGAUGCAGUGGAUUUAGUGUCUCGUCAUGAAUUUCCAGUCUUUCUCUGCAUACAGAGAAUCCCCGGGGAUAGGAUUGUGUUUUUAUGUGUACACAAAGAGAAUACCGGCUACAAAUACAAACACAAGACACAUCAACAGUCACAGUAGUUGUGCGAUUGGCAGCACAGCAUAAGUCUCAAGUUUUUUGUUUUUUUUUGGAGUUGAUACGUGGGUGUGUUUGAGAGAAGCUCAUGUCAGCAGUUUUUCUGUCUUAUCAUAAAACAAGCUCAAAGAAGAAAAGUUGAAACUUUUGCUGGAUGAUGGUGUACAAAGAAAUCUAAAAGGAACCAACAAAAAUCAUUUAAAUUCAUCCUUAUGGGCACAUGAAUGCUUAGUCUGUCUGACUCAUCCUCUGGGGAUCACUACUCACUAAAUAUAGUACCAAAUAGUACCAAAGUAGCACAACUAACAACUGGAAAUGUCAAACCACUGAUGACAUAAGAAGAAUAUGAAAGGGCUCACAAAUAUCCAUGAGUUCAUCCUCUGGAGACCAAAGAUUGUGGUGCAAAAUGUAAUGGCAGUCAAACCAAUAGUUGUUUGGAUAUUUUAGUCAAAAUUCAUGAAUAUGUAAAUUCUAUGAUGGUUCAAGGUCGAAGAAAGACAGCAAGAGUCAGUCCGGUUCAGCCUCUGGGAACCAUAAUUGUCUGUUCUGCUUCAUGAGUCGAACCAUCGAACUCAAAGCAAGAAAUGACAAGCCACAGUUGACUCCAGAGGAAUGGUUGAAGGAGUCACAAAUGGUUGAAUUCAUCCUCUGGGGAUUAUGAAUGACUGUACAAAACGUCACAGAAUUUUUUCAAGUUGUUGAGACAUUUCAGUUCAGAUAAAAGUGUGGAAAAAGUCUAGCAGACUCAAACUUUUACAGCAAUGUCGCCACUCUGAGCUAAAAUUAGCAUGCAAGGCUGAAAUUUUAUUGCACGUCCUCAAAUUCUAUCUCCCCGGUCUACCAAUCAAUCAGCCAGCAGUUGCUACAUCUGGUCCCUCUGCUCUGUGUGUAACCAUGUUGUGCUUGCUAGCACCACAGCUUGCAGCCUUAUUAGCACCAACAAAUUUGUUCCUGACACUAAUUACAGCUUCACAGUAAGCACCGCAGUGGGUUCAACAAAUGAAAGGCAGCAAUCUCCCUGUCACCGUGGCCUUUUCGUAGCAUGAGCAGCGACAGAAGUGUGUGUGUGUGUGUGAGGGGGGUGUCAAUGGGUCCCUCUCUUCUUGCUGGGUUAUAGGUGGUCUCUUUAAAGGAGGAGGAAUGAGGAGUAAAAGAUGGGUGGAUAACAGAAGUGGGGUCAUGCACAGGGGAUUUCUUUUUGUCUUUAUUGAGAGUUGAAGGCAGUCGAGAGGAGUUGCCCUGGGCUUUGGUGCUCCAUGCAUCACUGGCGAGGCGAUAUGUCCAUGUCAGGUUCUGUCCUCCCCCUGCCGCAGCCCUGCUGCUACAGCUCCCCAACUUCCACUUCAUGUUUUCCACCGAGCAGGCUUUUGUAACAGCAACAGCAACAGGAGAUCACAUCUCAGGAUGCUUUUCAUUGCUGAUGUGUGAGAGCAGUCUGCAUUUCCUGUUAUAGGUUUCCGAUCCAGUCUGUAUAGCUGUAUCCCUAUGUGAAUUGAUGGCUUGCUCAGAGCAUUAUGAGCGGCAGUGAUGGCCCGCGAAUAUGCAAGCACCUAAAAAUGGAACAGUUCCCCUGAUGUCAAGUUACUCUCAACCCUACAACCAUGCACAGUGAAGGCUUACGGUGGCAAAAUGUUGGCAUUAGUAAUGGACUCACUCACAGGACUUACUACCUGAGAGGAGUCAGGAAGCAACUGAUGAUGCGGGAGGUGUGUAGGUGGCCCCCCCACCAACGCUGCUGUGGAUCAGUAGAGACAGCAGCAGGUAGUUUUCGCAGUAUGCAAAAAUACUGUUAUGUUUUCUCCAAGCUCUGAAGAGGAAAACAGUGGGAGCCAGACGGAUGAGGGUUUGUGUGUGAGCGUAAAAAAAGUGUGUUCUCAGGAGUGUAGAUCAUAAAGGGGAUAGCUGGGAUUGUGCUUGUCACUGGUCAGGGAUCUGAACCAGGCUUCAGAGCUUACUUUGAGCAGCUGAGGGGACACCGGCUCUCUCGGCUCGUACUAUUUACGGCUGAGGGUGGUUUAAUGUCCAGCAAGGGGUGUCAGGGUUUGUUUGAGCUGACUUUAUUGUGUUUUAGGUGCCAAACAGGUUGCACUGGUCACACAGGCACAAAGCAACAGCUUGGAUGCAAGUUUUUGCGAGUGACCACUGGCAAAUUGGAAAAGAGCUGAUCCAGAAGAUGCCAACUUUAGGCGAAAAACAUUCGAAAUUAGUUGGAAAGACUUCUUUUUUUUUUUGUCCGGGGUGCACCAGAUGUACAAACUGUACUUGGCUCGACUGACAGUGAAACUCUCAACACCAAAUAUGGCGUAGACCAGGCACCAAUUCUCAGGGAGAUUCCUCCUUCCUCCCACUUGUAUUCUCAUCUGCAGUAUUUUCUGGUAACAAUGACUCUCUACUCCUUGGUGCCAUUACUCACACAUUUGUGUAGAGACCAAGAAAGUAUCUCGUCUAUCACACCUGCUGCAGGAUUUUGAUCAUGCAGCUGGACUUCCAUGAUUUUUCCAGAGAUGUAAAUCCAAAAUGAGCGGCUGAGGACAUUUGCUUGAAAAGGAGACCCUAUUUUUGUCCAAGUGUGUGCAGCUCAUUUGUCAAGAGAGGGAUAUUUAUACUCAUUUCCUCAGACAGCUAAGCAAGUGAGCUCUUCUUUUCUCCUCCAUCUUUCCUUGAUUCACCCUCUUGACAUGCUCUUUUGUGAUUUUCUUCGCACCCUCAUCUCAUUCAAGGAGACAUUCAAGAGAUUUGAGAUGAUUUAUUCUCUUUUCAAGUAAUCUUUUCAUGCUUCAUUCAUAAAUCUGUGCAGUGUUACUCUUCUUAAAAGGAUGCACAUCAUCCUGGAGAACUUAACAAGUGCAAACUCAUCCAUACCUGUGCAUUGCAAUGCUCCUUUAUGAAUGUGUCCGUGUUGGUAACAGUUAUGAUCUUUCUUUGUUUGUCCCUUAAGUAUCCAUCCGAUCCGCACAUCCGGCCUCCCUUUGGGAACCACGAAGAGUCUCUGAAUCUUUAACUUCCCAUAAAUCGCAAAUCUGCCCAAAGUGCUGAUUCAGAAUAGGCCGUACCAAAUAAAGAUAAGACAGCCAAUACGGGGGUUAUUUGUAGCAUUUCCUUACAGGAGGAUCAGCGAUAUAUAUGUCUGUGAAUCCAUUAAGGCCAAAGUAAUGGCACACAUGGGAGACGAAGAAGCAAAGCUGCUUCUGUUUUCUCCUCAUAUUAAUAAUUGAGAGAGAUUGAUUAGAAAGAAGGGAAAGCUUCGCCAAACUGUGUCAUAUGGUCUAUUUUAAGUGAUCUUUUUUUUCUCCUCAGACCAUCGGGGUCUGAUCCCUCAAAGGUCUUUAGGGUUAUCUUCAAGAUCAUUACAUGGAAGAAGGAAGGGGGUCAUUUAGCUAAUUAGAGAAUAUGGCAGAAGAAAUGAAUGCUUCAGCACAUUUUCUGUGUUACAGUGUUUUGCGUGCAUGCUUGCGUGCUUAUUUGUGUGUUUUUGCACACACAUGCAAUAUGCAAGCAUUCAAGUGCUUAAAAUGCUCCAAUCCCCCCUUCACCCUGAAGGCACCCACAUGGUCCAUCUUCUCUGGCUUCUUUCAUUUCCAGGCAUAGUCUCACACAUCAGCGCACAGACCUAAGAGAGAAGAAUAUUGCUUGUUUACCCAGCAGCCCCCAGAAGCCAUAUGCUCUGGCACAAUGCAGCACAUGAGCGGCGCCAUUUACUAUCAUUAAUAUCUGCCUUGUUCACUCUCAUAAAUUUGACUGUAAUGGGGUAUGAGCAUGUCAGGCAGGGAUUAUUUUGAUCCUCGUACAGAUGGCUGCUGCAACUUGUCCCUUUUCUUGUCCCCAACAGAGACGUCAGAGAAGACAAAGAUGUUGUCAGACUGUGUUGAUUCCUUAUUCAAUCAGACACACACAAGAGAUGAUGUGUCAGCUGGAUGCCAGACACCGCUGUUGGUCGUCAGAGUGUAAUGAGGACUUAAAUUGAGGAGGGGAAGCAAAGGACAUAUUACAGGAGGAGCAAAUGGCUAUUAAAGUAGGACUAUUAAAAGUUAUGAGUAAUUCAAAGGGCAUUAUCAUAUCAGAAGAUGGAUCAGGUAGUUGGAUCAGAUUUUGUGUGGCGUUUUAGGACAGCAGUUGUUCACCUUCUGUACCACUUACUGCUCCAUAUUCCCAAGAAAUGAAUUAAAAAACAAGCUCCAGCAUUCAGACUUGAAUCACAGCCAACAGUAUCAUACAAGGAGCAAAUGGCCACUUGGUUUUACUGAUUGGUUUUACUUUCACCUCUGUUUAAUAACUUUCUCUGCAGGAAUUACAGGCCUUGUAUUUCUUUUCUCCAUUUGAUUAUUCCAUAAAUGACAUUUCCACAUCUUACAAUUUGCUCGUCCUGGAGAAAAGUGGGGAAGCAAUGAAAAAAUGGGCAUAAACUUGUAAGAAUUUCUCACUCCCAAGAACAGAUUCACUUAGGAGUUCAACUUCCCUUUAACUACAGUCUUAGUCUUUCUUGAAUCUAUAGCCGUAUCCAUUCAAUAGCCUAUUUGCAAAAAAGAAAAGAAAAAAAAACAAUCUUCCCCCCAAUCUCGGACAUACUAAAGUUUUUGAGAAAAGUUUCAAACUGCUGGCACUGGAUAAAAAGCUCGGUAUUGAACCCUUUCCAGUUUCCCUAAGCACUAUUGACUCUCUCGUUGACCAACUAAAGUGUAUUUUAUUCUCCACAUCACUCAGAUACAAAUUGAGCUCUUAAUUUAGCCUAACUAUAGCACUGAGUCAUUACAGGAUACAUUAUGGCACAGUAUUGAGUGUAGGUGCAAACGUUUGGCAGCACUCAGAGCCCAACACAAUAAUGCCGUUUGUUGUUUGUUUAAGAUGGAAGAAAUAGACUUGGCACUUCAAUACGGUCUGGGUUUUGUCUUCUAGAGGUAAUACAAUAAAUUUAAACACUUACAAGUUCUCUUAAAGGCAGUGGCAUAGUUUAAGGCUCAUUUUCUUCCCUUGAUACAUGUGACACAGACACUGGAAACCAAGCAGCAUCUCCCCUGUGCUGAGAACAAAAGGUGUAAGAAAAGACUUUGACCCCAACUCCCGCUAGUUAGGUAAGCGAGGAUUUGAUGAUGACACAGUUGCAUUAUUUGUGAUCAUUGCAACAAGGUAAAGCAGGUAAAAGCACAGUCCAAUGCAGGACUGAAAAUAAAGACAAAGAUCUGAGACCAGCUUGGCCAAAGUGGGUUGGACGAUCCGGACAAAGGUCUCGGACUAACCCAGUUGUUGAUCCGGUAGAUGUUUGUGAGCUCUCCACGCUGAUGUUGAACUGGGUGAAAACUGAGAGGUAGUUAUCUUAUCGUUAUCUUUGUGCUCUCUCACCUCCUAUAGGAGUGUGAUGAGACGAGCAGCUAUUUGCUCCAGUAGCCGGGUUGAUUGCACUGCCACUGCAAUCUCGGCUCGCUCGUUCUGUUUUGCAUCAGAGUGCAAAUCGCUGCAUUCAGAUAUUUCCAAACAGGCAGAGGAAGAAAAUGCCUCCAUUUUGGAACGACCUCCCCGAACAAUCCAGGUGUGAAAACACCCUGUCUUUUAUAAAGCCAGCAGGAGUUCAGAGCAGGACUCUUGUCUUCUAGUCUUCCAUGUUGUCAAAGUCACCCAAACUAGAAAAGACAGGGGGCUGGUGAAUCAGGGACAGUAUUAGGAGUGCAAGUGAGGUUUCUCUCCGAGGUUGUAGGGGGAAACUUGAAUGAGAAAGUGAGGGGAAAGCUCCGCAGGGAAUGUGCUGAUGGAACGCAAUGUAAACCAGGUGCCAAGGUUAAAGCCACUGUUGUUCAUGCGACAACUGUUCUUAGACCCCGAGUGACAUCAGAGUGUGGUCGUCUGUCCCUGGGCUUAAUUUAGCCACAUACACUGGCAGCCAUGAGAUCCACUGUUCCUGUUUGUCAAGCAGGAGCCACUGAUGCCAGCGAUGACAUCAUCAUCUGGAUUCACAGCAAAGCUUUUAAACCGAAGACACUCCCGCACUGAGGUGUUUAGUAUCCCAACAGGAAUAUCAUCUUUACAAGCUACAAGUGCAGAUAAUGUUACACUGGUGUCAUGUCACGGUCAGUCCCUGUUUACCAGAGGAAAAGUGGAUUGGAUGCAAACAAAACAAACAAUAAUUUGUUUAUUUUGCAAAAAACGUAAUCAUGAGGAGUAAAUUAUGAUUUGUGGAAGAGAUUAAAAAGGGAUAUUCCAGUGUAAAAUUAAUUUAGGGUCAAACACACCGAAACACUGAGUGAGAUACCCCGUCGAGAGAUGAAUGUUGCCGACCGUUUGCUUCUCUAGUUAUACCAACUUUAGUAAAACCGCAGAUAGCAAUACAGAGAGCCACACCCUUGACCAAUAAUGCUCAGAACAUCAUCUAACUUCAUCAACAGUACAUAUAGGGUCACAGCCAUAAUAAUAGCCACCAAACAUCUUUUUAACUUUGCCUAAUUUCUUGAGCAAAGAGACAGAACACAACUCACCCACUCUCUCUCAGCAGCCGCUUGUUUGUAGCGAGACCUCAGGCCAGUCUGUUACGGACUGCUGCAGGGUGACACAGCUCAAGGAAGAACAUUUAUGAUAAUUUCUUCAUGGAAAUGCAAUCAGACCGAGACGCUAAGGCAGAAGAACUACCGUGUCUGCAGAGCAAAAUGAUUAAUAUGGUGAUUAUUACUUCAAGGAAAUGAUAAAGAAAUGAUCAUAAAUGUUCUUCCUUGAGCUGCUUCCUCAACCACAGUCAAUGAACUGGCCUGAGGUCUCACUACAAACAAGCGGCUGCUGGAAGAGAGUAGGUGAGUUGUGUUUAGUCUCUUUGCUAAAGAAAUUAGGCAAAGCUAAAAAGAUGUUUGGUGGCUAGAGCUGUGGCUGGGACCCUAUAUGUACUGUUGAUGAAGUUAGGUGCUGUUCUGAGCAUUAUUUGUGGCUAUAGAGCGGCGUUUUGGUUGAGGUUUGUUUAUGGCUCCUCAGACCAUUGUGUAUUGCUAUCUGCGGUCAUUACUAAAGUUGGUAUAACUAGAGAAGCAAACGGUCGGCAACAUUCAUCUCUCAAGGGGGGUGUCUAACUCGGUGUUAUGGUGAGUUUGACCCUAACUUAAUUUUACGCCAGAAUAUCCCUUUAAGCAAUAAUUUUAUUUCAAGCUACAUCCAUCAUCCAUAUGAACACAAACCUCCCAGUUACUGUGAACACAUCUCCCCACCAUCCCACUCCAGUUGAGUCAGAUGGAAAUUUCCACUGCGAAAUACCCUAACACACUGGGAGGGCCUGUGACUGGACUUAAUGAAUAAGAAUCAAUAUUUGACAUUGAUUGAGGGAUUUUCUGAGCGUGUGAUGUGCCUCAGCGGGCCGUUCUGGCAGCAUGAAUUUUGUAUUUGAACUCAGCUGUGAAGCUGAACAGUCUGGCGAGGUCAUGACAGGAAGUAAGAGGUUACUUAUACUGGUACUUAUACUGGUCAUUAGUGCUGGUUUGUAAUGGGGCUGUAAGGAAGAGCUGCAGUCAGACGCAGUGCGUAUACGCUUGUUUUAGUCUCACAUAAACAGUGUGAAUCUGCUUUAACAUUUUAAAAUAGUUAAAUAAUGCCAGAGUUUUGGGAUCCUGAAGCAAAUAUCCUUGAAAAAUAUUAAUGUAAUGACGUGCAUAAUUUGAAUGUCCUUUUUGCUAUGCUAUUUCUCAUAAUAAAAAGUGGAUGUAUUCAACCUUGUAAGCCAGGGGCAUGAGUUUACACUCAUUAUAUUGUGCAUUAUUCAAUUUUUGUGUGUGUUUUGUGUGCUGUUCGCUAAGACUUGCCCUCCAGUGUAUCAAUCUUGGUAAGUUAAGCGUUGUAGAGAGUGGUUGUACUUGUUUGUUCAGCCGAGAAUCACUUUGUAGGGUGUUAGCUCGAUGUGCAUCACUAACAGAGCGAGACAGAAGGGACUUAAGAUCUUGUACCAGGGCUUAAAUUAUAAAGAGGAAGAGCUUCCCUGCUGUUUCGGGGCUACUGUUAUAAAUUGUUUACCUGCUGUUACACAGCCGAGGCAACAUAGCGGAAAAAAAGACUCCAAAACAGUGACACCAGAACAGACACUGCCAAUUAUCUUGACCCUAAGUUUGUACAGCUGAGACAGCUCAAGUUAAAUCACAAUGUGGAGUGUUGUCUGUGUUUUCUUUCGCAGGUUUCCAGAGCUGGAGCAAAUACAUGAAAAAACAGCAAGCCAAUUAUUGCAGGGCUAAAACUUUGGAAACUCUUACCCACAAUCUCAACUUUUUCACACACUCAGUAAGAACUAAAACCACAGUAAUAAAUAAUACAUAGCAAAGUUCACUUAACUUAUCCAUUAAACUUUUCAUGAAGGCAAAAAAAAUCCUUUUUUUUUUUUAAAAGAAUGACUAACAGGUUUCACACAGAGCUCUGGCCUCCUUCACGAGAGCAUAUUUUCACAAAUAUAUUUAUUUUCUACAGCAUGUCUAGCCGCUCCAGCAGCAACAAACAAAGACGCCACUUGUUUGUGACUCGUAUGCAGAAUUUAUAAGCAAGCACAAGGUUUCCACUGGGAAUAACUUGUAUGGUUGUUAAGUAAGUUUUCACGGAUGCAUAAGAGUUUAAAAGGGGAGACCGGAUCAAAGGAGGGUAGUUUAGAGAUUUAUCAAGCCAGCCGAAAAAUGCUUAUGUCUUUCUCUUUAAGGCACUCUAAGGAACUUGAAUGUUGUGCUGACUCUGGUGACCCUUUUGGACAAAAUUUGUAGCGUUUUUUUCAGAAUGAAGACUACAUUUCCCAUGAGCAUCAUCACCCACAGACAAAAGGACUCUUGCCAAAGCGUGCAUUUGUUGUGGAAGAAAAUUAACGUAAUACAGAUCUUUUUAAUAAAACUUACAAACUAUGAAUGUGCAGGUUAUCUAAAUAACAAAAGGGUAUCGAAAGUGAAUCUCAUGCACCAACCUUUAUGCUACUUCUUAAUGCCGAACCUUCACAGCAGAGUACCUACAUAACCACUGACCGCUGAGACCUGAACACAGUCUCUAUCAGUAAGCACAAGAAAUAUCACCAACCUCGCUGCUAGUUACAUCUUUCUUGACAGAGUCAUAAUAUGGUAUCAGUGUGGGAGUAAAACUAUUUCAUAACCUGUCAAAAACUCCUCACAGUGCAUGUAAUCAAGAUGUCAUUCACUUUAAUCUUUCAUCACCCUGUUUUGAAGUGAUGCAUUAGAAUUAAUAGGCUCUCAGAAAUGUGAUUAUUCCCUGGCAGGUGAGAGUGUUAGCCUUUUGUCAGAUCAUGUAUCAAGAGAGAUUAUUUGACACUUUAAGCCCUGGCACUGCAUCAUCCCAUUAACGAAAUAUUUGACCACUUUACAAUGGAAAAAGAUAAAUGAUGCAGGUAAAUCUAGAUGUAACAGGGUUUUAGAUGACAGGACAUUUAAUAUCAAGGAUUAACUAAAGAAAAUAUUUUGAUUUAAAGCAGUGAUAAAGACUUUGAAGAAUCACCUUUACAGUGAUUUAAAUAAUGAUUAAAUAGAACAUCCUAUAGAGUCCUGCUUAUCUGGAAAACACACACUCCCUCCCUGUUCUCCUUUUCUCACCAUCAACAAACUUGAAUACUCCCUCCUGUGUCUCUAUCCUUGUUAUUUAGUGUAACCUUAUAAGAUCAUUCCUUAAGUUAACAUCAUGUUUGUCAACACUGCUGAUCCACUUCACAGCAUGUAGGCACUGCAGUUAUAUCAGUAAUAGGAUUAAGCAUCCAGCAAUGUCAGUGUGUGAAGGUUUAAUUGUUUGUUCACUCUUUAUUGGAUUGAAGUAUGAAUACCGAGUAUGGCCAUCCUGUAACUGUGUCUUCCUCGAGCACUUAAGAUUAUUAUUUACUCUGUUAUUCAGUGCACUUUGUACAGGAUGUUGCAGUGACAAAUAGAUGUGUUCUGUAUCUGAAGCGGUGAUACGAAUUGCUUUUGCUUUUUGUUCUGUUCUGCAAAUCUCAGCUGAAUCCGUUGUUUAGUCUACGGUGUCAGAAAUACUUAAACAUUUGGAAAAAUCGCAGACAUUUUAUCUAUAAUACAAAAAGAUGCAACUGUCAGUUUUAAGAAGCCAUUCUGACAUUUUUGUCUUAUUUUUUUCCUGUUCUAACCGUAAACUAAGAGAUAAACCAUCUCAAACUGUCAGUGUGCACAUAACUAUCCUCAUCAUCUUCAUUUAGACUCAUUUACAGAUCAUUGUGGGAAUUUACUUUAAUUAAUUAUUGUUUUAUAAAAGUAUAAGAGAGAUAUCCUCACUAACACUGUCUGAACUUUCCUCCACUGAGAGUUCAAAAGGUCGUGGUCGGCCACAGAGCUGCCUGGGAUUUGGUAUUUGCCGACAUGUGGGAUUAAAUUGAGUCUGCUCCGUGAAGGGCACACUCUUUUCCCACUAAACCACGUCAUUCCCCCUCACAUGUGAAUAUUUUAUGUGUUCUGAGACGUCCUUGCAGAUCUGCCAUGGGGCAUUAUGACUUUAUUAUUAUCAGUAAACGCUCAGCUGUAAUUUUUGUCUCUCGCCGUGUCUGCUCAUAAAUGUUGGAGCUCACACUGGGCUGAAAUAAGUGUUCAGCAGUGCGCUUAACUCAUGUUGUGCAAAGAAAACAUCUUCAGUGUGGAGAAUUCGCCGUCUGUGUUGACGCAACACCCGAGGCUCUCCUUUCACUCUUUCUCCCUCCUGAAGGGAACUGCAGUUUUGGUAGAGUGUAAUCCCCGGGGGAAUUCAUUACAUUCAAUCUGCGGAUGAUUCAGGAUAAUUGUAAUAGGAUUUGAAGUCUAUCUUUAGUAAGCGUAUAAAUACAGACGCACUCUCUUACCCUCAGAUGAGCGGAAAUAGACAAAUAAUCUCAUUGCACACCUCACUAUUCAUUUCCAGACGCCCCCCUCCCACCUGCAGGGAAACUCUUGCGGUGUUUGCGGAAAUGUUGUAGGGUCUUAUCUUCUUAAACACCAGAUUUGUUAAUCCAAUACCUGCUCUGACCUACUGUGCUGAUUACCUGAUCUGACAAGGCGGUAGACUGUAAUCCCUGACUCACUGUCACAUCACAGUCGAAGGUACAUGAAGGGUAUAUGACAUACAAGAGGCAGACACGGACAGCAGGUUUUUGAUGAAAAGGUAACUCUUGACUCAUGGUGAGGAUGUCAAUGAAACUUUAAAACAUAUCUGCUCACAAGCCGUCAUUUAAAUAUUUCAGACUCAAUUUUCUUGUGAUAUGUGGUGACACUUACUGGUUUGCAACUUUAGUACUAACAAAAAUGCCUGAAAAAAAAUCAAAUACCAGUCAUGAUUGUGAGAGGGUGAAGCCUAACCUAAGAGCCCAAGGCCUGGCUCACACUGGAAGAUUUCUAAUGUGGUGGCUGAUUUCAAACACGUGAGGGACCACACACAUGACAGCAAAUCGAGAUUUUACUCUUAAAGUGCAUGGACACAUUUGCCGGUACAGUUUAUCCCAGGACUUUGACAUUUGUAUGUGUGUGUGUGCUUGUGUGUGUGUGCACCAAAUGUGUGUGAGUCUGCCCUCAUUUGGAUUAAUUAAAGGAAAUCUCCCGUGAAGAGAGGGGGCGUCCCAAUCUGGCCUUCUCAAGGACAAGCAACCUAUCAAUAAUACCCUAGCCUCCCCUCGACCUAUGCACAAUACAACCACCCACUCAGAUACACACACACACACACACACAUACAGGCACACCUCAUUCUAACUCCAUGGAAACCGUCACCCAGUGCCGUUCCCAAGCCUGGUGAUCAUCGCUCUCAUUUGCAGUGGAACAAAGCCUGUGAAAUCUGGCCUGUUAUUAUGGCUCCCUUAUCAGCGUUCCCUGCUUGCCUCUGCCAUGAAGCAACACUCAGCUCAAUUGCUCAGUCAUUCAUAUCAGGUUUUUUUUUUUUUUUUCACCCCAAGACUCAUUUCUAUUGUGGUCUUUUCGGCUGUUCUUUUGUUGCUGACGACCACUGAGUCUGAUCCAGCAUGAGUCAUUACUGAAGUAAACAUCAUGGCACAUUGCGAGAGGAGAGAGCAGCAUGUGUUGCUCUGUAUAUAAAGGGGCUGCCCCGGCUAAGAUAAUUGCUGAAAUCACUCAGCUGAUCUGUAGCUUUAUUAAAACUGCAGAGUGUGUUUCACAGUGUGUGUGUGUAGAAGUGAGUGUGUUUCAUAAAGGCUGCGCUAGAAAGAAAAACAAACAGAAAAUCUCUUUCUGUCUUGUGAUGACAACAAAUCUUAAACCACUUGCUGUAACAACACACGGCCAGAUCCUACUAUUGUGUACAAAAGUGAAGCCAAAAUAUCAUCCUCCAAUCAUAGACUGUAUAUAAUAUGGACAACUUGGUUCCGUCUUCCACCAGUAUAUAGAUUUAAAACCGAGUAGCGUUGCACACACUCCACCACUUGGGCAGAAGCGUUGUAUGCAUUCGGCAGGAGAGCCGCCGCGAGUCACCAUGAUGACGCUCAGCUCAAACAGCAUAUCCUCCGAGUGAGCUACGCAAUCUUCAUACGCCCAUAGGCUGCAUCAAGUGUCAAUCAUAGAAAACAUAACGUUUAAAAACUGAGCUGUACAGAAGAAAAUAGGACUUGAGCAAGUUUGUCCACAGCUCCAUAAGGAUGGCUGGCAGAGGCGAGAUUUAUGACCUAUACUGCAGCCCGUCACCAGAGGGUGCUGUUCUCAGGUGGCUUCACCCAGUGAGGAGGCAGAUGGCGUUCAUUCUAUAUACAGUUUAUGCUUCCAAUGGGUGCCGAUAAAUCAAAGUCCCACCUCUUUUUUUUCUAACCAUAUUUUGCAUUAGACUCCAAAUAUUUUGGCUACUCUCUUGGGGAGCUGUCCAUCUUUUUACAGUCUAUGCUUAAAAUUUAACAAGGUGUGUAAAAGUGAAGAAAAGUUUUGUUUCUGUACAGUUCUCGACUUUGGAGUCAAGAUUUGGUUCAUUUUUUAGUACUGUCAUGGCAACAGACAACACAGGUUUUGUAGUACGCAUAGUUUAUUUCCUUAAUUUGGGACUUUUAAGAACCUUUACACGGAUUUGAAGGGUAACUUUUCAGGAGAUGACAUGAGAGCAUGAGCUCGCCCGACUCCUUCUGCUCCUCACUGCAGAGGACACACAAUCUGUGAUCACAAGUAACCACAGUUUGAGCUCAAGGGAUGAAACUGAAAAAGGAAACAAAACCUCAGUAUAGUCUAAGAGGAUUUGUUAAAAGUUACAAUACUGAAACAAGUGGUCUAGCAGCCUUCAUGACAGACUCUGCAUGGGGUACGCGCUCCUGUUUUCCAGUCUAUGCAGGCUCUUUGGUUCUGCUCUAAAAAAGUUCAGCACCUUUACACCCCUAAUGUGAACCGUGUUUCUUGUAUUAAUACAUCGAUUACAUCACUCCCUCUUCUCCCUGGGGCUGUCACGGGGAUGUCAAGAGGUUGCUUUAUAAUUGGGAUGAAGAGAACCAAAACAUAAAAUGGUACAAAAAAGCACCCGCAGUCAUGUCAAGGCCCUGAAAUAUCAAUUACCAUGAAGCGGGACGACAGUUUCAUUAAAAAGAGGGGUCUUUAUGCCUUUUUUGUAGCUUUAAUUAGUUUUUCUCUUUGGUCAGCUACUUGACUGUUGGUCUUGCUGUCUACCUCAUGACUCUUAAUUUACUUAUUCACUUAGUUGGCUGCUCUUGUGCCCGUCUUGUUUCUCCUCCCGUGUCACUCAUGAAUAUAUUCAUGCAAACAUUGUUGGGGUGAAUCUCAUUAGAAAGGAAAGCAUGUUGUCAGCUUGGUGUGUUUCUGGCAGUAAACAGAGUUUCGUUAACAUAUUUACCCCGGUAUCCCCUUGAGGGAAGACGGGAAAAGAUUCGCCAAAGCCAGGGGAAAGACUGAAUGUGAGAAUACAUGAAGAAGUGUUAAAGACGGACUGUGAUGGAGGCGGAGGCCUGUCCUUGAAAGAGGAGCUGAAUGACAAUAAAUCAGCACGGCACCGUUGGAGAGUUUUGCAAUGGCAGCACAUAACUUUAAAGACACUUAUAUAAAAGGUACAACUGAGAUUGACACAGCGUGCACUUCUGACGCCAGCAGUCAGACAGUCCACAUUUUUGGAGUGAUGAUGUUCGGGUGGAUGCUGGAUUCUGGUGUCGUGAGGAAUACAAAUAAAAGGGGGGAGUACCACACUGGGUUCAGGGUUGCACUUUAUUCCUUCUUCUUUACACUUGAUUAGGAUUAGCCAGCUCCUCGGUGACCAGCCCUCAUCCUGCAGUCCCAUCUGAGAGACAGUCAAGGAGACAUUGAGGGUGUGUUUUCUAUUCUCUGCAUGAAGGAUGUAGGGCAGAGCCCAGGGAGUCUUUACAACCUUGCCUUUGUGCAUUAAAAGCCAGUUUUCUCUCCACUUCCAAGUCGCCCCUUUGCCAAAAAGAGAGAAAGUCUAAUCACAAAGUCAGGAGAAAAGUUCUCUCUAGUUGAGGAUUUAGCUCCAAAAGGGGGUGGGGCUCCCUCUUGUGGAAGCAGAAACUCUUUGACCAGCUCUCACUAACCCAAAAGUGACCCCUCUAAUGUCAGCAAAGUCAUAUAAAGCUCAGAGAUGUCCCUACUUGAAGCACUCAAGUUUCCUCUAAAUUGUAUGUUGUUAGAAUCCAUGAUGAAGCAUCCGUUGCAGCUGACAGCUUCUGCUCAGAAUUUCAAUGUGCAAAGUAACCUCUCUUUACCCCGAGAUCUGUCUCUGUCAUCCCGGCUGCUCAAAAGGCCCUCUGCGGAUCACUCAGCUGAACAGCAAAGGCUCCGCAUCACAGAAAAAUAACAAUGUUUAAGUCAUAAAGCUCCUCGCUGCUCCACUUGCGCUGGGAGUGCUGCGAGAGACAUCGCCAUGGUUACGAAGUUUGACUCAGACGGAAAGGUGACGCGUAGCCAUUGAGGGGAACAGAUCGGGGUGCGAGGGGCGGGGAAGAGGAAAGACAGGAGUAAAGAGCGGUGAGCUACAGGUGCAGCCAGAAGUGACAGUGUGUGUUUUUGGAAAGAGAGAAAAUGAUGGUGAGAGAGCAAGAGGCUGUGAAGGGGCAUCCUACAAGAACUAGCAUUGCAUGUGUUCGUGUUUAGCGUGUGUGCGCACAAUGGCCUGUGUGCAUAUGUGUGUGGGAGGUGUAGAGAAGAGUUUUUCCUGUGAGGUUUUCCCAGUCUUAUCAGAGAAGAAAAAGAGGUGACAGCCGAGUCAUUCGUAUUCCAUGUAAACAUUUCUGGAAAGCCCCGCACACAUAUGUUCCCUAAAACUGCCGCUUCCCCCCACCUUUCUAUCCUCCAUCAGCCCCUGAGCUCGAAUGGAUGAUGCUAUCAGGAGGCCCGAUGCUGGAGGGAAGCGGGAAGCUUGUAAAAGAUCCUACCCGCGCUGUUAUCUACAUACGUACAGGCGAGCUGUGCAGCAGCCAAGUGCCUGGCGAGCUAUUUGCGGCUUUCAGUGUAUCAUGAAUAUUAACAGUGUCCAGGGUGCGUGUUUGUUUUCUUCUUCUCUCCACUGGUUGGAGCCUAGAGGAAGUGUUGAUUAUGGGGCCUUGGUCUGGUGAUUAACACGGAUAUUGCUACAUAAGCACAGGGGCUAGCACACUUAGUGGUAAUUACACUUAGCCCUUUCUGGCCUUUUGUUUCCGUCAUACAUGGAGCCGCAGCCAGUAAAACUUGAAAUCGAAAAAAAGGGAUUUAUUCUAGCAUUAUGUGUUUUCUUAAUACCAGAUUCAUUUUGCGCACAUGCCAAAAUAAGCAGAAUGUGCAUGUGUCGAAAUGUAAUUUGCACAUAUUUAAAUGAAUACUGGAAAAUCUCCUGUGCAUGUGCAUGUGCAUGAAUCUCUGUGUGUGGGUGUUGUGGCUCUAUCUCAGGGUUUGCCUGCUGUUCUCCGUUCUCCUGGGGGGACGAAAGGGAGGGGACAAAGUCAGAGGCAUACAGGUUAAUAAUGUUGUCACGGCAUUAGGGCCGAAGGCUUUUUCUACCCAGAAACACACAUAGAAGCAGCAUGCAGCAAGCAUACAGAGUGCGCAUGCAAGCUUUUGAUCAUGUCUCCUAGUCGGGAAAGGACAAAGAGAGAGGACAAUGUCUAAAUGGGUUUCUGAUAUAAAUAAAUAUACAGAAAUCUUAAUCAUCAUCAGAGAGAUUUAUAGUCAUGGGGCGGCAGUGGUGAAGCAGUCCCACAGCAACAAAAUAAGACAAAGGCAGUGGAAUAAGCAAACCUUCAGCUCUGCUUCUCUCAUAGCUCACGGCAAGCUCUUACAUAUUUUACCACCAGAAAAUUAGUUUUAUUGAAUUUUCUCCCACUCUGAGAAGUAUCUUGUUUAUUACAGCAGGCCUUAUAGUUGUUAUAAAUUACCUCGAUGUUUUAAAUGAAUUUUCCUCCUGUACAUUUUUAAUUAUUAAGGUGUUUGCCUUACUGUAAAUUCAGCCUCUCCUACAGUGCAUUUCCGACUGUACCUCCUUCCUCACUUACUCUGUUACUCUUAUUCUGGGGGGGAGGGGGGGGGUUCCGGACAUUGGUGAUGUAAAAGUCACAUGCAAUGACUUGCUGCAAGGUGGCUAAGAGGUCAGCGGUGAUGGACAGAUUACAGUGGGAGGUGAUAAAGAAAGCAGCAACGAUCGGCGCGAUUAGAAGUUUGCUAGGAGUGAAAAGAGCUAAAAGUGAUGAUCUCACUGAGACUUAUCACUAAAGAUGUCGUCCUGAAUCCCACAGUGUGCAUGACUUUCCUCCCUGCCCUUCCUUGGAGGCUUGGACUCAGCAGGAAACACUUAUAUAUCCAAGGCUUAAUUCACAAAACUGCUGAGCUGUGCAUGGAAAUAAUAUUUUUCUAAUACAGCGAUGAAGCAUUGUUGAACUGCAAUCAUAUCUCUCCUGAAGACCAUAGUGGGUGUAGAAAUCUGAUAUCAGACAGAAUGGGCUGUGUUACAGGAUAUAGAGUAGGAUAGGCGAAGCAUUAAGUAUCUAUUUCAGUCAGCGGAUGGUUCAAGGAUCCCAUCAGAGCUUUAAAUAAACUCAUCAAUACACUUGAUUGAGAAGGACAGAUGCAGAUUUUCUCUCAAGGUUGAGUACAGGAAUGGCCUUGCUUGCUUGCUUGUGUGUGCAGUUUUGUGUUUUAAGGAAUUGUUGUUGUUGGUGUGUGUGUGUUUAUUUAUUGUGAUGCAGCUUGCUCAUAAAUGUUGAAGUUUACCUGAGUAGUGUUGUGUUGUGUUGUGUUGCUGGGUAUUUAUAGCCUAAAAGCAAUGUACUGUUCAGGACUGCAAAUGUCCCUCUCAAAUCAACUAGGCCUCAAAGUUGCUUAUAAAUAUGAAUGACUCAAGGUUAUCAAACAUAAGAAGAUACAAGAUUUUUCUCUUUUAUGAACAUAUAGUGUAUGACCACUGUAUGUUUUUCAUAAAACUUCAAAACGCCAACAAUUGAGAGGAUCGAGUUUGUUUGUUUUUUCAUUUGAACUCAAACAACAUAAAAAUUGAUUUAUUGAUCACCAUUUAUCUUGUAAUCAUCGUUAGAAGUUGUUAAAAGUAAUCGGUAAUCAACAUAGAUUUACAUUCCUUGAAAACUAAAACUGCUUACAAGGCAAAUGCUCUUCUACCCAGGUGUUAGCAAGCACAGGUAACAGAUGAAAUCUUGUAGCUCUGAACUUUAAAGCAAUACUGUGAUGCAGAAAAUGGAGAUUUAGUUAUAUGUAGGAUGUGUUUGCUAACCUGGAAUAUGACCACUCGGCUACGGCAAAGUGAAGCAGCAAAAGACCAAAAGCUGUUGGUGCUAGCUCUGCUAGUGUUAGCUACACUCUGCAAACCAGUUUGUCAUUGCAUACUGACUUGCAGACUUAUAAUCUUGCAUUUGGCCGUAUUUAAUGUUGAGAGAGUUUCUUCCUAAAUUUCCAUUCAAACAUGAAGAAAUGCCUCCCAUAUCUGCAGAGGUAAAAAACUUUUAACUGUAUUUGAAUUGACGAUCCCCCAAAAAUAUCCCACCAAAAAUAUCCCACUUCAGUCUUUCACAGUGCAAGUGAACACAGGACCCUACGAUCAAAGGAAUGAUCCUUUUUGGAGAUUGGUGUAAUUAGCAAAUCCAUUUUGGGAUGCUGGGAAAUCCACUGUGUGGGAACCGAGAUGCUGCUACAAGAGAGGGCAGUGUCACAUGAAAGUGCUGACUAUGUGUUUAUAUGGUGUCUAGUUUGAGCUUUCUUUGUAUCAUGUCAUGUCAUUUUUUAGCAGAUAUCCAAUUUUAAAGUUAACUAGAAACAUUAAAAAGUCAGCUGUUAGGUGCUCAGCCAUCCCGAGGGGUUAAUAACAGUUAAUUUGUAAAUGUUAAGCAAAUUGAGCAAAACUAAAAUGUGAUAAGGACAGCUGAAAUAAGUUGAAGAGCAAAUUGACUUUAAAUGACAAGUCUUUAAACUUUUGACUUCAAUUAAACGCUGUUGUUUUAAAAGCUGCUUAGUCGUCCCUGGAAGAGAAAGAGGGGAGUUGUAAGGCAGUUGACAGUUUAUGCUUCAUGUUAGUUUUUGUGUUAGAGGCAAAGCUGAACCAAAGGCAAACCGCACUGAUUUUGCUGAACUUUUCAACUUCCUCUGUUUGUUAGGUUUAAUCCCUUUAUGACUGUGAAUUUUUAAAUUACAAUCAUUGUAAGUCUAUCAUUCCUCCCUUGAAAACAAGAAACUUUCUGGUUUGUUGCAGCACUGUUAGGAGCCAGAUUCCUCUCUGAGCUGUUUUUGCCAACUCCCAGAGCUCUCAGGGAUUCAUACACUGGCACAUUUCCCUCCCAGUGUUGUUUGUGUAUUGAAUUAGCAUCAGUCUUAAUUGGACCCCAGUAGUGUGUCAUUUGAAUAAAAGCCAGCAGGGGAAUUGCCAGUGCACUGUGUUUGCUUAUAGGUGUAUUAUAUUUGUCAUAUCACUCAACCUGAACUUAUCUGAGCUGCACUGGAGUGCCACAUGCGAACACACACACGCCUUUGUUUCCCAUCUCUGUGCAGACGUGUUUGUGUGAUUCCAAUGGACAAACGCACUCUAUAAAUAUUUGAUGCUAGCCCACUUUCUCCUCUGAAUCUUUGAAAUAAAAUAAGCUGCACACCAACAAAUAUCACCCCAAUGUGAAUGAAGCCUUUAAAAGGAUAUGGGGUGACGCAGUGGCAUUGCACAAACAUUAUGUUUAGAAUAAAAGGGGCCGUUUGGUGAAGACAUCAGAGAGAACAAAGCCACAAAAAGCAUCACACUCCAGCUGAAGAAUGGGAGGAUGGUGGAGGGACAAUCAUUAAUAAUGGAGAAGCAUCCCUUAAAACUGUAGUCUUUUAUUUAUCUGUGGGGUCUUCCUCUUUUUUCUUGCGUGUAGCACUGCGGUAUGAGAACAAGCACACUGGAAGCAGAGGGUGUGGAUUGCUUUCAAGCUGGUGGGAUCUGGUUAUUGAUUUCUCCCAAAUACUGUCAGCCUGUUCAGCCAAUUUUUGUGCUGCAGAGAAAGCUCCAAAAGUUCAGCAUACAGUGAUUAAACCCAAAGGAUACCUGCUGUUGCAUGCCUCCAGCAAGAGAGUUCUGCGAAAGCUUUUUGCCGCACAAAUAAAAAGUAAACAAAAGUAACUGACGUGCAAAAUUAGACAUGCAGACUGAUCGUGAGGCAGCAAGGGUGACCCCAGGACUCUAAUCACUUCAUGCCAGCACCCCUCACCAAGGUUGCCAAGCACAGAACGACAACUAAUGCAGUCUGAGAGAUUGAUGUUGGAUUGAAUUGGAGGUGGCACAAUAUAAUGCUUUGUUUUGCCAAGACAAAUGGGUCAUAUCCACUAAUGAUUAUUGACUGCUCUGAAAAAUAAAUGAAGAGCUAAAAAGUUUACCAUGAAAAAACAAAAAAACAAGCCUUCAUUAUGAUGCACUGAACUCCCACUGGAGCUGCUGAAAAUAGACGGCCAGAUGGACACCAAAGUGGUUUCUGUUAUCUAAUGUUGUUGCAAAGUUGUUUUAAAAAAAAAAAGAUAGCUUGGGACAUAUUUCAGUUGCACAUUUACUGUGCCAGUUUUGAGGAAUUUAGCUGAUUCAGUUUUGCACACAUCAGACUGACUGAAGCAUUCGUACAAACCUCUGAACCUCGGAGGAGCUGUGGGACAAAAACAGCGGAUGGCCACCAAAUGAGACAGCCCCUCUUUUUGCCUUUUCUCUCUCUCUGGAAACCAGCCAUAGCAAAAGGCACUUAAAAAGCAGAAAUUUGAUCGAGUGGGUGGGAAUAUGUCUUUCCCUUUUUGCUGAUUAAUGUGGAGUCUCUCUAUGGGCAAACCUAUUCAAGUCAUACCCUCACUAUCCCUGCCUGAUAAAUCUCUCUUUAAGUAAGAGUGCCAAGUUCUUUAACAAUGCCAUAUUUGCUCAGCGCAAUCAUUAAGGGCUAGUUAUGGGUGUCCAAUGCAAUUUGGGCACAUUUGGAAAUCAAACCUUUCUAUUUUUGUUCUCCAAACCUGUUCCAGCCUCUGAAAGCCGUGAAUACUGAGGUGAAAUCCUGCGCUGGUACGUGUAAACUUAGAGUUGAAAAUAAUGAGGAGGCUGGUUUAAUGUAUGAUCAAAGCUUUGUUGUCAUGUGACACCCAGCCCUCGUGCUUUGGCAGGGCCACUGCGUUGGAGGAGAUACAGUCCUAGAAGAUGAAAUAGCACACAAGUCUCAGGAUCAAUCCCCAUUACCAUAGCCAUAAUCGCCUGGAUUGAUUUCGCAGCAAAAAAUUAUCAUACCUGAGGAAUGGCUCAAUUUGUCCGGCACAAAUUAAUGACACAAGAGGAGGGGGUGAGCCAGGAUGGGAGGGGGGGUCAGUUGGGAUCUUAGAGGUGGAUCAUGGUCCAUAAGAGCUUUGAGCAGAGGGGAUCAAUAGGGACUCACUGGGCCAGGCUCAGUGUCCAUAAUGUGAUGUGUACACAAUCGAUAAACCUCCCACAAGCUGCCGGAUGAGCCACCAGUGUGGUGCGGGAUAUUUUUCUUCCCCACAGAAUCUCUCCCAUCCCCCUGGCUAAAGAUAAUGGAAAUCCAGGCAGGAGAAGUGAAUAAGGGUGUAACUGCGCAACCACAGGGCUGUCACUGAUGACAAGGCAUUAAGAGAGGAGUUAGCAGCUUAUUGACUACUUCCUGCUGGAACUAAAAGUAGACGGAGAAAGGCGAUUCUUUCUAUCUGAAGAGCAGUGGUUGAGAUGACAGGUGGGAGAUGACAGAAAGAGUGGCUCCAAAGAGGAGCUCUAGAGAGCUCUUAACUUCUUUGUACCUACUUCAUACUUCCUGUUCAGGCCUCCCCGAGGAGCUAAUGCUACCUCCCAGGAGCUGUUGGAUUGAAAUUCUGCGGCUGGGUGUUGUUGGCCAAAGCACAGUCACUCCCUUGAUACACAAGCAAAAAUCUCCUUAACUGUUGCCUACUCCAUUGCUGGCGCCACAUUUUAAGCUGUCCCCCGAGGAACUGAGCCAGCUGGUUUUUGUUUUUGUGACGACAUUCAUCAAGUGAUUUAUUUUCAAAGAUGUGUCCUACACCGUGCUCAGGAGUACAGACCAAAGUAUCCAAAGAAAUCCUCAGAGUAUUGUAUAAGAAUAAAAGUCAUGGGGUGCGCUGUGAUUCUCCCUCACUCGCUCUCUCUCUCUUUUACCAUCUGUCUUCUAUCUCACUGUAAAUCUUGAAGUGAUACAGCCGUUGUGGUAAAACUAGUGCAGGGAAAAGUAAAAAAGCACAGGUAGCUUUAGGUAGACACCUAAAGCUCAUGUCACCUGAUCAUCUGACGAGUUUACCCUUGUGUCUAAGCUAAUUAUGUCUCAUGACUGGCCUGACCAUGACCUGACAAGUCAAACCUUUCAGGGAUAUAAAACAAAAACGGAAAAGAAAAGACAGAAGCAGUUUUGUGGAUUAUUUUUUGGGGGGUCAUCUCAGACAUUGCUGUUACUGUGCACGAGUGGCAGCACUGAUUACUGAAAUGAUCUGGUUAAUUUAAAUGAAACCCAGUCGUCCAAGCUAUUAGAGUCCCUCUCUAAAGAAUCCCUUCAGGUAUUUGAAGGUGAUCAGUGGAGUGGAAUAUCUUCUUCAUUUUCCUGUCUCUGAUAGAUUCUUUCACUGGGUCACUUCCAGGCCAACAGGUCUGACUGCGCUUGUUUCCGUCUUUUAAUCCACCUUUCACGGCAUUUGGUGCUAUAUUUGAUGCCACCGCACAUGCAAAUCAGGGCCAAAGAAGACUGAAUCCAAGUAAUUGAUCUUCUUAACAACUCCCACUCAAUUACAGCAGGUUAAUGCAAGCCACCUCAGGAUUACUCAUCAUCAUGGCUCAAAUGUCAACUGCAAGUGUCCAGUAGCGGGGGGUGCACUGGUAUGUGGGAAGGUGAGAUCACAUGGGCGUGGGUCAGUGAAAACAUUAAUCACUUUUCCUCUCUGCGCAUGCAUGCCCAUAAGUCCGUCCAUUCAGCUGUUCAGAGUAAAGUUUUAAAGGGUUCACUUGCUCUAAAGUGCAGGACGAUAGAGGAUUAACUGUCUCCUCUGGAGUAUUUACUGUGGAACUAAAUAAAGAAUAGACUUCUAAAGAACAAGUGACCUUUCGCUUGUAUUUCAUGCAGUAAAUCAUUCUUACCUUUGUACUACAUCCAAAAAAUCAGCUGUGUCAGUAAGCACAAGUAAAGCCCAUAAUCUAAAGCAAAAUCAUUAGUUCAUGCACUAAUCUACCGUCCGUGCCAAGGUCUUCAUCAACAGGAGAACAAGCGCAGGCCUUGCAAUGGAGGGACUUGGCACCAGGUGUUGCGCUUUAAAUCUACAUGCCAAAAAGUUCAGGGGAAUGGAAGAAAUCUGUGUCCUUACUGUGCGUCUUCCUGCCCAGAUUGCCUUACUUAGCUGCUAAUAGGUUUAACGUAAUCAGCACCAGCAGUAAUUUAGUGAUAGCACUACCUCUGCUGAGCCAUGACACACCCUUGUCUUUAGCCUUUUUUUCCCACCAAAAGAAAGAUAUUCAGGCAGUCACAGGCAUCUUUUCUGAUUGUUUUCAGUGCUAGCUACGGGCUAGUGGGUAGUUCACAAAAACUAAACCCCGAAUCCUCCAAAAUCCAUGAGCCGUGACCCUGCAUGAGUGUCACCACUAUGUGAUAUUUGCUGAAUUAGGGAAAUCUCACAGGAGAUGAAGUCGGUCUCCAGACGGCACUGUGUAAAUCUGCGUGAGACAAGCAGCGUGUUCUGCGACUGUAUGCAGUUUGUGAUUAGUAUUCAGUGGGUCUUGUUUUCCUAUCUUCACUGAGACUCUUCAAUCUCUGUUCAUUAGAUUUUAAUAGGUUUUGUAUCACUGAGGUCAUGAAGGACAUUGCGGAAGAGAAUGCAAAUGUUUCUUUGCGCUGGGUUUUAGUUUGGUGUUGAUGUUAUGCAGCAGCAUUGAAGUGUAGAACAGAGACUUUUCACCUGUGCGAGUUAAAAUAUUGAUCCCAGCAGAAUCAUUGGUCUAUCUGUGGCUCUUGAGCUGAGGCAGAGGCUUAGAUCAAAUCUGGACAGAUGCUAUAGAAGAAGAGUCAAGGGAUGUGAUGAUGAAAGGGCCCGUAACACCUCUCACUCUAAAGUGACAAGGAACACUCAUUCAUCACACUUAUCACACAUUGUGUCACUGUCAAACACACACUUCUACUUCCACAUUAUGCUCACACAACCAUUUUAGAAAGAACUCUGUGUCAGAACACUGAAGGCCAGAUUUAAUCUACUGAGGUCUAUUAAUCCUGGCCAAAGUAAAGAUCCUCUGCCUGAAACGCAGCCUCAUGCUGUGCUGACCUCACAGGAUUAUGCAGGAUGUACUUACCAAUUCCCUUACUGAGCAAAAAGUACUGUAAGCAAUAUCAAAGCAUCCAGUUUCCAUCAUAGACUUCUGAAAGAUUAGAUAACAGUCUUCAAAAACUUUUUACUUCAAUUAAUGAAAGCAAUAGAUCAUACUUAAAGAUAGAAAGAAAGAGAGAGGUUCAGACUUCUGCCAACAGGUGGAGCCAAAGUCCUUUUAUCCUUUUAUCUAUUGUGGACAGAUCACACACACACAAACACACACUCACAAGCAGAUACACAAAUACACACACACUGCUUUCUCUCAAAAAUAGAUAUCUGGCCUAGUUAAUGUACCUUUUUUAGAUUUUCUCUUUACUUAUCUGUUGUGUAAUGCUGUAUUAGCUGCAUUUCUUAUUUUCUCUAAUGUGGUUUUGUACACUUUGAUGUUUGUUUUGGUUCAAGAGCAUAAACUGUAUAAUUCCCACAAGACAAAUAAAACUGGUACUAAUAAAGGCUUAGUCACUAUUUAUUUCCUUACACUAAAUUAGGUUUUUUAUUCAUCACUAACAAUUGAUCCAUAUAGCAGUACAUGAUUUAUGACAAAGAAGGUGAUAGCACUGACAAAUUACUGUGAACUUUUUCAAUCCAGCUAACAUGUUCUUCCUGUCUGUGCUUCCUUUCCAGAUUCUCGCCAUCAUCUCAAUCCUGUUCAUUGUCCUCUCCACCAUUGCUCUGUCUCUCAACACCUUACCAGAUCUCCAGGUCAUAGAUGAGUUUGGCCAACUUAAUGACAACCCCCAGCUGGCCCACGUGGAGGCCGUGUGUAUCGCCUGGUUUACCAUGGAGUACCUCCUUCGCUUCCUCUCUUCUCCGAAUAAGUGGAAGUUCUUCAAAGGCCCACUGAAUGUCAUUGACUUGCUGGCUAUUCUGCCAUACUAUGUCACCAUCUUCCUAACAGAGUCCAACAAGAGCGUACUACAAUUCCAAAAUGUGCGCCGUGUGGUGCAGAUAUUCAGGAUCAUGAGAAUACUGAGGAUCCUGAAGUUGGCCAGACACUCCACAGGACUUCAGUCUUUAGGGUUUACUUUGAGAAGGAGCUACAAUGAACUGGGGCUGCUUAUUUUGUUCCUUGCAAUGGGUAUUAUGAUAUUCUCCAGCUUGGUCUUCUUUGCUGAGAAAGAUGAAGAUGCCACAAAAUUCACCAGUAUCCCUGCCUCAUUCUGGUGGGCAACUAUUACAAUGACCACAGUGGGCUAUGGUGACAUUUACCCACAGACUUUACUUGGAAAAAUUGUGGGUGGGCUUUGUUGCAUUGCAGGAGUGCUGGUCAUUGCCCUACCCAUCCCUAUUAUUGUCAACAACUUUUCUGAGUUCUACAAGGAACAGAAGAGGCAGGAAAAGGCCAUCAAGAGGAGGGAGGCACUGGAGAGAGCCAAGAGGAAUGGCAGCAUUGUGUCAAUGAACUUAAAAGAUGCCUUUGCGCGCAGUAUGGAACUGAUGGAUGUGGUGGUAGAGAAAGGAGAGGACAAAUCUUCCAUGGACAACCACCUCACACCAAACCGUUGGGGUGGCUCAAGCAGGCACUUGUCAGAUACUAAUCUGAGAUCCCCAGAUAAAAGAAACCCAGAGUCUCUUCUGCAAAGCUCCCCUCAACGCAUAACCAUCACCACCACUGGAAGUCCACAGCGGACAAACAGGCCCCCACAGCACCUUAGUGCUCAAAAACUGGAGGAGAUGUACAACCAGAUGACCAAGUCACAGUCUUUCACCAACCUCAACACUACAAGCUCCAUGAGCACCCUGAGCACAACUGUGACUGGCCUUGGCUCGCCUAAGAAAACACACAGCUCUGAAUUUGCAUUAAAAGAGGAAGUAGAACUGGAGAUGAAGGAGGUGCAACCCCCAUCACCAGACAACUUUGCAAGUUGCUCCUCAGACUUUAGAAGAAAGAGCACAGACUCAGGUGAGGCAGACAGUGGCUCGAAUCAAAUCAGACACCCCAAGGCACCACCCAACUUGGAUCUGGGCCUGCUGGGGACCAUUGAUGAACAAAGCUCUCCUGGCAUCAAACUCAAAGAUGGCCUCUAUGAAACCAGAGAUGGAUCUGAGCUCCAAAUAGAGGAAAGGGAGAAUUUUGACGGCGCUGGAGAGGACAUCCCAAGCUCUCCCAGAGCGAAUAACCCUCUGAAAAUGAAAGGGUUGAAGGCUAACUUCAGCAAAACCUCUGCUGAAGGCCCACUAACACCACCCAGCACUACCUCUCCUGGAGACAUCAGCUCCAGCAUCCUGGAAGACGAAUCGCCAGAGGGAGAGACGUCACCACUUAUCCCAAUGGCAGAAGAGCUGUUCCCAAUAUCAGAGGAGGACCCUUGUUCAUUGUCCCCUAAGAGGUUGGUUGUGGACACCCCACCUGGUGAUGAUGACCCAUCCUCAGAAGGCCAUGAUGAGAAGCAUCUGAUGGAGGUUGCAGGUGCACCGCUGUCCCCGAAAACAUCAUCACAAAAUUGCACCCAAGGUGUGGUUGUUGUAGGGGAGGAUGCCAAGACUGACAGCAACCAAAGUGGACACAAAGUGGAGAACCACAUGUUUACAACUGAUAUCCACCUGAUACCUGGGGAAGGCAGUCUCUCACCGACCCUUGAAACCAGCAUGUGAUUGUGAGAGAAGCUAUGCAUAGACCCACUGCAACCUCAGUCAGUGUGUAGGUGAGCAGGAAGAAACAUCAAGGGUGCAGUUGUAGUGACAGAAAUUUUUGCAUGGCAUGACAAGUCCCUUUUACUUGUGUUGUGUAUUGCUGAAAAAGAAACUGCAGUGCUUCGUGCAGAUUCGAGAUCGACUUUGGGACAAACAGUGGGCUUCGAGUGGAGGGUCUAGAGGGAAUUCAUCAACUUGUAUUGACAUUUUGGUCCUCCAGAUGUACAUAAUGACAGUCUCCUUUUUCUAGCAAACAAUGGAAAUGCACAGAGGGACUUAUCUGUAUAAAGCAUGCAUUUAAAAAAAAGACAGGUAUUUUACGGUGCUUAGUUUGCUGAAAGCGCUCCACUGUAAAUAUUAGGACAUCCAAGGCAUUGACAAUGCACAGGAUGGCAAAGGAAUACUCUCUGAUGGUACGAAUAUUUGCAGUGUGAAAGGGACUGGGUGGGGGAUUGAGAGCCCUCAAACUGGGUGUUGCAUUGUAGCGACCUAUAAAAAAACAUAUCAUUACCUUUUGUGGAAAUGCAAAGUGUUCCCAUGACGACCCUGUAAUGUUUGACUAUGUGAAAAAUGGUGUACGAAACUGUAACGUUGACAUUAUUGCUUUUGGUUUUCAUAAUGACUGUUGAACUAUCAGUUGAGCAUCCAAUGUUCAGUCUUUGAAUCAACAACAGUGGGCAAGAAGAACGAAACACCAUAAUUCCUCUGAAUACAUGUAGUUGCCAAAUAACCAGUAAGGACAGGAACUAUCUAAUACCACUGCUACUGAGAAAAAAAAAAAACUAUCAGUCUAAGAAUUCAGGACAAAGUUGAAGAUGUUUAGUUUCCUGUUCAGCCUUUCAAUUUCAUCAAAAAACACAAAAAUUAACCUUAUUUAUUCUCUGACAUAAGAUAUAUACACAUGUAAAAGUAGUUCCAAGAAUAAACUAAGAAAUACUUAGGUCUAAACUGGUUGUAGAGAAGUUCUUCUGUAGGUAAGUGAGAUUCCAUAAAACAGAGUAAAUACUAUUUAUUAAUUCAGCACAGUAGUUCUGAUCAUCACUACACCUAUAUGCUUUAAACGACAAUUAUCCAUUUUGGCAAUUCAAAGGGAUAGACUACAACAAAAAAAAGACAAUAUUCCUUGUGGAUCAAUGGACCAAAUCAAGCACAGUGACAAGCUUUUAACUAUCUCAGCUGCAUAGAAACAUAUACAGUGAUGAAAUGUGUUAUGAGUAGUUUUAUCUCUAUAAUUUUAGUUUCUUUUCUACCUGCAUUGUGUUCAUUGUCCUUUCCUCAGCGCCCUGAUGUCUUUGUUGAGAUUUGUUCCAAACAACUGCGAGUUUUAUCCGAUUCUGCUGACGAGUUUAAGGCAUUAUUUUUGUAUAUCCGUAGUGUCUUGAUAUGUAAUUUAUUGUGUUUUCUUGUGAACAAAACUGUUUUCAGUCAAACUUAAACCCAAAGGAGAUUUUUUUCUUGUCUUCUUUCUUGCUCUUUUAUUUUUGUUUUUACACUGACUGAAAAUAUCUGUUUUAUGUUGCCUUUGAUUCCAAUUUUACAGCUGGAAUAUUUGUGUAUUAUUUCAGCAUGACACUUGGCUGAGUGUACUAGAGCUGUGUUUGUGAAAGCCGCACAAACCCGAAUGGUACCGACCGGAAGUAAGUGGGUGAAUUGUUUGUUUUGUUUCUUUUCUUUUUCUUAUUAUCAUGUCUUUAUGUUCUCACAGAGAGGUGUGGAAUGUGCAAUACCGCAUACUGCAAAUCUAUGCAGGCCAAGAAUUGUGGCACUUUAUUUUCUGUCUAUGGGAUUUCUAAGUGUACAGGCAGAAAUUACUUGUAUUUUUCAAAUGUUAUAUCUUUAAUAUGAGGCAGAACAGUAUUACAACUACCAGAAUCUCAAAAACAAUGCAAAUGAGAAUUUAAAUUUUACUUUUUCAUAUUCUGUAGCUGGCAUGUGAGGUCAAGCACCCUUAUGCCAGAUAUCAAUGGACCUCAAAUUUAAUUAUGAGUGGGAAUGGGCAUCCAAAUUGACUACUUUUGGCCUUUUAUAUUGCUGUUAGAUUUACUCUAAAAAAUCUGACAAAUUUCUGUGGGAAAUAUGAAAACAGUCUAAUUUCAAUGGCCACACACAAAGGAUUUUAUGUUUUUUGUGAAUUAAAGUUGAGAAUGAUUCUAUUUUUUCUAAACCAAAAUGGAGCACGACCACAAUUUCCUGCCAUAUGGUGGUUGAAAUGAUGCGUGCCUUUUCAUAACACUGCAGUUUAUGAGAAGGUAGCGAGUCAUUUUGCUUUGUUCAUAUAGCACUGUACAGAAAAUUCUAAUUUUAUAGGAGAAAUCAGGUCUUUAUGUAAUAGAUACAAGUAAUGUUAUUGAGUUCUCAGGUUUUCUAUAACUCUCUGAUGUUCUGAUUGGAUAGAAUCUCUGUUUUUUCUUUAACAGCUCAAUGUCAACUAGUAACUUCUGUACUUUUUGAAGGUGAUGUUGUCAAAUCCACAUUGAUGUCUUGGCUCCUGGAGUAAGGAGCGGCAAUAUUUCUUCCUCCUCCUCGGUAAUCUGUGUACCACAUUAAGUGUCCACCCCCAUCAGCGUUCAGUGAGGCAGGAAGCAGCACAAACAAAGAGACAGAAACAAGUCGGACUGGCAGAGUUUUAACACUGAGAAAUAGAAGAAACUAGCGUGCGAGUCUAGCUUACAGCAGACAGGUAGAAAAGGAUCCCUGAACUGAUACAUCUGAUUAUUUCCCAUGCUGACAACAUUGAGUGCUCCAAUCCCUACAGCUUCAGAGGCUCUAACCCCAUGGCAUGCCCUCAGGAACAGCAAUCAAUGAAGUAAAGAAAGGCCAGGUUAAUGGAAGGUUAUCAGAGUAAAGAGCAGAGGUGAAAUUGAGUCCUCCCAUAUGGUAACAGCACAUUAGUGCUCAGCUGUGGUCCAUUUUUCUCCUUGCUUGUGCACGUACUUAAAGCCCAGAUUAAAAUAAAUGAACUCAAAGAUUCAUGUAAGAGCUCUUUUGAAAUUAUUGAUCCCUGAUCAGGCAGAUAGAUUCUUUGGUACUCCUCCAAAGUAAAAGCGCUCACCAGUGCUAGUUGUUAUUUGAGGUAUUCAUUUGUCCUGUUUUUAAUGGAGGAAGUGACAUGACAACACUUUUUUUUCUGUAACUAAUUUAAUGUUUCUCCUUCAUCCCUUGUUUUCUAGUAACUAUGUGUAAGCCUCAAGUAAUCCUUCAUUUUGACAGGUGGGGUAGACGAAACAAAGGAUUUGGAUUGAUCAGCUAUAUUCCCCGGGGAUGAUGUUUGUGUGGAUACUUAAAUUAGUUCUAAGAGCUGGCAGCAAAUGAACUGUGCUCUGUCUUACUGUCUCACAAUGGCAUUAUCAUCUGUGAUACUGUACAGAGUGGAAGGUUGUGUCUUUAUUUUCUCUGAGAGAAUGGGUAUUGUCCAUGUGGCUCAUGCGUGCUUAUCAAACCCUGCUCCCUAAAAUGCAUUAAGCAUUGUUUUUUUUUCUUAUUUUGAUGUAUUCUGCCUCCUACAUCUUUUUUUUUCAGCUUUCGAGAACAUAAUCAUUAGACACAUUCUGAGCUACAGACUGUUUCUGUACAAAGCAACAUCUUUGUAUGCAUGUAGUAGUCCGAACAAUUAUGUGACCACAGAACACUUUGUUAUGGUACAUGUAUGUCAACAUUUCUGUAGAGCAUUGUUCCCCAUUACGUCUAUUAGCAUAUGCAGAAUAACAAAUAAAUGUGUAUAUAACUCACGUCUUCCUGUU
This is a messenger RNA of Xyrichtys novacula (pearly razorfish), 90837 nucleotides long. NCBI's taxonomy places the organism in Eukaryota, Metazoa, Chordata, Actinopteri, Labriformes, Labridae. The record is from the annotation of a GenBank genome assembly.